AUGUUUGAAACAAUAGGUAAGACAUGAUACCAAAACACAUUUAGAUACUUAACAAACCCUUUUCAUUCUCUUUUUAAGGAGCUAUGGUGAACUGUGUUUCCUCGUGUUUAUCUAAAUUCAGGAGAAAUACAUGUGACGUUCAUCGGUAAACAGUUCACUGAGAUGAAGUCCUGGUGGAGAUUAAUGUCUAAGACUGCUGGCAAGAAAUGCUUAUAGAUCUAUAUGAAGAUGUAUUAUGCCAAGUGAGGUCAUUGGUCCAUCUUGCUCAGUACUCUUGACUAGGAGCAGCUCUCUAAGGUCUUAGGCAGAGCUAUUUAUCAGCCCUGUUAGCAGUGUUAGAAACAAAUGGCUCCUUAAACCAAGGUUACAUUCACCAAAAUGGAAUGUCUAGUUGCCAUUUUGGGGCAAGCCAGCUCCAGUGUCUCAUUUUUCAAAUGAUAUACUGACUGCGAUUGAUUCUCUGUUAAACAUCUGGCUAGCUCAGAUGACUGCCUUGAACUAGGUUAAGAACUUUGACAACCUAAAGCAUGGCAGUGGGGUGGGGUAAGUGAAGUGAAGAUGCACCUCUAGAUGGUGUAAAUGCCAGGUUACAUUCUGGCACCCUGGCAUCUUCAUUGAGUCUCAAGUGACCGAUAGCCAGGUGCAAAAUGCACCUGGUGCUUGGCUUAUUUCAAACACUGCCUAUUAGCUGAUAAUUUUUAGCUAGAGAUUGAACUUGGAGCCAUCUGCAUGUAAAGCAUAUUCUCAGCCUCUGAGUUAUAGCCUCUUGCAGAUGGGUGUUGGUGUCCAAGGAAGAGGUGAAGUUGAUCUCAUUAGUUAAGCCAACACCUGAAGCAGAUAGUAGAACAAUGAAGCAAGGUGAACAGGCCCUGGAUGGGGAAGACAGCUGUGGCUCAAUCUGGGACAGAAGGCCAAAGGGCAAGACAAAAUAAACAGGGGCCUUCAAAGGCAUUUCGUAUGGAACAAAGCCACGUCUCAAGUAGUAUGGUUGGAAGGACAUUCCCAUAUAUGGAUAGAGGAGAAUGAUUGGACCAUGUUAUUGGUACAUCCAUCAAUCAAUGAUUGGGCCAUAUGAUUACUAUUGUCUGGAAAGGAGGACUAUACAUUCCUGAGCUUCAAAACAAUGGUGCAUCCAUCAUUUUGUGUUAGCUCCCUGAUAAAAAUCCAUUCAGGAAAUCAGAAUCCAUUUGGGCCAUGGGUUAACUGUAGAAAGCUAAAAUGCAGUCACUUAAAAGUAUAAUUAAAUGCAUAUUCUGCUAGUGUUGUGCUGUGACAGGGCAGUUUCCACUAAACCGGAUGUUUAAAAAAAGUGUGUGGAGACAUCCACAUUUCCAUCUUGUUUUAAGAGCUGAUAAAGUAGCAUGUAAGCAUCUAUGCCUAACAGUAUAUACGCACAUUAAGGGUACCAAGUAAUAGGGAAUAUUCUUUCAGAUACUCACCGGGCCCUCCAGGCAGUGGAACGCCUGCAAGCUAAGUUACGGGAACGAGGUGAUACAGCAAAUGAAGAGAAACUGAGUUUACUGAAAUCAGUGCUGCAAAGUCCUUUGUUCAAUCAAAUCCUAAACCUUCAGGCUUCUCUUCCACAAUCAAGAGAUCAGGUAGGAUGGUACCAUCUCCAGGGGAAAGAGGAAAUGCCAAUAUGACUUUGUCAAAUCCUUUUAUCUGAUAACUCUCUGAACAGCUUGCAAAAUAGACGCCAAACAGUAAAAAGGUCCAAAAUUUUCCUUGUAACUUAGCAAGUUUGGCAUUCUUAAAGUUAAUUUAUGCAGUUUUCUCACUGAAUACUGAUCAUAGGUAUAACCUGUAAACUUUAGGAAUACUAUUACUACUGAACUUAGGAUAACUGGUAUCACACACUAUUUUCCCCAAGGUGUUUUGUGAAGAAUGGUGCCAUUUAACCUCUGUCAGACUAGCUUGAGAGUAGUGGGGAUUCAUUCUUUGACCUUAUUUUUAGCUGUUGGAAAUAAAAGAGAAGUUUCACAUUUGCACUGACAUUGUGAGAUGAAUAUAUAUAUUUAUUUCACAAAAUGUGGAUACCUCAAAGCCCUCAAAGUGGUUUGCAUAAAAGAUAAAACAAUAAAAUUAUUAUUGCUAAAAACAUUACAACCGUUUGCUAACUUGUGCAACACAGAAGAAUGCUGGUGUUAAGCCCUGCCUUGAGUUAUGUGACGCAUGCCUGUGGAAACAUACCAUUCGUAAUGAAGGCCCGACUCCAGCCAUUAUCAGGAAUGUGAUAAGAAUGGAAUGCAGUUGUCAUAAGGAAUAUGAAUCGCUAACAGUGCAGAACUAUACAUGCCCGCUCAGAAGUAAAUCCCAUUGAGUUCAAGGGGCCUGAUCCUCAGUUAGGUGAGUGUAGACUUGUAGUCUAACAUGCCUGGUUUUCACUCAAAUGAGUGGAACACAAAUGUGUGAGGUGCUGGUCAUAGUUUAAAUAUAGAGGCAAUUGUCACACAUCUUUUUUAUUUAGUUAAAUGUGGUGCAUUGAAGCGAGUAUAACAACAACAACAACAACAACAACAACAACAACAACAACAACAACAACAUUAUUCUUUGUACCCCGCUCAUCUGACUGGGUUAUGACAAAUUUAGUAUAACAUUAGUAUUACUGCUACAUAUCUCAGCCAUUAGCCACCUUUUGAAGAAAUGAAAACAUAAAAAUCUUUUACUUCUAUUUUUCCUUUUGCUAGAAGCAACAACGUCUUUGCUCAUCCACGUAUAAUAUGGCUUAUUACAUUCUGAGCCCCCUGUUAUCAUUAUUACAGUGCCUUUACUCUUCUGCGCUAUGUAUUUUUUUUAAAAAAUGUGCAUUUUUGGGCAUAGUUGGGAAAGAAUUCCUUUGAUGAGAUAUGGAGCUUCCUUGUCUGCGUGCUAAAGGGCUGGAAGAACCAAAGCUUAAGGAGUUUUUAGUUAUUUGUUUCAAACAUUUCACUUAAGCGUGGAUGUUUUAUAACUGAUGCUCAGAUGCCUGUUGAUAGGUUGCCUUGUAAACCUUUUCAUUAAAAUAAACAAGAUUUGUUGCUUAUGUUGAGGAUUUUAAAAUGCAAAGUAAGCAAGAUAAGUAGGAAGAAAAUCCCAACAGCUAGGGACUAAACCAAACUGAAUCAAUUCUCUCUUUCAGAGAGAGAAACUGGUACUUUGCCUUCAGCACUCAUUUGCAUGUCAGCACGCUAAAAGCAAGCGCAUAUUUUCCCUCUGAGCAUUCCCACUCUGUCCGUUUUUCUAAGUCUGAUGCCAUAGCAAAAGCCCGGUGUUUGAAGAUAAGGGAGCAACGACAAAACUAAAAGAAAUAAAAAUAAAUUCUGCUCUUGUGAUAUAACGAACUUCUUAAGUCUUCAUUUGGCUUUUGUUUAUAAUUUGGAAUAUUUAAAUAUUCAAAUAAAAACAACCACAACCACCACUCAGUGUUGGCAAUCCAGCUUUCGCUCCAACAGUGCUUGCUUCCCCUCCUCCACUGGAAAAGCUCAAAGCUGUGCUAAUGAGAAAAAUCCCUUUCCUUGGCUGGGUGACAUUCUUCAAAUUUUUUUCAUACAAGUUUGAAGAUAGAUUUUGCAGGGUGGAAAAUUACUGACUGCAGUGUAAGGGGUCUAGCCUGUCUUCACGUGCACCCCUUUUAAGUCCUGUUUCUACUUCCUUAGUGGUUUCCUUCUUUCUUUCUUUCUUUCUUUCUUUCUUUCUUUCUUUCUUUCUUUCUUUUGAUAGUGGCUUCAACCGGAGUUGCAUUGAGAUGUAACUAUGCUUGCUUUCCUUUGAUUUGUAGCCUGUGCACAGCCCCAGCUGGAAAAAAAAAGUGCUGGAGCUUAUCUUGUAUUCCACUGGGAAAAAAUGUGUGAAGAAAAACAGCAGAACCAGACAACUGGUUCUGUUGCAGGCAGUUCUGGCGUUACUCGGAGGCUGUGGUAUUAUUCACUCUUAUUUACAUGGGUCUAAGUCCCAUUGAACGCAGGACUGAUUUCUGAGUAGACCUGCACAGGAUUGUUCUGUAAAUUGCAGAACUACUUAAUUACCCUAAACACCAAACUAUCCAGUGUGGAUCACACCAAAUCCUUUUGCCAUUGUCUUUCUACCCAGCUACAGAUUGCUCUUGGUUCAGUGCUUCCUGCUUUUAAGAACCAUGUCUGUACCAACGUUCCUUCAAUUAAGACACUGAGCUCUCAGAGAAAGAUAUCACAAGUCGGAAGUCCCCUGUGAAAAUCAUGGCACUGUGCUAAGCACCUUCUCCACCUUGGGGAAAUUAUAAACCGUCAGUGUAGAAGGUGCUGGACACAAGACUCAGCUGCAAAUACAAUGUUUUAAGUGUGUUUUGCAUGCAUUAUACAAAUGUGACACUAGAUGGCAUUAGUCUUAUACAUGGGGGGUGUUAUACAUGGAAAAAUAUGGUACUCCUUAGAGGCAUAACCUUUCAUGGAAGCCACUGUUGCCAUCAGCUUUUUUAAGUUGGAAAAGAAGAAAUAUAAACUAGGUUCUGAGACCAGUUCAAAUUUCCAAGAGUUUUGUGCAACUUCCAUUGCUAUUUUAUCAGGUAGUCCAAUUGCAUAGUUUUCUUUAUACAUAUAAGGCAAUAAAUUCAACCAUGAUCAUAGUAUCCCUGUUUUCAGCAGUGGACAGCGCAGUGGGGCUGCUCCGCUUACCUGAGCUCCCCUCAGCUGAGUUGCGUCUGCAUACUGGGAGGGAGAGGGGAGCACGAGGAGGCAGUAAGUUUUGUGCAAUGCAAAUGAGCCAGCAGGAGCACCGGAUUGGCUCUCCUGGUUUGCUUGCAGCAUGCCAGCUUCAUCACUGCUUCACCUCUUGCCCUCUCCAACUCAAUAUGCAGCAGCAACCUGGCACAAAGGAGCUCAGGUUAAGUGGCGCUGUGUCUUAGUGCCCAUUUUAAGCACAGAAACCAACCCCAUCUUUAUGUGUUCCUACAUGCAUUGACACCCUAGCUCCACCUUCCUAGCAAAACUUGUGCUCCUGUAGGUUGCAGAUGAAAUGCUUUACCAAAGAAUGCACUUUGAACAAAGAACAAGCAGGGAUCUCCUAAAUUUUAUUGCCCUUGCUCUCCUUCUCUUCGCUCCUUUCAGUGCGAGUUAAGGCAAAAGUUUUUGAAAUAAGUGCUCACUCUCAUUUUGUUGCCUAAAAUGCUGACAUUCCAUAAAUGCAACUGAAGUAGAUUUUUUUUUUAAUUGGAUAACAUUUCAAACAAAAUACAGAAAGUAGCAUUUGAUUGCAAUGAAAGUUACCCAAAUGUACAUUUUAUCAUAUAUUGUGGCAUCGAAGGGUGGUGGGUUUUUUUUUUGUUUCCUUCCAAAUUAUGCCAAUAUUGCAGAUGUUAUAUACAGUAAAAGGAAAGGCAAUUGUGGCAAAUUAGCUUAAGGCAAUUUAUAGAACAAAGCUAUGCUCUUUUCAUACAGUACAUACAUAAUCACUUUGCUAUAAAGCUACCUCAUCAUGGAGUUAACGGUAGCUUUUUUAUUGUGAAGCAGAACACUUUAUAUGCAAUGAAAAAUAUGACUUACAACUACAAAAGGCAUUAUUGUUGUGUGGCAGUGAUCACUGAGCUACUUUAGAAUAUGUCACAUCUGAACUGAAUCACAUGCAGAUACAGACACUCAGAGAGUCCUAUUGUUUCCUGUGGAAAUACUUAAUCUGGAUGAGCACACACCUGCGUUUCUCUCCCCACCCCAACCCCAAUUUAUUUUAUUAAACUUCCAGAAAUUCCAGCUACAAUUCCAAUACAUAUUAAAAAAAACAUUCUUUUAUAUUAUUGACUUCCCAUCCCAUUUUCUGUGAUGUUUUUCUUAUCCCCUUCUUGCUGCACCCUGGUUUCCCUUUUUCUUUCUUUUUUUUAACAAAAAUCGUAAUACAACAGUCUCUAGUUCUUUCUGCUACUCAUAAUUCAAAUCCUGCUCAUGGGUUCUUCAAAUUAGAAUAUUGGAUUGGUUCAAAUAAUCCGGAAAGGGCUUCCAUUCUUCCAAAAAUAAAAACAAAAAAUCAUCAAUUGAUUCUCUUAUUUUAGCUGUUAGCUUUGUUGAUUCGACAUAGUCCAUAACUUUGCUUAUCUAUUCUUCUUGAGUAGGAACUUCUUCCUUUUCCCAUUUUUGAGUGUAAAGGAUGCUAGUUGCUAUAAUUACAUACAUAAACAACUUAGCAAUCUUUUUUGGAAUUUCUGUCCCUAGCAGUGUCAGGUUUUUUGGGGCUUACUUUAAACAUCUUUUUUUUUUAUGUCACCAUAUAUCAUUUCCCAUAAUGCCCUGCCAACCUACCAGUUCAAAAACGAGUAGAUAAAUAGGUACCACUGUGGCAGGAAGGUAAACAGCGUUUCUGUGCACUCUGGCACUCGUCACGGUGUCCCGUUGCACCAGAAGCGGUUUAGUCAUGCUGACCACAUAACCUGGAAAGCUGUCUGGGGACAAGCGCCGCCUCCCUCGGCCUGAAGCGAGAUGAGUGCCGCAUCCCAUAGUCAAGUUUGACUGGACUUAACCGUCCAGGGGUCCAUUACCUUUACUUUACCUUCUAGGUAUUCACACAUAAACUGUAGCUGUGUGGUUCUGAUGCCCCAAGUGCAUGUACAUAGGGCCAAGAAGAAUCAGUCUGAGAGUAGGGAAUACCACCUUUUCCUUGACAGAAGGCCAUCUGUCCUGAACUGGUGAAUUUAACAGGCAGAAAUUAAUUGGACCAUCUUUCCCAUCACUGUAUCUCUGUGCAGAGAAAAAUGGCACGUGUUCAGUUCCUGCUCAUUUCUAAAGCUGUUGGGGAUUUCUUGAGGGAAAGGUGCUAAUCCUAGCUGGAGCCAGAGUAGUACAGUAGGUCAAGAUUCAGAUACUCAUGUGCUAGCUUUGGGCAAGUCGCUAUGUCUCAGCCCUCACAGGGUGGUUGUGGAAGAGGCCAGACAUGUAGGACACACUGAAUGUUGGAAAGUGUUACAGAAACGAUUGGUGUAUUCACUGAACAGGACAAGAGUGUCAUUAACCACGACUUGAAGCUGUCAUGUCACUUAAAUUGUUUACUAUUGGCCAAUUGCAUUCACGGUGGCUAAAAUAUUUUUUUUCCCCAUACACCUGAGUUACUCUCUCGUUUUUGUGUUUGGCUUGGUUUUACCCACCCCCUCUGCUGCCCUGUAAUGCAGUAACCAGAAGCCACUUUGUCUGACAUAGUCUUUUCACAUUAAGCUAAUCCCCUUUGAACAGGCAACUCAAUUUCUUUAAUUAGCUUUAAGAAUAAAGAUCAUUAGAGUGGAGUGCCACUAUCAAUUACUAUGGACAAGUUAGUAGUCAAUAAUACAUCAGAACUCUACCAUAGUCUAUACUAAAGCAUUAUUAAAAAACAACAAGAAGUCUUAGGAUCUUGAAUUAGAUGAAUUAAGGUUAUGUUUUCAUUCUUCUCUUCUGCAGCUGAUCUAAAGGCAUACUAGGAAGCUGUGCUUCACUUUUCCCAGGGUGGAUUUGAUUUAAAUCAAAUCGAUUUAAAUCACUAUUUAAAUCACUAGUCAGUAAGGCUUGAUUUAAAUCUUUUUUAUUUUAUUUUACUGAAAGGCAUUCCUGCUAGUAUAUUCUUAAUAUUUACAACCAGAUGAAGGUUUCAUUUUUGGAAUAAUAAUUUUUCAGAAUAGUUUUUACAGUUAUAUAAAAAAUUACUGAUUUGGUUAUACUGUUAGAAAUACAUACACAGAUAAUUAUUGUGAGGUUUAAUAAGUUAUCUGUUUAUAUUUGGACAACUUUUCUGCUGUACUUUAUUGGAAGGAGAAAAAUAAUCAUUUCCUUAAUAACAAUUUAAACAAAUUAAUUCAAACAAUAACAUUAUAGUAUAUGUAUCCAUGUUUGUUAACUGAUGUAGUUAAACUAAAAAAAAACAAAAAAAACCCCUUAGACUGAGUUUCAGCACACAUGAAAAACUUAAAACAAAUCCUUAUUUCCUGAUGGCCUUUGGACUAUAAUGUAACUUAAAUAGAAAACUAUCUUUAGAAAGAUUUUUUUUCCUCCAAAAGCAUUUUAUUUUAAAAAUCCAAUUUAAAUUAAAAAGAUUGAUUUAAAUUAAAACAAAAUCCAAUUUAAAUUAAAACAAUCCAUUUUUUAAUAUAUAUAUUUUAAAAAUCAUUGAUUCACCUUGACUUUUUCCCAUUCUACCUUUGGAAGGGUAGUAAGAGAGAAAUAUUUUCUUUCUAAAGCAGUUUCUUUGCAUUAGCAGAAGCAUGCUAUGUUGUUCCCUAAGAGAGGGGAGAAUUAAUAGUUUGAUGAGCUUCCAAGAGCUGUGAUUUGUUAAAAGCAUUGAAGCCUGUCCCCAUUUUAUAUUUCAAGAGAGAUGGCCUUUGUUUUCCUUGUGAGAACAUUAAGUCAUAUUUUCCAGCAUUCUGUCUUUUGACAGUGGAUGCACCCAAAAUAGCCCUUAGGCUGCUAUAGAAUGAUCUAUCCAAAUGUUUUGUUUGUAAUGUCUAAGAUCUUCUCCUGGUGCUAUAUUCCCCAAAGUUUAGAAAUAAUCCUACGGACCACUGCUUCUUUCAGCUGGUUUCUGCUGGCUAUAGCAUUUGUAAUGUGUCAUGCUAGAUGCUGUGUGAUUUCGAAUUGUAAUUUUAUUGCUUCUUUUAUUUCUUAUGUUCCACAAAAUUCAAAUGGUAAUAAAGGAAAAUAUAAUAUAAGGAAUAAAAGAAGCAAUGAAAAUAUAAUUGAAAAUCAAUAUGAAUAUUAAAUGCAGACGCACCACGGUUUGGCACCCCAGACAUACCUAACACAAGUACAUAAAUAUACAACAUUUUGUUCAUAUAUUAGAAAUAAUUGAAGAGCACCUUAUCUCCCUACAUAAUAAUUAUUAGCAAUCAAUAAGCGAUAUAGUUUCAGAAAGUAUAGUAUACUAUGCAGAAAAGCUGUUAUACUUAUCUGUAGCCAUACCAUAUCUGUUUUUUAUACCUUCAAUCUACAGAAGUAAUUUACUUCUAAAAAUUUCCUUUUUUUGUUUUCUGCGACGCAGUUGGACCAUUUCAAACCAUUUCUGCUAUUCUUUUAUCAUAAGUGGUUGCUUGUUGUUGCAUAUUUGAGCUACUGACAGAUUGACAACAGUUAAUAAAUUCCACACCAGUUAUUUGGGGUUUAAUGUGAUCAUCCUGAUAGCCCAACAAAACUGUCCAAGGAUUUAAUGGUAUAACCUAAAGGGUCAUUAGUGUGAUUAAUCUGAUUACUUCUUCCCAAUAUUUCUUUAUUAAUGGGUGGGACCACCAGAUCUGCAUUUGAGGAUCUACACCUCAAGUCUUUGUCCUAACUCCCAGUGUAUAUUUUUCUCAGUCUAUGUGGUAAAGCAGUUGCUAACAUUCACUUACAUUUUCUAGUCUUUGGUUAUAAAUUUUAUGCCAUUCCAGCUCAGGUUUCUCUGUCCAUCACUUCCUUAUAUUUCUUCUCAAACUAUUGCCAAAAGCCCCUUUAUUGUUAUCCUUCUAAAAAUCUUACCGUCUACAUGCCAUUUUCUGUGCCCUCAUGUUCCCCGCCCCCCAAAAUAACUUCUUAACUGCCACUAAGAAAGUCAAUGUGUGGUUAUACUAAAUUUCAAUUACAGUUGACUCUUAAGCCAGCAGUGUGUACAAUAUUUAUCAUACAGUGUUCCAUGAUUUGUUUCAUGACUUCUGUAGUGUUUUAACUCUGUUUUGAACACGUGUCGUAUCAUUAAGGGCAUGAUAAACCUCCAAUGUUGGAUUAUGUGUGAGUUUUUUCUAUUUUGUUUUGUGUGUUUUGCCCAGUAACUGUGUGUUCUUAUGUUCUUCACAAAUAAAAUCCAGUAAUGUUGCAUAAUUUUUUAGGUACAUGUUGUACCUUCUAUCUCCUCAUCUGGCGAGCUCCUACAGCUUUCUCAUCAUGCUGCUAUUGUGGAAACUUCACUCCCAAAUGAAUCCUAUCUGUUGGCUCAGCAGAAUGGCAGUCUUUCUAGUGGGCUAGAAGCAGCUGCCCGAUCUCCUCAGAUUAUUGUGAAGUCUGCUAGUGAUGACUUUGAACUGCUGAUCAGAAAUAUGGCACAGGUAGGACUUCAUAACUUGAAUUAACUGUCUGGCACUGUGGCCUUCUGCUAGGGCAGACAGGUCCAACCGGUUGACCGCAAUCUACAGGUAGAUCCCCAGAUGAUCUAAUUGAUCCCUAAGUGGGAUCCAGCUGUAGUGGGCAAUGAAUGUAUCCACCCCCGCCCCCCCUUGGGCAGUCAUUAGGUGCCCGCUGCUGGCAAUUUGGGAAAUGAAAGUUGGCUUUAGCGCCGUGUGUGUUUCAAAGCUGUGGAUUGUUUGGUGUGCGAGUUAUGGCACCCCCCCUAAAAAUAACUCCACAACCCUGUGCAUUAGUCCCCAAAAAUAGCUCUAUAGCUCAUGGUACUCUCCCCUAAAAAAGCUCAUCAACCCUGUGCAAUCGUCCCUCCAAAAAGCUCAACAACUCUGGGGCACUCCCUAAAAAAAGCUAAACAACUCUGGGCAAUCCAUCCAUCCCUUCCUUCCUUCCUUCCUUCCUUCCACCCACCCACCUAGCCACCCCACGCAUGCUCCUCCUCUCUCCAACGACAGUGGGUAGAUCACUGCCAGUUUUCCUAUACUGGGAGUAGAUUGCAGUCUCUUGGGAGUUGGACGUGCCUGUGCUAGGGGAUUAGGAAUAUGCCACAAGUUUUCUCGAUUUUUACGAGCUUUGCCUCCCAAAUGUUAGCACUACCUGUAGUUACUCCAAACGCAAGUUCCUAACCCACUUUUGCAUGGUUGCAAACUGUGAUUUGUCACUAAAUUUGGUUAGUGAACAUGCUGGUGGAUAUGUAAAGGUAACCGUACUUAGUCCCAAAACUUGAAAGAGAAGGGUGAAGAGAUGCUUCAUUGUGGGAUGCCCAGACUGCCUAACCACAGUGAUCAGAACAGGACCCCUUCAUUAUGCCCCUACUGGAUUAAUUAUUGCCUGUUUGUUUAUUUGUAAUUUGUUUCGUUAAACGUGCACAAACUUUGAAACCACAUUGCUUCUGAAUUUGUUUCAAAAUGGUGCUGGUUUUUCUUACAGGGACGCCUUGUUGAAACCAUAGAACUUGUGAAGCCUCUAAGCGGUGGCCUAGGCUUCAGUGUAGUUGGCCUGAAGAGUGAAUAUAGAGGUGAACUGGGCAUAUUUGUGCAGGAGAUUCAAGACGGAAGUGUGGCACAAAGGUGAGAUUGCCAGGAACCACUUUCUUAGUCAGAUUUUAGAGAUGGGAAGAAAUCUGUAAGAGACGUGCCACUUUUAGUCAUGAGCAAUAGUAUAACAGCUACAAAGGGAUGUAUUGCUCACGACUGAUAGCUCAUUGGAAGUUAUAAAGAUUGUAAUAUUCAUGCCAUUCAUGUACAGUUUGAAUUUCAGAUCUUUCUGAAAUGGCUCCUUUUCCAAAUUGUUUAUCUAUUUUUUAAUCAUUGUGUUCAUUUAUACAUGUUGCAAUUUUCCUUUGUUGUGUGGCAAAGGAUAAGGACUGCCCAGAAAGUAUCCCACCCUUUUUAAUAUUCUUUUGGGAGCCGCCCAGAGUGGCCGAGGAAUGAAUGAACAAAUAAAUAAAUAAAUAAAUAUUCCAAAGUUCUUAUGACCUCUAUUUCCUCUUCUCACACUCUGUCCCAUUGCAACCAGUAUAUUGUUAACUCCUUCCCCUGCCUAGUUUUUCUUUUUUUAACAAGGUGAAUCUGUUGGUUUCUAUAAUUUCUUUGAUUCUUGAUAUUUCUUUGUUUCAUUCUUCUUCUGUAUUGAUGUGUGUAUUCUGCAGGUUGUUUUGUACUGCUGUGGGAGCUUUUGGUUUAAAGGGCAGCAUAUAAAUUAAUAAAAAUAAAAAUAUUUUAAAAUUCUACUGAUUUCAGCAGAAGAGAAUUAAACAUGAGUUUCAUUCUCCCGUUGGAAGCAAUGACACUUGACAGGACUUAGUUUGUGACCAAUAUAUUUUGGGCACAUAGGUUUUAAAGACUGUUUAAUAAAUUUAUUGAUCCUAAAAAGAAACGUGAAUUAGGCUCACAGCUUACUUUUAUUCAGCUUACUUUGACUCAAGUCCGAAGAAAGGCAGAUUAUGUGUUUCCCUGAAAAUACAUUCUCCACCGGCAAAUGAAUGAAUCCCUUUUGUGACUAAGUUAAGAGCAGAAAGAUGUCCUUUACAAUGUAGUUUGCUUCUUUGGUUUUAAAUAAGGAAGGCUAGUCUCCUCCCCACCUCCCUCUUACACACCUGAUGGCAGUGUUUGGUAAGUAAACUGUAUGGAUUGAUGAAUAUUCAGUACUUGUACCGUGAAUGAAGUAGAGCACAUGCUCUGUUAAGCAGCAGGCUCAAAGUCAAGAAUGAAGUUCCCAGGCUAUAGCUGGAAGAGCUGGAAGCAACCCACUUGUAAUAUGCUUAGUCUCGGAUGCGGGUGCAGGGAGAAGGAACUACCGUAGCUGUGGGGUGAAGCCAGGAGACAGUGGCAGUGGGAUUAGCUUCAAAGAAAGCUGAUCACCAGGGUGCCAAAAUAGUUGCUCACAGCAAAACUGUAGGGAAAGAUUUUUUCUAAAAAAAAAAUAAAAAAAAAUUGGGUGGGGAAACAGAAAAACAGGAUUAAAAGAAACUAUUUUGGAAAAACUGACAAACUAAUAUUUGGUGGCACUUAAUUUUGAUAAUUUCUUUUACCCUUUGCUUGCCUACAAUAGAGAUGGAAGGCUGCAGGAAGCCGAUCAAAUCCUUGCUAUUAACAGGCAACCCCUUGACCAGACCAUCACGCACCAACAGGCUAUCGGGAUCCUACAGAAAGCAAAGGAUUGUGUCCAGCUGGUUGUGGCCAGGGGCGCCUUGCCUCAGCUUAUCAGCCCUGUGAUUUCUCGGUCCCCAUCAGCUGCUAGUACAAUCUCAGCCCACUCCAAUCCAGUGAGUACAUUGUAUGAGCAUUGAAAACAAGCAUGCCUUCCUUUUUCUUAGCUUGUCGGUGGUUGUAGUUUAUAUGCUGUUUUCCGUAGUCUUGUAGACUAAUCACCCCUUGCCUCAAGGUCAAGAAAGUCAUGCAUAAUCUUCUCCCUGAACAUUAAGCAGGUGGUUGAGUCAAACUGCAUCUCCAAGUGAAGUUUUCCCACGCUGUCAAUUUGUCUCCUAGUGCUCAGGCAACAAUGUUCCUUCAGUAGGAAGGUCAGAGGUGCAGAAUUUGUGGCUCUUCACAUGCUGCUCCCACCUGGCUUUGAGUGCCCUUUAAGUUUCAGAUUAUUUGCGGUAGGGUAGACUUGGUGAAUCCAUAGAUGGAAAGAAGCCCAUGCCUUCAGGCUCCAAGAAUGAUGACCAAGUACCAGUCAAGGUAUCAGACCCAUUUGGAUUGUGGGCAAGACUCCAUAGCAUUCUAUGCUUCUGGGAAGCGUCUACAUUGAAUCACAACAGCAGCAAAGAACUCACAUAACACUCUCUAAAGUACAGCGAAUCAUGCAAGAAGCCAUCAGUCACCUAAUAGUGAUAGAGGCUAUUAAACCUGUUUCUGCAGAAGAAAGGUGCUUAGGCUUUGACUUAAUCUUUUUCAUCUCCCUCUUCUCCCCUUGCAAACUAUUCUGGAGAUUCUUCCAACCCUCCAGAACAGAUUUUUUGGGGGGUUGGGGGUGCUCAGGGGGUAUGCGGGGAAAGAGAGUCUUUUUUUUUUUUUUUUUUUGCUAGCAGGAAUCAUUGUGGUGGCUUCUGCUGGUGCAGUAAUUUAGUUGAAUACUACCCCUAGUUGCGAAAAUUCUGUCCUGAAUUUCUUAUAAUUGAGAAGACCUUGCAAUCCAAUAUUGCCCACCAGUUGUCUCCUUUCUUCAGGUGCCUCAUUGUCCCAGACAUCCUUGGUUCUUGGCAAUCCUGUAGUUAGCACAGUUGUCCUGCUGUUUUCUCCCAGCCAGGAUGGACCUUCUCUUUCAGGGCUCUGUCACACACCUAGAUUCACCUAACAGAAAUCUAACAGCACCAUGGCUGCAGUCUGCCACUUGGAAGUUGAACCUCAGUCCCUCUUAGCUGCUAACAAGCCCCUUCUAUAUGCUGGUGUAGUGCAUCAUUGGAACAUCCCUCUACAUCAGCCAGUGCUAUGGCCCACCUCUUCCAGCUCACCCAUCUGGGUGAGCCAUGCAGAGGAUGUUAGGGUAGCUGAUGUUUCCCCUCUUGGAUGCCCUUUCCUGACAAACAAAUGGGCAGUGAGGAAUUGUGUAUUCAAUCGCUGGCCAACCUGUGCCUUCUCCCCCAUGCUAAUUUUCAGAGGCAUACUGAAUAUAUCUGAAUACACAUUGAGCUUCUACCACCUUUACCAUGGAGUUUCAUUGGAUUAUGAGGUAGAAAGACAUUUCAUCACCCAUGGCAUGCAUAAUUUUAUAUAUUUCUGUUAUAUUGACUGCUUCAGAGCAGUGGGUCUCAAUUCCUUUUUCUAUACCUACAUAGAAAAGAACAUGCGUUCUCAGCUACAAGCUUUAAUUUUGAUUCCUGGUCCCAUUUUGAGCUAAUUCAUUGAGACAGUAAACACUGUUGAUUUGCCAUUGAAUACGCUCAGAAUGAACAACGCUGCAUAGUGAUUACUCAUAGGCAGAUUUCUAGAGUGAGGAUACAGCCAAUAUUUAGCAUGUUUACAGUUCUGUGCUCUGUUACACUAGAAACAAGACAAAUGCUUGUCCUCUAUUGUUGUUGUUGUUGUUGAAAUUAACUUUCAAUAUUGAUAUUUUCAGGUUCACUGGCAGCAUGUGGAGACCAUUGAGCUGGUGAAUGAUGGAUCAGGCCUGGGAUUUGGGAUAGUGGGUGGAAAAUCAACUGGAGUGAUAGUGAAAACCAUCCUUCCAGGAGGAAUAGCUGAUCAGGUACACAAACUAUGUUCUUGUUUAUAGCACAGAACGAUAUAGAAUUACAGUUUAUAAGUAUUCUACCUACAAUCGUACCUUGGUUUUUUAACAGCUUAGUUCUCGGGACGUUUUGGCUCCCGAACACCGCAAACCUGGAAGUGAGUGUUUCGGUUUGUGAACUAUUUUUUGGAAGCUUUGGUUUCUGAACGUUUUGGAAGUCGAACGGACUUCCGAAAUGGAUUGCGUUUGGCUUCCGAGGUACGACUGUAAUUGGUACCCAUCUUUUAUUUUCUUGAAGUAAAAUGAGGGGGUUAGCAUUUUUGUGUGGGAAAACUGCUUCAUUAAUUAAGAUCUGCCCCACUCCAAAAAACAGCAACAAUAUAAGCACAUAUCAAAAGGGAAGAAGGAAACGGUUGGAGCUGUGCUCAGUGCCACCACCCAUCCAAGAACAGCACUGCUGCCAUCCAGCAGGCACAGAUUCUGUUGCAAAAUUAUGACUCCCUCAGCUGAAGUUGCCGCCAGAGGUGGAGAGAGAAAAGGGAUGGUCCACUCUAGCCUCAGCUUCUCUCUCUCUCCUUCCCGCUUCACCCCGGUGACUGGCAAGCUCUCUGGAGGUUUCCUCCUAUUCUUCUUCCAGCUGGGCUGCCAUCUACCAGAAACCAUGAGAAGGGAGAGUGCUUCUACAGCUGCCUCCUCCAUGGCCAAACAUGAAGGUUUGUUUGCCAGAAGCAUCUUAAAACCACGGGCUAAGAAGCUGGCUUGUUUAAACAAAUCCUAGCUGAUAUUGGCCACAGUUUAUGGUUUAGACAACAUGCUAAACUGUGGUUUGGUGUUGUUGUUGUUGUUGUUGUUUGCGCUAAAUCCCACUUCGUUUCUUUUCACUAAAACCCUACCAAGCAGUGCUAGGUGCAAAAGAUGCUCCCAAUUUUCGCUACUCUCUUCUCAUUGCAAUCCCCCCCCAAAGCUGCUCUUAAGAGUUGGAAGAACCCCUGGAACAGUAUGGGAUGUGGCACAGAGGGUUGCAAAAGGCUGUAUAUUGCAAUAGUGUAUUAUGCUUACUUUUUGAAAUAUAAACACUAGGCAUCUUGGCAUCGCUUUUACCUGUGUUUAUUAUUUUACUGCUGCAACAACAGAUUAUACAUUAGAGCAUAAACAAGUUUUUUGAAUUCCCCUAUAUCGUUAUUGUUGCAAUACUAGUACUGUUAAUGCUGUAUUGUUUUUAAUACUCGAUUGGGAGCUGCCCAGAGUAGCUGGGGAAACUCAGCCAGAUGGGUGGGGUAUAAAUAAUAAAUUAUUAUAAUUAUUAUAGUAAUUUCUUGUUGGGGUGCAUGUGUGCCCUCUCUAUCUCUCUCUAUAUAUUUUGCCAGUGAAGUAAUUGGUUUUUUUCCUCAUCUAGCAUGGUAGCCUGUGCAGUGGAGAUCACAUAUUGAAAAUUGGUGAUACAGAGCUGGCUGGAAUGAGCAGCGAGCAGGUGGCGCAAGUCUUGAGGCAGUGUGGAAACAGAGUGAAGUUGGUUAUAGCCAGAGGCCCACUUGAGGAGCCCACGCCACCAGCAGUUCCUCCAGGAACACCAGUACAAACCUUUAUGAUGGAUAACCAGGUAAUGAUUUGACAAGGUCAAUUUAAGAAGCUGCACUGGCAAUAGAGACUUCAAUGGUGGUUCAUUAUUUAGAGUUCAUGGCUCACUAUUUUCUUAAUCCAAAGGCAUAUAAAUAGAAUGUGCUUAUCACCAUACUUAAAAAUAAAUCAAUCAAUCCCUCACGGUAGUCAGUAGUGCAUCGGUGCACUGGGAACUCUGAGGAGCCAGACAUAAAAACAUGCAAAUAAUUUCUAACCCACUAACCUCAAUGUGCCACUUGAACGAUGCUUCAACAACAGCUGAGCAAUCAGUGUUUUGCAACACCUCCCACUUACUCUGUGGCAGCCCUUUCAGUCCAGCUGGAUUAUUAAAACAGUUUCUCCCAAUAUGCCUCUCUUCCUCCUGCCUCCCCCACCCACCUCAUCACCCCCAGCAACCAUCAGCCUUUUCCUUUCUGUGCCAGCCGGCACACAGCUGCAGCUCUUCACCUAGGUCAGCUGCUACAACUUCAGCUGCUGCUAGCUGUGUGCCAGCUAGCCAGCUGCCACCUUCAUUGCAUGCUGUAUACCCUUCACUUCUCUGUUUUGCUGUUCUGGCUCUCUUUCUUUGCUCUCUGAAAGGCUCCCUCAAUUCCCCCGCCCCGAAUCCCUCUGCGUUCUCCCGUUCACAAAUGAGUCCUUCGUUUAACGUUCCGAAGGGAUGCCAAGCAAGAUUGCGGUUAGUAAUGUGAGAAAUGGGAGAGGCAAUCUGAGGCGUUGGGUGUGCGAAAACAAAGAAAUACCAUGCAGUAAAACAACACACGUAUUUUUCUGUGUCUUAAGAAAGAAAAAAAUCUACAGUAACAUGUAGAGAGUCUCAGCACCCUGUACAGAUAAUCUGACAGCUGUCGAACUUGAUGCAUCAGUUGAGCUGAUUUUAUUCAGCAAAAUGAGGUGCUACUUGGUGGAACUGUGACUGCCACAAUUGUAUACUGAAAUAAAUAAAGGAAAUAAAGAGAGGAUCAAGCUCAAACCUUUCUGCCGGGAGGCAUGGCUUGUUCCAGUGACCUCACAGUUUUUCAUUGCACUUUCUCCCCCUGCAGUUUUCAGGAAGAAUUCCUGAAAGAUUAUUUGAACCAUUGCUUCUCAUCAUAUGCGUAAGGUUGGGAAACAGUCUUUUAGUUUAUAAAGAAGCCUUUCUUUCCUUUAAUAGUUGAAUUUAUACUAAUAGCUAUUUUUAGGGACAAAGAGUAGGCAGCACGGCAGCUUUGCCUCUCGGCUCUCCCUGAAAUCAUCACAAAAAAGCUGCUAUUAAUUGUUACAUGCCCCAGUUCCCAAGUUAUUUUUACUUUGCCAAAUAGAAUUUGCAUUUGUUCAGUUUUACUCAGUGACCUUCCCCUCUCCCUGCCCCUAGAAUCCUUUGUGCUCCCAUUUCUCUAGCAUACAUAGUAUGUUACCCGUAAGUCAUCUGUAUAAUACACUAUUAAAUCAUGGCUCAUCAUUUAGUUAUCAUUAUUAGUAAAGGAGGAUUUUUUUUAGCAGAUCCAUUGUGCCACACUGGGUGUAAACAACUGGAGUUCUGCUUGUGCAACAGGACCUCCCUGUUCUCUAUCUACAGCACCCCGCCCCACCAAAUAUGUUUUGAAGGUCUCUGGACAUUAUCGGAUUCAACCCAUAUGUUAUAGGCGAACCAUAGCUCUAUUUCCUGUUGACUUUCAUAGUAUCAAGAAUUAUGGCUCUUGUUAUGCCUACUGGCGUGGUUGCUCGAGAGCGAACAGGCAAGAUCCCCACUGGUCUUUUCAAAAGGCUUUAUUAUUGGUGCAAAAACAUUUACAGUGCAGAACGUCUCACUUCCAUGUGUUGCUCAGUCACUAGCAGAAUCUGAGAGUGGGCGGUCCUUAAACUUUCCCCAGCAGAGUAGUCUCUUGACCCCCAUCCAACGCUCCCCUCUCUGCGUGUAAACCUACUGUGCAGAGAGAGCGUGGGUAAAGGGGGACCUGGCUCCCCCCCCCGCUUUGCUCAUGCACGGUGUCUUGGCUCUCUCUUGCAUCUUCUGAGCCCUGCAUCUCUUCCCCACUAGAGGCGGGGCUUCCCUCCUCCGCGGAUGAAGUGCUGCUUCUCACGAUCUUUGGAGGCUCCCUGUAACCCAGCUGCCCUUCCACCUCUCACCUCUGAGCUGAUGGCAGUUCCCUGACAGCUAUUAUUAUUGUUGUUGCUGGCAUAUUUUGCACUCAGGUGUCUAAAAGUGAAUGGCACAAUGGAAAUACAAAUGACAGCGAUGUUAAAAUCAGAUAUGAAAGCAGCAGUAAGCAAAAACUCAAACACUUCUACUCACCACUUUCACUUAAAGCUACUCUGUUGAAUAUUUGUUUGUCUAUGGUAUUUUCAGUAAAACAAUUUGGUCAUAUUCUAACUCUACCAGCACAAGGAGUUCCUCUUCUCCUUAAAUCUGCUCCAGAGGGAUAUGGGAACCCCUGCAACAGAUUUUAGGGGGCACAUGGGGGGUGAAAGAGAGGGUUGGCAGUCCUGCUGCAUUCUUGAUAAUUUUUUGGACUGACGGGACCCGAGCUUAGCACUACAUUGAAUACAACCCGUUUGUCUUUAAGUGUUAGCUCCUGAAUUGAAAGUUUCAGGACCAAGUUGUCGUUUUAUUUGCCUGAAUCACAUAUCCUCUUGUUAUUUCAAUUUUAAUAUUUGUGUGCGUAUCUUUUAUUUUGAAACAUUUCAGUAAUAAUAAAAUUUACCCUGACCUUUAGUUUACUUCUCUUGCAUGAUAGUAAUAUCUGUGGAACUGAAUCUUGAAGGACCUCAAAACUGCAAAACACUUCAUGGAGCCCCAAACCACAAAUUUUUUUGUUUAUUUAUUUUUGUUAUCUUACUUAUUUGCAAACAUUUCUUCAUGGAUAACAUUUUAACAAAUGUAAGGGAGGUGAACAGCAUAAAAUCAACAAUAAAACAACAUCAAUAAAACAAGUGCAGAAUACAUCAUAAAUCUGUAAAUCAGAAUAGUACAUCAGUAUAGCUGGAUUGAGCUGUAUAAAUAGGUAUUUUGAAGACAAGUAAAACUAACAUUUUCAGCAGUUAUUUUGGAGGGUUGCCAUCUGUACAACUAUCAUUCCAGUUCCAUGCUAUCUAUUUGCAAUUUUGGUACCUGAAUUGGUUUGGAAAAUACGUACCAAAGUUUUUGUCCCUCAUGGGACAUUCUUUCAUUUGUUUUUGUUUUUUUGUUUUCUUUUUUCUAAGAGAGAUGAAGAGACACAAGUUGAAAAUGAUGCUAAUGGAAAUAUGUUUGAUGUGGAACUCACAAAAAACAUCCAAGGAUUAGGAAUAACUAUUGCUGGUUACAUUGGAGACAAAACCUCAGGUAAUAUUAAGACCAGAUCUGUGGAGGGCUAUAGCUUGGUGGCAGAUGCCAUGAUUUGCACACAAGAGGUCUUAGAGUCCAAUCCCUGGUAUCUCCAGGUAUGGGUGGAAAGGACUUCUUACUGAAACCCUGGAGAGCUACUGACAGUCAUUAUGGACAGGGCUCAGGCUAUUUUAACCAAUUUUCAGGCUCUUUAAUGGUGGGCCAAGCGGGACUUCAAAAGCACCAUCUUCAGGUACAGUGGUGCCCCGCAAGACGAAUGCGUCACAAGACGGAAAACCCGCUAGACGAAAGGGUUUUCCGUUUUUGAGUUGCUUCGCAGGACGAAUUUCCCUAUGGGCUUGCUUCGCAAGAUGAAAAUGUCUUGCGAGUCUUGAGACUUUUUUUUCGCUCCCCCCCCCCUUUAUCUAAGCCGCUAAGCCUUUAAUAGCCUUUUAGCAGCUAAUCCGCUAUGCCGCUAAGCCUUUAAUAGCCGCUAAACCGCUAAUAGCGCUAAUCCGUUAAGCCGCUAAUAGGGUUGCUUCGCAAGACGAAAAAACCGCUAGACGAAGACACUCGCGGAACGGAUUAAUUUCGUCUUGCGAGGCACCACUGUACCAUUAAAAUACAGGUGGCUGAAGGGGAAGGUAGCAAGACCAUUACAAGCAUCCAAAAUCCAGGAACCUCCCCACUGCUGGAGAGGGUUAGACACUUUAAAGAGCAGCUUGCUUAACCGCUCUCUAAAGCACCUCCCACUCUCCUUUAAAUAGCUCACCUGGGCUACCAGCUGCUUUCUUGCUUGCUUGCCUGACGGUCUGUUGUUGCUCUGCAGUUGCAUGACUGCCUGUUGGUGGCCGUGUGAACUGCAGCACGAUGACAGCCUUACAAUUUUAUGUAUAUAGGAGGCUGUGCAUGUUCAAAGAAGCCGGCAUUAAACUGGGGCUGCCUCCUUGUAUGCAUCUAUGCAUUAAAAUGUAAGCUUAUAUCCUGUAAUGUGUGGUACAACCCUUAGGGGAAAAUGUCUUCAAUGAGACUUUGGACUUACAUCAUAGUACUAAGGUUAAGUGCUUGGGCGUUUUUUGGUAUGAUAGAGAACAGCGAAAUGUCUCUGUGCUGUGUCUGGGAUUUUGGACUCGGGUCCUAGGUGCUGAUGUAGCAAGAGCUGAAAAGUAGUUUUAAUUGCAUGAGGUUUUUCCCUUUUCAACCACAGAACCUUCUGGUAUUUUUGUAAAGAGUAUCACAAAAGGCAGUGCAGUUGAACAUGAUGGUAGAAUCCACGUUGGAGACCAAAUUAUAGCAGUAAGUAAUCAUAGAGGAGUGAUUUUAUUGAAUACUUGCUUUUAUUACCCUCACUUUUAUGAUCCCCAUCCCACCCCGUGGCACAGUUGACCAAAACGAUUGAUUUAUUUAGAACCUUACAUACCUUUUGUCUAACAGAAAAUACACCUUAUGCUAAACAUUGAAUAGCCAGCCAUAGGAUUGGGCCAUCUCCUUGGUGUGGAGACAUGUGUCCAGCAGAAGGCUGAUUAGAUUCAGUGUUUGAAGCUGCUAUGAAUAGACUGCAUAAAAGAAACUGGAAUGGAUAAUUCACACGGGCCUGUUUGUAAUAGCUCCAUCAUCAAAUGCAGGUGUCUGUUCCAAAGACAGGUUUUUGCAUGCCUGCUUUCAUUGAUCUGCACUUGGAAACAUGGUUAUUAAUGCAAUCACAUUAGCUGUACCCAUACAGAGAGAAAACACAAUUGCUCUGUUCUUCCAGUUUUUCUUGUAUCAGUCAUUUGGUCAUCCCAGCUGUCACUGAUGACACAAAUAUAUCAAAGUGCUGUAGUUGGUUAUCAUGUGAACACUUAUAACACCAGACUGUUACUCAGCAGUAGAAACCAAGAAGGAAAGUGACUUUUUGGUUAUGAUAUUACAAAGCUACAUAAACCCAGUUCUUUUCUUUCACAGUGGCUUUGUAUAAAUCUAAACACUGAAAGCUAAAUGAAUCUGAAUGUGGUUUUCUGGGAUGCUCAUAUUCGGAGACAACAAAGCAAUAAUAGAUAAAAGUGGCUGGAGACCAAAAUAAGACAUGACAUUUUGCAAGUGGCUAAGAUGAGAUUUGGCUCAUUUUGAAUUACACACUUCUUGCACGUUUAUCUUCUUUAUAGUGGCCUGCUGGAAAUUAAAACACAUUUAAUCAUUCAGGUGGAUGGAACAAAUCUUCAGGGUUUUACCAACCAGCAAGCAGUGGAGGUUCUGCGGCAUACUGGCCAAACAGUUGGACUCACGUUGGUCAGAAGAGGCCUUAAGCAGGGAAAUCACAUUCAACCCCAUGAGGACUUCAGUGGUGCUGUUGAAAAGGAUUUAAUUUUCCAAACGAUGGAGGUUGGCACAGGCAAAGGUAAUUAAGAAUGGCUUUGCUUCAAAUGAGUUGGAUUUUAUUUCUCUUUCUACAGCUUAUCAAACUGGGGAAAAUGGGUUAAAAUUUGCCCUUAGAGUCUGCAUUUCAUUUUUUUAAAAAAAUCAUAUAGGGCUUUCUCAUGUAAGGGAUUUGUGUUCUCAUCCAUAGCUUUUAUAAAGAUUUCCUCUUGGAAUUUCAGAGCUAAAUAAAGUGUCAGCAGGAAGCUCCCUGUUUAAGAGAGUCAGCAAAGAUAUGGAUAGAGCAAUGGGAUAUUGGAGAUUAUUCUUGGUGUUGAAGGAGAAUAUAGUGGUGUUUUUGUUAUGUUAGAUGGAUGGAUAGCACCACUGUCUGUGAUCUUGGAAAGUUGCCAUCAGUCAAAAUAGACCAAAUGGAUUGAUUGGCCGACAAUAUAGGGAACUUGAUAAGUUAAAACACUUUCUCCACUACUUUACAAGUAAAACAACUGUACUGUAUAUGUGACGAACAGCUGAGCUGGUGAUGCAGUGCCUUAGAAUUCCACCAGAGGGCUGCAGCCUCUCUCUGAUUGGCUACUAAGACAGCCAACCAGAGAGGGGUGGAGCCAGUACUUUGGGAGGGCAGAUAAAAGGAGCUAUUUCAGAGAGAGUGCUAGGAUAGGGAGAUGGUUUAAGAGAGAGCAGGAGGAAGAGAGAAAGGAGAGACUUGAGAGUUGCUUCUGGUCUGUGUUAGGGCUGGGCGAUAUCUGGUUUUUGACAUCUUGAUAUCUCACCAGUUAAACAUUGUGAUCUCCCAAUAUAUCAUGAUGUCUGAAAGAAGGAUGGAGCUAUGUAGAGGCACUGAUUGGUUUCAUGGUUUUUCCCACAUUGUGGUUUUUGCAUAAAACACACACAUACACCAUGAUCUCCAAUAUAUUGCCAGGUCAAAAAUUAUGAAACCUAUAUCACAAUAUGAACUUCAAACUGGUUUUGGACAAUGUAUUGAUAUAUCACCCAGCCCUAGUCAGCGUGUCAGAUCCAUUCUGAGGAGAAUAUUUACAGCUAUAGAAAGGAGUCUCUCAGUUUAGAUAGAAAGUGGCUUGGGAGAGUAUUCAGACAAGAGUUAACUGGAGGGCUGAGUUUGAAGAAGGAGAAGUAGAAGCUGUGAGGGUGAUAUACUUUGGUCUUGUUUCAGUCAGGAGGGGAGAGAUAUUCAAUUAAUAUUUAAGAAGGACGUGGUGAUCCCCUGGGUCUGUUAUAAUGCUAGAAGUAUCUCAGGAGUAUGAUUGAUAGAAGGUUGGGAAUCUGACAGAAAGUACCACCAAAGUAUUAAGCUGUAACACCUAUGGUACAACUAAGUUAAGGAACUGAAGUGAAAUAGCUGGAAAUAAGCCAAGCAUUUACUAAUUAGUCUAGAAACCGGUAACAUCUAACUGAAAACAAGCAACUGAAGUUUAAAAGAAGCUGUGUGUUUGCUACCUUGUUAGAAGCCUGUAACAUCCACUGGUUUUAGUAUACCGGUAAUUAUUAAAUAGUUGACUGUUUCCUGAAAUAACGUUAUUGCUUCACGAAUAAUUUGUUUUAUCAACUUUGUUGCUGUUUGUUCAACUUCUGCCUGAGUCUCCAAGUAUUGAAGUUUUACCUCCCACAAAAAACAUAAGUAAACCCGUUGUGGUUAUAUAGGGUCUAUGAAGCUCAAUAUGCUUCAUCCUAGAAGGCUUAAAAAUGCAGCAAUGUGACAUUGACAAGGUGUUGCAUGGAAAUAUGUUGUUGGAUUCUAAUCAGACUCUCUGAGGCAUUAAGACAUCAGCCUUUCCAUGUCUUAAAAAUCCUCUGGAGAAGCCUGUCUCCAAGUACCCUCCUUAGUAGAGGAACACUGCUUCUGCGAAGGAGAAGACCUUUUUUGUGGUGGUGCCCAGACUCUGGAUAUCUUCCUAUUUUAGAGUGUAGAUUUUUGGAAUUGUGUUAAUUAUUGUGUUUGUAGAUUUUUAGGUUUUUAUUUUGUUAUAAUUAUUGGUUUUGAAUUGUAUUUCCAUGGUUUGUGUUUACCCACACUUAUGUAAACUGCCCUGCAAUCUUUUGGUGAAGGGUGCUUAAGAAAUAUCUGAAAACAAAUAAGUAACUUUAAUUUUGAUAAUAUCGCCGUAAAGUAAGAAUUUCUUGUAGCAUUCGUGUGGUGACUUUUUCCUUCUGGCUUUAACUCCAUGAGAUAACUUCUGAGAGCUAAUAAGCCCCGUACUGAGUUUCUGAUAAUUUCUGCAGUAUGUUACAUAUCACCAGGUUCAGACAAAGCGUGUUCUCUUUCAUGGAGAGCACGUGUUGCAGUGGGGGCUGACAGGACACUCCAAAGUUGUGGGGCAGGCUAAUUGAUCGUUGGCCACUGUUGUGAUUGUGCUUCCCUUGUUGUUGGGAAGAAGUUAAUGUUGCCAUUUGUUGAUUGACAGCCAGAAAUGCUAAAACUCCCUGCACGAGGUGUAGAGCUUCCUCUUUUCGCCCCGUGCAUCGGAUUGCUCGUCCCCCCUCCCUAUAUUUAGAGUUGUUUGCUUUGACCUUGCUAAUCCUGUCAUGGGGUCGUCUGCUCUUGGGGCAGGGGCCCGGUAGGAAUUUUGUCCAUCUGGCUGAUUGGCUGGGGCCAUUUGGUUUUUGCCUACUGUGUAGCAAAUCGUCACAACUUGUAAGGUUGCGGUUAGGCAUUGGUUUAUGGUUUAUUUGGUUGAGGGGUAUGGAUUGGCUGUGCCUGCCCCUCUAAUGCUGCUGCUGCAAGGGAUUUCGUUAAAGGAAUACAGGGGCUCACUAUUGCUUUUGUCCACCCUGUCAAGGGGCUAGGGCCACGCAAGAGCCCCUGGUUGUAUUUGGGGAGGGCUGAGGGCAGGUUCCCUGCUCCGUCGCUACCCCCAAGUUUAUUCCCCUUUUCUGACUUUCGCAGGCGUGUGGAAUGUCAGUCUGUCCCCCAUGGGGGGGGGGGGCAGAUAGUCGCAACCAAUGCCUAAGCAACCACUCACGUUUUUGUAUUGUAAUAAAGCUGUGGCCAAAAUUAUGUCAAAAACCUUAAACAAAAAUUUCUGUGUGAUGUGUGAGUUAUUGGGGUGGCCCUGGGGACCUCGACAUGCAAAUUAAGAAGACAUAUUCACCAUAAAGCUGGGGGUGAGAGAGAUAAACUUACGGGUCAUUUUUUCUUCAUUAAGAAUAAACCAUUAUUGAUGGAUAAUGCAACUGCAAGAUUUAUAAUUUUCAGUGAAACUAAUAAAAAUAUUAAGAAUGCAAUCUUAUACAUGUCUUACAGAUGUUUACUUAGAAGCAAGGCCUGUUUAGUUCAGAGAGAUUUACUUCCUAGUUAGUGGGCACGGAAUUGCUGCCCAGUGCACAUAUUAAUGUGAGAAAUUGGCCGUCAGAGGACUUAUUUGAGUUAUGCUUACUAGCAGCCUUUUAAAUAUUCUGAUUGGGACUUGAACCUCUGUCUUUCAAAGCAUGGUCAAGACAAUUGCAGCAAGGAUUCUUCCCAUUGUAGAAUAAAUAAUGCACAGGCAAAACUUUUCCCACCUGUAACCUCCACUUACUCCCCUCUCUUUGGAUGACGUAGAUUGAAUAUACAACAAGAAGAGUAUUUGCCAACUUUAUGUAUCCACAGUAUUUAACAGCAGUCUAGUGGUUAAAGAAACGGUGGAAGAACAGAUUUAUUGUUUCCAGUGAUUUGGCAAACGUUUAUAGGUGGAGUGAUUAUUAGAAACCUCGGAGUUCUGUGUUCUUUCCCCUUUAUCUGAAACAAAGGAAUAAGAAAAAAAAGGCCAGUCGUAUGAAUUAUUUUGAUAGCAUACAUUUUUUUCUUCAUGGCAGAAAGAUUUAAUGUUUAGAUUAUUAUGGGGAGUUGUUCUUCAUGUAUAAAACUCUACAGUGAUAAUGCAGUACGUUAUUUUUUUAAAAAAAUAAAAGCUACUUUCAUUAUUAUACACCUCUACAAACACAAUUUCUUGUUUGAAAAACACACCCUAUAUUUGGUCCAGGAGGGAGCUCUUACAUGAAGCUGGAUAACAAAAAAUGAAAGCAGGAGAACGUAUUAAUUGCACAUCACAGAACAACGGGGUGCACAGAAGCUGCUCAGAAUAUUCUUCUUCUUUUCCAGAAAGCUGUGAAGGAGAGCAGGAGCCUCCAUCAUUGUCAUGCAGUAGCAGUGUGAUUCACACUGGAGAAGACGUUGGUCCAGAACAAUCAGGUCCGAACUGGGAAUUUAUAAUAUAAUCCCUCACACACACCCAUUGGAAACACACUGGCAUGCAUAUCUCAGCUUUUGCCUUAAUUUGUGUGUGUGUGUGUGUGUGUGUGUGUGUGUGUUUGCAUCCUCUGCCUUAAAAAUCUGUGAAAACCUCACUGGAAAGAACAACAGACAAAGUCUGGAGCUGUUUCUAGAAUUUACCUUUAUAACAUGUUGUUGUUUUUUUAACUGAAAUAAGCACCAUACAUCCUUCAGAGGUUAUGUUUCCAUAGAACUUUUAUUCACAGAAGCAAGUUUCCAAAACAUUAAUAUGGGUCGGUGCUUUAUCCUAACUUCUUCAAUGUAAUCUCCGCUUUUUCUAUUUUGCUCUUUGGGAACUUUCUAACUUCCUAUCUGUGAUGGCCUAAUCUCCAUGUUUAACAUUGCUUUCUACAAUAAUAGCAAAAGCUGUUUUUAUUUGCAUUUUUUUUUUCAUUUCUGUAUUUUCUAAUAGUAUUUGAGUUGAGUGGCUUCAGACACAGCCUUUCAUGUUCUCUCUAAAUAUUUGUCUUCUAACACAUGUUCUUUCAUGUCAGUGCUACAUGACUAACGGUCUCUUAGAAAGUUUCACUAAAACAUUCGUUCUGAGUCUCACAAUUGGUUUUAUAUAUAUAUAUAAAUGCUUUUUAAAAGCACCCUUGUUUUAUACUAGCAACAGCUUUCUACACUUUCAACUCAUAAGUCAUUUUGAAUGAUGUAGCUUUUAAAACAUGCAAUCUGGAGAGUACACACAGACACAGACACAGACACACAAACACACACACAAUCUGGUGGCAAAAUGCCCACUGAUUUUUAAUAGAGCCAUUUUGUAUCCCAUGAAGUAUUCACACAUCUGUGGGUGGUCAUGGUAGAGCAUGUCUUUGCUUUAACAUAGGUAUGCACUAUUUCUGAUGUGGAAACUUGAAUGUAUAGCAGCCCACCAAAGGCUCUGCAGAUCUCUUGGUUUUACUAUCUGCUUUGGAUUGCAGAAAUGGGUGUGGUUGUUGCCAUACAUUUGGUUUCCUGCUAUACACUAUAUACCUGGUAAACCAUAUUUUGGUGUGAUAGGUUAUAAGUUGUGCUGGUUUGAUUUCCAUUAUUAAAUGAUCACAUUUGUGGAGAUCAUUUCAUAUUCAUGUCAUAGUUAAAUAUUGCAAUGUUCACACUUUUUCGUGGCACUGGCUGUGUACUGCGCAUUCUCCUGUAUUUCUUUAGCCUUGAUGUAAACUCUUUCGAGUCAUUCAGGUUUACUUUCCUGACACAUUUCUUUUAGCAUUUCCUCACUUCCCUUUUCAUCUUUCCGAAGAAACCUUCAUGUUGUAUAUAGUAUUAUGAAUUCGUGAGCAGGAUUUGAACUAUGAGCAACAGACGGAAUGAGAGAUUAUCAAAUUAUUGUUAUGGUAUAAGAGGCAGAAGAUAGGAUGUGGCAAGGAGGAGAAAUAAAAAUCACCAUGGGAAAUGGGAUGGGAAGUAAAAAAAGUAAAAUAAAAAUCUAUUUCUUAUUGGAACGUUUAUGUGAAAUUCCUGGAAAUCUAAUAAAAUAUAUCUUAAAAAAGAGCGAAAGAAACUUUCAUGUUGUAGUACUACACUACAGCAGCAUAUUUCUUAUUUUUUUCCAUGGGCUAAAUCUAUUAGAAGUGCACAUAUGUUUAUGAACUUGCAUUCUUCCACUGCCCUCUAGGGACCAUAAUUCAAUAGUAGCCUCUGAAACUUUUGAGUGCUAAAAUCUCAAAUCAUUUGUGCAUAUCGAGAGAAUGUUGGCUGCCUCUCUGCGUUUUAUAUUAGGACAUUUCUGUUGUAAGCAGAAGGUUAUUUAUUUGCCUAUAAUCACUCAACGGCAAGCCAAUUUUAAGUAUAUUAAUAUCACCAAAGAAGUUUGUGAAAUUGUAUAACUAUAACUUGUGUGCCAGCUAUUGAAUCUGGAACUGGUGUUGCUUUGGAUCUUGUAAAACUGGUCACUUAACAGUAUCUAGCAACAUACCUGCUGUUAUAGCAUAAAUGCUAAGUGGUAGUUGCAUUUUAAAAAGAAAAACCAAGACCUUUUAUUAUGUUGUUUUGAUAAAGAGUUUUGGGGAAAAAAACAAAACCUCGCUAUAUCAAUGUUUUGUGCUGUAUUUUUUAAAGAUACCACUUCUUAUUUUGAACUGAUAGAGAACAUUACGGCCAGUGCUUUUUUUUCUGGGGGGAUGCAUAUCCCUAAACAUUUUGUGAAUCUAAGUUUGUAAAGUAAGUAAGUAAUUUUUUUAUUUAUAACCCACCCUCCCCGGCCAAGACCAGGCUCAGGGCAGCUAACAUCAUAUAUCAAAUACAUUAAAACACAAUCAAACAGUUAAUUAAAAUACAGCUUAAAAAUAGAAUCAGGAUAAAAUUAAAUGAUUGCCCACAAAUUACAACCAUAGGGACCGGGAACCUCAAGUAUUUAUCAUUUGGCCUCAUUGAGGGGCAGUAUUUCAAUAUGAGUAGGAAAAAGAGAGUACCCCUAAACAUUUUUUUAAGAAAGGAAAAAAGCACUGAUUACAGCCAGAAAAAUCUAUCUUAUGGUUCUUAAAGUACAGGAAUUUAAUACGAUGGCGAAUGGGGUAAAAUGGAGUAUUUUAGACAACAGUUCUGCCAGAUGAAUACAGAAGCGGCACGCAAUUUCUGCGUUCACAGAGAGGAGAAAGUGCACUAGAGGGUAGCCAGAGAGAAACCUAAUUAUUCAGAAAGCUAGACGAGCACAAUUAGCAUUCUUUGGAAGAGAGGAGAUGAAAGAGGAUCCUUGCAGUAAUACAGCUCUCAUCUGAAUAGCCAGGAUAAGUGCUUAAAAUACUGAUCCUUGAGGUGAUGCAAUUCCAAACUGAAUAGCUAGGGUAAGUGCUAAAAAGGUACUUAGUUUAGUGUCCAAUCUAUAAACAAAGUGAUACAAAAGUGCUCCCACAAUAAACUGUUCGCCUUGCGACUUGCUAAGAGUUGUUACAGAUGCCGUGAAGCGACGGCAACAGCAACAAAAGUUUCAGAGAGCUUUCAUACAACCUACUUUGAUUUGAGAAAAAAAUACAUUGCGGGAGUUUCAUUGAAGUUUCAAUUUUCAAUUUUCAUUUAUUUAUUUUUCUACAUUAACAGGUUGUGUGCAUUAAUGACAUUUUCUCCCCCCCCCUUUUUAAAUAAACUGGCAGAUAGAUAUGGACAACACGUUUUGUCACAGUUCAUUUACUGUAUAUAAAAAAUAAGGCUAAAAAUAACACACGGGAUUUUUCUUCUUCUAUAGUUAACUGCCAAACUGCAUCUUUCAGGUUUUCAGCUAACUUCCACCGAUGAAGAAAUAUCGUUGCAGAACAAAUGGCAGUCAUUUUUGGGAGCACAUUAUGAGGUGGUGGUAGGUAAACUUUUGCAUGCUGUUUAAAGUGUGUGUGUGUGUGUGUGUGUGUGUGUGUGUGUGUAAUGGGUGGAAGAGCUGUCCUUGCAAAAUUCCAAAGGAAGUAAACAUUAUGUAUUUGUCUUUCAGAAUAUUAAAUUUCAAAAAUAAGCAUAAAAUGCCAUGUUAUGUACGCUUUAGAUGAGAAAAUAAAAUGUGUUCUGGGAAAACAACAGUUCAUAAAGUGCUGCAGUCCUUAGGAAAACUUGGUACUUGACUGAUUCAUAAGUUCACAGUAUGUUAUAUUAUGCUGUGCCAAGUACAUAAAUGGUUGUCGUUUGCCACAACUAUACCAUGCAAACAUGAAGUGAGUACCUGAAGUGUGCCUUGAAAAAUUUAUAAAUAGUAAAAUGAAUUAGUGUUUGCUUUCAUCCAUUUUGAGGUGGCUACUAAGCUACAGUGAAGUGAACCAACCCUUAUUUUCAGAUCACUUUUAGAUGCCAUGCCCUUACAGUGGUACCUUGGUUUACGAAUUUAAUUCGUUCUGGAAGUCUGCUCUUAAACCAAAGCGUGCUUUCCCAUAGCAGUGGGGGACUCAAUUUACAAAUGGAACACACUCAACAGGAAGUGGAACAUGUUCUUAUUCCAAGGCAAAGUUCACAAACCAAAACACCUACUUCCGGGUUUGCAGCGUUCUUAACCCAAGUUGUUCAUCAACUAAGUUGUUCUUAAACUAAGCUACCACUGUAUUCCCAUUGUUUUUUUGGCAAGGAUGGUAUGUGUACAUGAAGUAGCUCUUACCUGCUCUAGAAGUAAGGGGAAAGGUAGGAGAUGAAACCCAGUUAUUUUUAGUUUACUAAUUAUUGUUAUUUACAUUAUAGAAUUAAUUGACAUGAUUAUAAAUUAUAUAUAAGUGAACUAAGAAACCCGGUAAAACAUGAGUGAUUUGCCAUUUCAUUUUGAAAUUCAGGACAACACUUUUUUUGUGAUCUGUUGCACUGCUUUUUGCACUGCGUCCAAUCCUCAUAUGAUUACAACUGACAACAGAGCAUCAUCCCAACUUUCUGGGCAGCAUUUGUUUAUUGAUGUUAUUACACACUGGGCAGUGCUAUAGCAAAAGUACUGUACCCAUAUUGCUGCUUUUGGGGGAUUAAAACAUAGUGGCUUGUUAGUCACUCCACCCCCUUACGUCAUAUGGUGCUCAUCAUAACACAGCCUUCAAAGUAAAACCUUGCUCUAUAAGCUUCUUUGCAUGUAGUUAUUAUUUCAAAUGAAGGGCUUUUCAAAGGACCACCUUUUCUCAUGCGGUUCUGCUCACCCACUGGAUCACUCUGGCAUCACGGAUAUGGUUCACAAGGAUGCAGAACAAAGCCAUUUAUGUUGUAGCACUCCCCUCACACAAAAUCCAAUUGUCUGAUGGUUAAAAUGGUGUUGUUUCCUGCUUUUGGACUGGUCUGAUUUCCGCCCCCUCCCACAAUUCUCUUACAUUGGUUGAUGAUUCUCCGUUUUUUAUUAUGUGUUUGUCUCAUGCUUAACUCGUCAGUUAAGCUAUUUAUUUUGCUGUUCAUUUACGGCUGGUUGAUGAGCAGGGGACGGUGUAGUACAUUUCCUGUGCACUGUAUCAUCCAAAGGAGCGAUACAGUUGCCUGAGCACACAUGGCACUCUGGGGUGGCGGCAGUAUUUUAAAUAUAAUUCAGGGUCACAGUCAGAGCUACAGUUCUCAAUCACUGACUAGCACAGCUGUUCCUCCACCUGGGAUUUAGGGAGCCAGAGGGGAUUAUAUUGCCAGGUGUGCAUCCGGUCCAUGCUUGACUGCUCCCAGAGGGUGACAGCAGCAUGUACCGAAUCUGGAAUCCAGGGCUUUUUACGUUGCGCGGAAACACUUCCGUUUUAGAGCACUGUAUUUUGCUACCCAUUGUCCCUGUGGCACCCACAGAAGCUGACUUCUUGCGUAACGGGAGGUGCGAUUCCUUUGAUUGUGGCAUUUGUUUCAUUUAUUUGUGGCUUUCUCUGGCCGCCUUUCAUCUCUGGGGCAGCUGUAGCUCACCAGCAUCUGUUCCCCUUUGCAAAGGAGAAUGGGACGUUACGGCUGGCUGCCCCCUUUCAGCUUACAUUGCGAUUCCAUCUUGUCUUGAUGUGAGAAAUCAAUGGGCAUGGAUGAUGUUUGAAAGAAGUGAGCUUGUAGCUUAGAAAGUAGAGCAUCUGUGGCAGAAUGUUAGGGUUGCUGCUUUUAAAUCUACUGUCCCUUUUGUCCGUGGGUCCGAGUGCAAUUUUGAGAACAACUAAUCCUUCAGUGUUCUGAAGAGCCAUUGUGUUCCUUCUUUCUAGGUAGCUCACGUGAACAAGUUUAGUGAAAGCAGUGGCCUGGGGAUCAGCUUAGAAGCUACAGUGGGACAUCAUUUCAUCCGAUCUGUUUUGCCAGAAGGGCCAGUUGGACGAUGCGGCAAGCUGUUUAGUGGAGAUGAAUUACUAGAAGUAUGAAAUAAUUUCUGCUUUACUUCCAAUCCUUCUUUAAAGGCGAUUCUGCUGAGGAUUUCCAGUAUUCAUAGAUACUAACAUACUUUACCAUAUGAAAUUCCUGCAUGAAAAUUGUAUGGAUAAAUCCUGCAUUGGCUAAUUGUAUGCAUCAAUUUGUAAUGGUGCACAAUACACUGUAAUUUUUUUUGCAGUGUAAACCCACCUCAUAUGAGUGGAAGUUGUGCAGAUCUGCACUCUUGAGCAAGCCCUGCCUCAUUCAGCGGCAUUUUGAGGAUGAAAAGUUCCCAAAGGAUUGUUGAUAAUAGUAAAAAUGGAUGUGGCUUUCAGAAACCCUUUCCAGCUGACAUUUGAAUUUGUGUUACCUGCUUUCUGCAUUGUGCCUGCAAUUCUUGCAGGGCAUUGUGUUUUGUGUCAUUCUGGUGCACUGUGCAUCUUACAAAUUUCAUUUUAAAUAUAUAUAUAUUUCUGUAUAAUAUUUUGUCUUCUGUCGGCAGGUAAAUGGAAUAUCUUUGCUUGGAGAAAAUCACAAGGAUGUAGUAAAUAUUUUAAAAGACCUGCCCAUCAAAGUAACAAUGGUGUGUUGCCGUGCAGCUCCACCUAUUAGUCAGUUGUUAAUGGAUGAAUCUCAGAUGAUGGAACAGGUAAAUCAAAGCAAAGGCGUGGGCCUUGUAUGUGUAGGAUGCUGUGAAGAAAAUGUGUGAUCACUUGACUCUAAGCAAGGCUGUUUCAGCCUCUCUUACCCCUGUGGCAAAUGGAGACAACCAGAAAAUCUUUACAGGCACUCUUUCUCUCUCUCCCUCCUCCCAUUAUACCUUGUUUAAGGUUCCACUCUGUGCUCAUUCUGAAAUAGAGAGCUUUAUUUCAGGCAUUGCCAAUGUUUCUGGGCCUCUGGGCACACUUGGGAUGUUGAGGAAGUGCCAGUCACAAAAUGGUUGCUGUGGGGUAUGUGGCAUAAAACAAAAUGGCCGUCGUAUUGAAAAAGAGCAGAAAAAAGGGACAAGACACAAAAUGAUGUGAGCAUUCCCUCCCAACCCCAACCCCCCCUCCAAAAAGAAAAAUCAGUGGGCGGAAAAGGCACAUCAGUCACUACCACAUUCACUCACGGAAAAAAGCUCUUUGUUCUUCUCUAUUCUGAUCAGAAGGAAAGGUGGAUGUCCAAAUCUGGCAUCCAAAGACAUGUCAGCAUAUUUAAGGGGCCUAUUGAAUUAGUGUAAAAAAAUCGAAUAGGAAGAGCAAAGAGUGCAUUGUGCAUUGCAGAUUUUUGAGAGGACACUUGCAGAAACCUUUUGUGGGUGCCACAGGAAGUAUUGGUGGGUGCACACAGGCACCAAUUUGGCAACUCUCACAUAACUAUAUAGUGGGACCUUAGCAGUCCUUCUUAUUGGCUGAGUGAAUGUGGGAUCUUGUUGUAAGGACAUACAACAAUAGGCCUUGCAUGUAAGUUAAUUCAGGCUUGUCACUUCCUUGCUAGCACAUACAUUCACUUGAAUGAACAACAGAACAGUUUUAUCCCACUACAGUGGUACCUCAGGUUACAUAUGCUUCAGGUUACAUACGCUUCAGGUUACAGACUCUGCUAACCCAGAAAUAGUGCUUCAGGUUAAGAACUUUGCUUCAGGAUGAGAACAGAAAUCAUGCUCCGGCGGCGCAGUGGCAGCGGGAGGCCCCAUUAGUGGUGCUUCAGGUUAAGAACAGUUUCAGGUUAAGAACGGACCUCCGGAACGAAUUAAGUACUUAACCCGAGGUACCACUGUACAGAGAUGCUCAAUUUGUGUGAGCAGUCUGUUUUACUGAUAAAGCACCACAGUUGAGACUUGAAAAAUUUCGCUUCUCCGACUUCAACAAAAUAUUCAUUUCUUAUCAGAUAACACCAAUGGUGGCAGCUAAUAAGAUGAGGCAGGACAAUCCAGAGGGAGGGGAAGCCCACAUCUGUACCAAUGGGUGGCUGUUAGAAGCAGCUGAGUCAGGAGCAAGGCACACAACACCAUGCAAAGCAUUUGGGACACUCCCUCCCCUGGCUGCCUUCAACACAUGCCCUUUUGGCUUGCCUUUCAGUGGUGGAGAGCCAAUAGCCAUUUACUUCUUAACACUUUCCAUUCUGCCUUUCAUCGCUAUUCAGAGGAGAGAUAGUUGGUAUAUGAAGGCAGACCUGAUGUAGAAGGAAAAUUCAAUCAGAAAAGUUUGGAUGAAUGAAAUAUAUAAUAUAUACAUAUAUGGUACAGCCGGUCCAAUCCAGUGACUGGAAUGUUAGAUAAUAUUUCCACCUACAAAGCCUGUUUUAAAGACCUACUUUAGAUUCUCAAAGUGGCUUUGGCCAUAUUAGUAUGGUUACUCAGAGGAAAAGGAAAAAAAUGUCUCCUCCCACAAAGCCAUAAAAUCGUUUUAGUUCUUUAUCCUGGGUGGGGGGACGGACAAGAUGUUGGCAUUCAAGAAAUGCAAGUCCAAAGUCCUUUAGACACACAGAACUAGUUGCAUAGUUGUUUUUCACAAUGAAGCAAUUACCUCAUGGGGUUUUGUGAAGGGGGCAGGCUAGAGGUAGCUUACCAUUUUGUCAAGCAGAAGUGCUGUGUAAACAACUCGUUAUUAAUAGGAAGGUUGGUUAGAGCUGCCAAGCAAUGUGGACACAAAUAUACAGUUAGAAGCAAAAUUAAAAUGCAGGGGCUAUUCCCUAUGUGGCUUUAGAGUGGCUUCAGAUGUUUUGAAUGUGGAGAGAAUAGAGCAGUGGUUCUCAACCUGUGGGUCCCCAGAUGUUGUUGGACUACAACUCCCAUCAUCCCUGAGCUUUGGCCUUGCUAGCUAGGGAUGAUGGGAGUUGUAGUUCAACAACAUCUGGGGACCCAAGGUUGAGAAAGGCUGGAAUAGAGAGUUCAAAUGACUUCCCUGUUCUCUGCAUAUGUUUGUACCAUCAGAAGUGGAUCUUGCACAUUUCUCUUGUCUCUCAGCCUGUCCCCACCAUCUAAGCUUCUGCAUUUGACCACUUCGGAUGUUAUAAAGAUGCAUGGGGAAUAAGAAAAGCAAAUCAGUCAUGCUUGCCAUUCUCCCAUCUCUCAAUGUCCAGAGUUCCUUUUAGUCUCUUGUUAUAUGUGUAUCUACUUGGAAUCGAGUUUCAGUAAAAAUUGUAGGAUUUUCAGUUUUAUUUAUGGAACUGAAUCUCUUUCAUUUUGCAGUCUGUUAUUGAUCUUGGUGGACUCCUUGGCUCUUCAGAGACAGAGGAUGCUAACUUGGACAUGGAUAAUAUGGGCCAGAGUGCAGAUGAGGUUCAAGGAUCUUCUUUGGCAAUGUGGGAGACAAACAUACAGCAAAUUGAGCUAGAGAAAGGGAGCAUGGGACUUGGAUUUAGCAUAUUAGAUUACCAGGUAAUGUCCAAACUACUUAUUUUGCAGAAUGGGAGUACUUACUCAGGGGAAUUCUGCCCCUUUAAGCAAUGUAAUGUCAUUUACCAGGCCUUUCCAAACUCUACUGUCAAACGUGCAACAUUAAGUAAACAAAUUUGUCAAACUAAUUCUAUGGACCAUCAUUCAUUUUAUGGGACCUCGGUCUAAUUCUAUGGCACAGUGAUCUCUGUAGCAGGUCAGCUUGCAUAAAGUAUUUUGCUACGAUUCAGGAAGAAUCUACACAUUGCAUAACAAUAAAAGCAGUUAACAUUUAUUAAGAUGAUUAUGCAGAAUUGUUGGCAUGAGUCUCCACAGAUUAGAAACACUGAUUUGAUUUUCAACUCUGAUUUGGUCGUUCCUCUGGCCAUGUACUUGGCCAUUUAUGUCUGAUUCUAUUUCUUUUAGAAAUAUUAUUAUUAUUAUCAGUGGCUGGACAUCUGCACAUUCAGCUCAAAGGAGAAAAAUUGAUAUAAUUAAACCAAUUACUGUAUUUUUUGCUCUAUAAGACUCACUUUUUCCCUCCUAAAAAGUAAGGGGAAAUGUGUGUGCGUCUUAUGGAGUGAAUGCAGGCUGUGCAGCUAUCACAGAAGCCCGAACAGCAAGAGGGAUUGCUGCUUUCACUGCGCAGCGAUCCCUCUUGCUGUUCUGGCUUCUGAGAUUCAGAAUAUAUUUUUUCUUGUUUUCCUCCUCCAAAAACUAGGUGCGUCUUGUGGUCUGGUGCGUCUUAUAGAGCGAAAAAUACGUAUAUCAAUUUUUCUCCUUUGAGCCGAAUGUGCAUAUGCCCAGCCAUUGAUAAAAAUAACAAGACCUACAAAGUCUUGCACAAGACCUACAAAGCUGCAGAGGAGUGUGAAAUAGAUAUGCUUGCUAACAGUGAAAUUGCUUUGCCUAAUGCUGCAGAGCUUGGUUAGUAAAAGUCUGAGUAUGUAAACAUUCAUAAAAGAAUUGGACUGUGCCACAUUAGUGGGGAAUUGCUUUCACAUUAAAAAAUCUCUUGUACUUAGAAUGCUAUUCCACUAGAGAGGCGUUUAAGUCGAAUUUCUACCCUAGCGUUCUAGCUUUCCAUGUGCUAGGACUUUCCGAAUUGCUGGAAGGAUUCGAAUCCACAGUCCCCAUUGCAUUCUGAAGUGGCAGAAUCCUGUUUUAUUAAAGAAGUUCAAUAAUCUCCUGAGCUAGAAUCGCAAGCUGUUAUAUUGCCCAGUGUAAUCUCCCAGUGUUACGUAGCCUGAUUUCAUGUUGGGCCUGGAUAAAAUAUUCAGAUUGAAUAUAUACAGUGGUGCCCCACAAGACGAAUGCCUCGCAAGAUGAAAAACCCGCUAGACGAAAGGGUUUUCCAUUUUUCGAUGCGCUUCGCAGGACGAAUUUCCCUAUGGGCUUGCUUCGCAAGAUGAAAAUGUCUUGCAAGUCUUGAGAUUUUUUUCGCUCCCCCCCCUUUUUCUAAGCCGCUAAGCCGCUAAUAGCCUUUUAGCCGCUAAGCCGCUAAGCCUUUAAUAGCCGCUAAACCGCUAAUAGGGCUAAUCCGCUAAGCCACUAAUAGGGUUGCUUCGCAAGACGAAAAAACCGCUAGACGAAGAGACUUGCGGAACGGAUUAAUUUUGUCUUGCGAGGCACCACUGUACAAGAAAAUGAUCUCUACAAAUGUGGGAAUUAAACAUUGGGUCCUGGAGGGUGUGAGUGCUUCCUCUCCUCCUCAGUGCCCCAGCAAACUGGCAGUUUUGGAUAUGCCACAACUCUCGUAAGAUGUUUAAAUAGUGAAACUUUCUAUUCCUUGUGAGGUAAAUGGAGCUUGGGGGAGGGAUAUCCAACUAAUCAAUGACCUAAAAUCCAUUAAUUUCAGUGGGUCUUCUCUGAGUGUACCUAUCAUUGGAUAGCUCCCAUUGGCUUGGAUUCCUGGACUACUGAAGGAGCCAGUGUAACGUUUUUGUCUAGACUGAUAAAGAGGAUUUGGCAUUAUUUUAUUCAUAAUAUGCUUCUUUUAUUUUCAUUAAUGAAUAAAGCGCUUCCUGAAAUGUGUAUUCCCCAGUGCUUUUACAUAAACAUGUUAGGGAUCAAAGAAUACUAUCUUUCCCCCUUGGUUCUUCUGACAUAAUUUGAGUCGGCAUAAACAAAUAUGCUUAAUUAUAGGGAAGCACAUAGCCAUUAGAAGUCUUUCAGCUGAUCACUGCCUGAAACUCUCAGGUUUUAGUUUUAGAUUUUUACAUAAAGAUAUUCCAUAUGCCCAUGUCUAACACAGAAGAGGAGAAUAAAGCAGUGUGGGCACUAUUUAUAUUAUUUGAUGGAGCCUCUUAUUUGCUGUAGCACAAAGCACAAUCGAAAUAAUCUAGUGCAGGCAUAGGCAAACUCGGCCCUCCAGAUGUUUUGGGACUACAAGUCCCAUGAUCCCUAGCUAACAGGACCAGUGGUCAUGGAUGAUGGGAAUUGUAGUCCCAAAACAUCUGGAGGGCUGAGUUUCCCUAUGCCUGAUCUAAUGGCUGCUUGCAGCUGCUAUGUAAAUGCAGACAUAUCUCAUGAAAGUGGGGUUUCACCAUUCACUGGGUUAGGGCUGGGUCAUCUGCACCUUGAAAAGAAGCAUAAAAACUUGCACGGGCUCCUAAUUUAUUGAGAAUAUGUUUUCCCCCACUUUCCUCUUCUUUAAAAAGGACCCUGUGGAUCCUGUGAAUACGGUGAUUGUGAUCCGCUCUCUAGUUUCUGGGGGAGUGGCCGAACAAGAUGGCCGGCUCCUCCCCGGAGACAGACUUAUGUACGUGAAUGACAUCAACUUGGAAAAUGGCAGCCUGGAGGAAGCUGUGCAAGCGCUGAAAGGAGCGCCGAUGGGAACGGUUAGGAUAGGAGUCGCAAAGCCCUUGCCUGUAAGGAACUUAAAUCUUACACAUUUUGUUUGGGGUUUCCUAUUUUGCCAAGAAACCAUACAGGUUGCCUGUUUGCAAAUGCAUGCGUUUCGUUUAUUGACCUAGCAGCUGACGACACUCACUGUGGAUGUGUGAACUAAUCUCGUUUUGUUUUAAAGUGAUGUAAAAAAAAAAAAAAAAAUUCUGUCUGUGGAGUUUCAUCCGUAAAGGUCAGUUCACACAUGUGUAAGUGAUGUGGCUUCGGCUGCCGUCAAGUGAUAAGCAUACACCUGUGAACCUGCCCACAGUGUGUCUAACUGCAAAAAUAAAUAAAUAAAACAAUAGCAAUCUGAAGUGUAUCUGAAGAAGUGUGCAUGAACCCGAAAGCUUAUACCAGAACAAACUUAGUUGGUCUAUAAGCUGCUACUGGAUUUUUUAUAUUUUUUUAUUUUCAUUUCAAUAGCAAUCUGUACUUCAGAUUCAUCAGGGCUUCAGAUUCAUCAUUUACUCAAUAGCAUCUUGUUUUGACCCUAGCUAUGGAGCUUCAUUUGGGAAUAGCAUACAUUGGGCAUAGUAAUGGAAAGAGGAGCGGCCAUCCUGGUUUGACAGAAAAUUCAAAAAGGAAUUUGUUUAAAGCUGGUUUUCUUCCUAACUUCAAACACAGCGUUCUUGACUUCAAUGCUCUUAAGUUCAAUGGAGCUUAUUGAUGAACAUUUGCGUUUAGAUUCUGAGAGUAAGUGGGACUGAAGUCUGUGGGACAAAAUAGGUUUAAAUCCAAUCUGUUAGGCUCAGCUACAUUGGUAAUCGGGCUCUUUUGGCAAAUAUAGUGAAGUAAAUAUAAAUCAUUAGAGCUGAGAAAACAUUCCAAAUUCCUAGGUGCCAGGACUGGAGUAUUAGAUACUACCGUUGUGCACAGCUAAAAUAUUAUUUCAAACUCAUGGGCAUUUCAUUCUUCAGUGCUUUUCCUAGCCUUGUAAACCAUUACACCUGCUCAGGGCUAUAAGAAUAACCUGCAGUUCUCUCUUUUUCGGAGGCUCCCAUUCAUUCCCCUUUCUAAAAAUUCCCUCACGCUGCAUGUCGUGAACAUUAGCCACUAUCCAUCUCAAGAGCUUCAUUCUCUCUGCAGCUUUCACCAGAAGAGGGCUAUGUUUCUGCUAAGGAAGAUUCCUUUUUCUACACUGCCCAGUCCUUUGAGGAGGAAGGGCCAGCUGAUUCAGCCCUCUUCCAUGCUGAGCUGGCUCUGGUUAGUGGCCACUUCCUUUCCAUGAUAAUGUGUUAAAACCCUUUUGAUCUUAUGUUUUCAUACCAAAGAAAAUUUUGUCUAGCGUCAAUGGAGAAACAGCCUUGACAUUGUAACGUAAAGACGUAUUUUAAAAUGCUUGCUUAACUUCUUCUUUUUUAAGGGCUUAAGAAGGUUGUUUUAUUGGGUCAAGAUGCUGAUAUCCAAAUACACACACACACACAAACAAAAAACCCACAGACGCACACACACAGUCAUGAGAAAAAGAAAGUACACCCUCUUUGGUUUUACAUAUCCGGGCAUAAUAACAAUAAUCUGUUCCUUAGCAGUUCAUUGAAUUAGGUAAAUACAACUUCAGGCGGACAGCAACACAUGACCUGUUAAAGCAAAAUGGAGAAGCCACAUGUGGAAAAACUAAAAAACGAGACAGUAACUUGGAUUGGAGUUCAAAAAUAAAUUCUGUGUUUGCACAUUAUCCUGUUUUGAGAAUCGUACAUUGAUACAGGAAAAGGAAAUUAAGGCUGCUGUCCUAUGCUCUUCUGUAGGAGUAGUUAGUAGACUCACAGGUAUUUGUUUCUGGGUAGAAACACAAGAUUGGGCGGUCAACCACUUAUACAAAAGAAGUGUUAUUGACAAGAAUCAGUUAAGGGGACGUGUAUACCACAUUACAAAGUGAAGUUUUUGCUGCUGUUUUUCAGGUCAUGCUAUACCGUCACCACAAAGUCUAUCUAGAAGCUUGAUGGAUUCUUAGUUGGCUGCAAUUUCCAUCGUUCAAGCAAACUAAUCACUUUUAAGUUUCAGUAGGAAGUUUUAAUGCAUGCACUUGUGAUAUCACAUAAGUGCAGGAUUUGUAACAUCCUGGAUAUGUUUUUAUUGGGCAUUAAAAGAUUAGUGAAAAGUGUGCUAGCUUUGGAGUUGGACAAUACAUACACACACACACACACACACACACACACCCUAUUAUUUCAAAUAAAAUGAGAGAUUAGGUAGGCAGCUUUUGUAUCAUGAAGGUAAUUAAUUUUUUUAAAAUGGACCUUUUUAGACAAACUUAAGCAGUGCACCACUUUCUUAAAUUCAGCAAUGGGACAGCAUAUGAGAUUUUUUUUUCCAGAGGCAGAAAAUUAUAGGAAAUCAUUCCCCCUGCCCCAGCACCUGUUUAUCACUUGAUGUACUUGCAAAUUCAGAUCUAAAUAAUAUUCUCAGAUAACACUGGUGUGUCACUGAAUUUGAGGAUAUGGAGACAUAGGUGAAAAUGGAAAUGGGCUCAUUGUGUAUCCAAAAGAUUUUGUAUGUUUGAAAUCAAAAAGAAAACUAAAGCAAGGCAUGGUAGCUAAGAAGUAUUCAUCCACAGAUGCAAAUGUUUGGGGCUUAUGUGAUACGAAUGCAGCAGAUAGCCGGACUGAUUAAAUUGCCUUUGCUGUUAGGUGGAUUCAAGUGAGGCAGAUCUAGUGGAGGAAUCCACCUUCGAAUCGCACUAUUCCCCAGACAAUGAUGGUACAUUCCAGUCUUCAGUUUCAGCUCUGCAUGGCAGCUCCUGUGCCGAUGACCUGAAGUAUAACCUCUCACUACCCUCUUCAACUCCCAAGGUAAAAAGAAAAAUAUGUAUCAUUUUAUUGAUUGUGGCGAAGCACCACUGAAUGUGAAGAUGUUUGCGUUUGGCUGCUGUAUUGGAUGUAGCAAUGACUAAUGUCGCCCCGGUUGGUUCCAUCUGCUCGUAGGUUUGUUAUUAGAUUAAAGAGCAAUUUCAUUUAGGUAGUGUUGACUGAACACCUUUCAGACUUUCGGAGACCAAAUGCAUUUUGUGCUAUAUGAGGAGGACAACAUCGAUUUGAGGUGCUCUUGUUUUGCUUCUUAAAAAAAGAAGAAAGGUUUCAAUGAAUUUUAAUAAUACUGUGGGAUAUUUUCAAAAAGGUUAACGUAGAGUAACGAACUAUUGCUCCAAAAAUAGCAUUUCCACCAUAUAAGACACUGUUCACUUUCUCCGUAUCUUUAAUCGUAGUCAGUUAGUUACUAUAUCCCUUUAGUAAAUGUGAUGUCGCAGUUAGGCUAAAAUUAAAUCAACAGCAAAAUAGAAUCAACAUGUUGACAUUCAAUUUAACCAUAAAGAGCAAUAUAUUUUAAAAAUGAUUUGAUCCCAUACCCAAUCCUGUUCUUUAGCAUGAUGGCAUCUUUUACAUUUUCUUCCCCAUGUUAGGAUUUUUCUCCCUUCCAUUUCUUGGCAACCUGUUAAUUUUUUUCACCUAAGCUUGAAUAAUUUCCUGUGUUUUUUUUAAUACUCAUGGUAGUUCUGGCAUCAUCAUUGUCGGUGAUGUCAAUCCGUUUUCUUGGUUGGUUUGCAGUGUAUAUUCCUGAAAAAAGGAGUUGCUCAUCUUUCACACCUGAGGUUCACCAGCUGGCUGUAUCCCUUCUGGAAUGUAUUUCAGUCUUACUGGCCAUGGGGCUGACAGCCGGAGUUUAUCUCAUAAUGGAAUUUCCUAAUCCACAACAGAAUGUACCUUUGCUGUGCCAAUGAGACAGAUUGCAUUGUUUAACUUGGUAAUUGUUACUUAAAGGGAUUAGACAGAGAGCAUGCUGGGAAAUGUACGUUCUGCAACACAUCUGGUCUUACAGAAGACAUCACAUUGGUGUUCCCAAAGACUCUCUUUCUGUCUCUGUCUCUUCUUUUACAUCUACCAGAUGCAAUCCUAUAUAUGUCUUCUCAGAAGUAAGUCCUGUUGAGUUCAAUGGGGCUUACUCCCAGGUAAGUCCUUAUAAGACUGCAACCCGAGAGUAAAAUGCUAACAUUAAAGCUUGGUAGCAAUUCACGUUUCAUUUUGCCCAGAUAAAAAUAGCCACACAGAAAGCAAUGCAAUAUACCAUUUCAACUGAGCCAGCGACCUCUCUUCACACAGGGAGAGGUAAUAAUAAUAAUAAUAAUAAUAAUAAUAAUAAUAAUAAUAAUUUAUUAUUAUUUAUACUUCUCCCAUCUGACUGAGUUUCCCCAGCCACUCUGGGCGGCUCCCAACAAAAUAUUAAAAUACCUUUCUAGAAGCAGAGGGACAUGUGAAGUAGGGAAUAUCCACCUAAGAGACAUUUUCGUCCUUAAAAGAGCACAGGAAGCCCACACAUGCGGACCUCAAAAUCAUAGAUCUAAAGUUUGGAAUACAGGCAGUUGUAACUCCAAAUGACAGACACAUUGGAGUUUCAGUACAGUCAUUAUUUUGAAGAGGGGGAAAAGUUCAUCUCAAAUUUUACAUGUUUUGGAGCCUUUCUUCACACUUGCAAAAUGAAGCUUUUUGGGUAAUUUAUCUUAGAUACAGUAGUUUGAGAGGAACAUUAAAGCACUGAUGGGUUAAGAAACGAGCAGGGCAUUAACUCCCUUGUUGACAGACGUGCAUUCAAAUAAUGCUCCAUUAGGAGCGGAGUCGUAGGGUUCUAUCAAAAGCAGCACCAGUGAAAUUACGCUUUUGCAGUGGCAGAUUGGGUCCACUUCCUGGUGGGGCCGGGUUGUGGUCUGGCCACCUAGCCACUUCUCUCAGCAUCAGGGUGGUACGGCAUCCUGUCUCAUGCUGGGGGAGACCCCGGCCACAUCAGGUUGCCAGGUGGCUAAUCAGGUCACUUGGGGGUGUGGCCUGGGACAAUUUAUGCCUCAGCGUGACUCUGUGGCUUCCUCUUCUGUUUCCUCUCCCUCCUCCCCGCCCCCCAGUCUGGAGGGUCCUCCAACUCCAGCUGAUUUUGAGGAUGUGUGGAGGGCUGCAGGUGAGGAGGGAAAGCUCUGUCUUGCUUGCACAGGUCUGUUGUGCUAGUGGAGACGGAAGAGUGGCUAUUGCCCUAGAUUUUUAACUAUAUACAUGUUCAGAACAGUAGGUGCUGUUCAGGAAUGCUGAUGCUGUCUGAAAUGUCUCAUGGUCUUUAUGAGAUUGUCAGUGCAGUUUGGUAUCAUGUCUACUUGAAAAUGUGCUGCCCUGAGCUUACUCCCAGGAAACUGGAUAGUAAGGUUGUAUCCUUAGGGUGGUAUUCAACUAUGUUUACUCGGAGUAGAUGCAUUGAAAUUAAUGACCACGGCAAAGUUAGGUCUAUGAAUUUCAGUAGGUCUAUUUGGAGGAAAAUCUGGUUGAAUACCCUUGGGUGCUCUUGCCUGGAAGCAAGCCCCACUGAAUACAGUGAGAUAUACUUCUGAGUAAACAUGUGUCGGUUUUGCUCUGAUGGGCUGUAAUUCUAUGCACACUUACUUGGGGGUAGGUCUCACGGAACUGUGUGAGACUUAACUUCUGAGUAGACGAGCAGAGAUUUUAGUUCUAUCUUGGUGAUUGGAAAAGCAUUUAGUCUUUGCUGAAUUCACUUUCAAGAGAUGGGUAGAACAAUAACAUUGUUAUUGUUUAGUUGUUUAGUCGUGUCCGACUCUUCGUGACCCCAUGGACCAGAGCACACCAGGCACUCCUGUCUUCCACUACCUCCCGGAGUUUUGUCAAAUUCAUGCUGGUAGCUUCAAGAACACUGUCCAACCAUCUCGUCCUCUGUCGUCCCCUUCUCCUUGUUCCCCACCAUCUUUUCCAACAUCAAGAUCCUUUCCAGGGAGUCUUCUCUUCUCAAACAAUAAUAUACCAAGCUGUUAUUCAAAAAGAAAACCUCUAAAAGUCAAAUAAAAUUUUUAAAUCUUCUUCUUUUUUUAAUAAUAGGCUGUUUGCAAAGAAAGUUCAAAUGCCUCAGUUGGUUACCAUUUACCGGACCAAAACCUGUACACCAUGGAUCUAAUGCAAAGGGGAGCAGAGAGCAGAUCUUCUGCUGAUGUAUGUGUGGAACAGUCUGCUGGGAGCACAAGAAAAGAUCCAGUAACACAUUCUCCUAAGAAACAAGCUGAACAUGAAAGCACAGGAACUUGGACAGCUGAAGCCUCACACAAUGCAAAUUUAACUUCUAGAUUGAACCCUGAUGCUACUGGGAAAGUAAGUGUUUCAUUGCGUAUGUCUGUGCAGUAAUGCCAGUAUUUCCAGGGAUCACAAAAUGGAACUGAUAGCCUUCCGGAUAUUACUGUGCUUACAAACUCCCUUAAUAACUCUGCCAGCCUUGAUAGCCUGGUUGAAUUGUGGAAUAAAGUGUGUUCUCCUUCAUGGAGAGCACGUGUUAUGGUGGGGGCCCCCAGGACACUCCAAAGUUGUGGGGCGGGCUAAUUGACCGUUGGCCACUGAUGCGAUUGGGCUUCCCUUGUUGUUGGGAAGAAGUUAAUGUUGCCAUUUGUUGAUUGACAGCCAGAAAUGCUAAAACUCCUUGCACGAGGCUAGGGCUUCCUCUUUUCGCUCCAUGCAUCGGAUUGCCCAUCCCCCCCUUCCCUAUAUUUAGGGUUGUUCGCAUUGACCUUGCUAUUCCUGUCAUGGGGUCGUCUGCACUUGGGGCAGGGGCCUGGUAGGAAUUUUGUCCAUCUGGCUGAUUGGCUGGGGCCAUUUGGGUUUUGCCUACUGCGUAGCAAAUCGUCACAAAUUGUAAGGUUGCAAAUCGUCACAACUUGUAAGGUUGCUCUUGGCUGCAUUUGGGGAGGGCUGAGGGCAGGUUCCCUGCUCUGUCGCUACCCCCAAGUAUAUUCCCCUUUUCUGACUUUCACAGGCGUACGGAAUGUCAGUCUGUCCCCCACGGUGGGGGCAGAUAGUCGCAACCAAUGCCUAAGCAACCGCUUACAUGUUUGUAUUUUAAUAAAGUUCUGGUCAAAAUUAUGCCAAAAACCUUAAACAAAAAAAUUGGUGUGAUGUGUGUGUUAUUGGGGUGGCCCUGGGGACCUCGACACGCAACAGGCUCCCCUUGCAACAUGGUAUAUCUCCCAGGGGUCCUUCCGGCAGUGCAGGUUCCUCUUGUUCAGGGAGCACCAAAGACAACUGAAGUGGCUGGCUUUGUUGUAAAGAUGGCAAUUUUUGUGAUCAAUUUAUGGCCUAGGCCUGCUUCAAAGGGUUGUGCUACUACUAUCAGAGUAGCAUCCGUUCUGUAAAACUGUUCUGAGCGAUAGUAAGUAAGGGCUAAGUUUGCAGAGAGCUCCAAAGUGAAAGGGUGCAGGCAUACAAAGGGGUUUUUCUCUCUCUCGUUCUUCUAGGUCAGGCUGAUUUGCAGCACAAGCACGCAGCAGGAGCUUGUUCUUGGACAGAGCAGGAAGACUUUGGCAUAAAAUCAGGUUUAUAUUCCUGCCUACCUCUCCAGCACUUUGCUGCUGCUGCUUGCGCUGAAGGAGAUAGUUUGCUUUAUUUUCUUGCUUUGCUGCCAAGGAACUUGCAUAAAUGCUGAUGUUUUAGCAGUAAACCAUCGCGUUACUUCUUUUUUUAUCCUUUUAGCUCAGUCAUAUUAAUUUGAAGGGAAACAAGAGUUCUGUAAGCAAAUUAGGAAUUACACAUUUUCUUAUUACGUGAAUGCCUAGCAGAUUGGAAACCAUCUGUAAUUGGCAAAUCACACGGAAUCCAAUAAUGCUCUCCAGUUACUUGUCUCUAUAAACUGACACUGUUUUUCUUCUUAUCAGGAUCAUGUACUCUCGAUGGAAAAUAACAGCUUAACACAUGCUGGGAGGUAUUCUGCAACCCUAAAUACAAACAAAAACAAGUUUGAGAAGACGAUUACUAUUGCAAAAGGCAAUUCAAGUUUAGGUAGUGUAUCUGCAUCACCUUUUCUGCCGUUGUUGUAAUCUCUGCCUACUUGCUCCCCAAAUAGAACUGUGAAAUGGUAUGAAAAAUAACAACAGACAAACCCAUUGAGAGUGUGGCUGCUGUGUAGGCAACCUGCAACUUCUCAGGUCCAUGGUGCUGUCUCCAGGAAUAUGUUUUUCCCAGGAGAGUAGGAAGAUAUUUCAACACAGGUGUUUUGUUUUGUUUUGCUAAUUGGAUGGAAUUCCUUCUAUUGUUUUGCUCACGAUAUGGCAUGAGAUUUAAUGUGAGUCAGUAAUAUCAAACCAACCUACGUAAUUCUAGUAAUUAGUAGUGAGAUGGGAAACAUAUGGCCCUUAAGGUAUUUUUGGCUUUCAGCUCCCAUCAUCCCUAGUUGUGAGAAAUUAUGGGAAACGUGGUCCAACAAGAUCUUUCCAAAGCGUUUGACAUUGGGCUAUUGGAAUUAGUUAAUAGAAUUUAUUGCUUGCAUCUUUUAGCUAAUACUUCAGCUAAGAGUUGUUGCAACCAUGACACUGAAUAAAGCCUCACAAGACUGUCUAAUCUUCUUCAGAGGAUGAACGAACAACAGCACAUUGAGACUGCAGUCCUAUAUAUACUGUUACUUGGAAGCAAAUCCCGUUUAUUUAAAAUAUUUAUAUCCUGCCCUUCAUUACAAGAUUUCCCUGUGGGGAACAAUAAAACUCAUUCUGAAACCACAAAGCCAUUAAACAGAUGCAAGAGUGGGUCAGAUUGCAAUUAGCAUCAGUUAUAAAACUAUAGAGCAACAUCUAUAAAAAUCUCAAGCUGAGCACUUAACAGUUUCCAAAUGCUUGAGUAAAUAACUAUAUCUUGAUCUGAUGCUGAACUGAGAGGCGAUGGGUAUUCCACAACUGGGGCACAACCCCAGUGAAGCUUCUCAAGCCCUUGCAUAGUAUAUAACUCCUGGAAGCUGGACCAUUUAAAUCAAGGGGACUUCAUUCUGAAUAGGAUUACACUGUAAAAAUAGCCAUUCCUCAAUGUUUCAGUGUGAUGUUCAGAAUGCAGUUUGUGCUAGACAGCUGCCAAGAAACAGAAGUUAUGGUCACGCUCACAGCUUUGCAUAAAUGUAAAUAUCAGCAUCUUGCUCAGAAUGAUUCUGUUAAAAGUGCCUUAUCUUAAUAUUAUCAAAUUUCACAUGUGGUUUUAUUUUAUAUUUUGGGUGGGUGGGGCGGUUGUAGGUGGUGGUUUGCUUCUAUGGAUGCAUAUCUGCUAUCAGCAAAAACGCCUAUGUAUAAUGUUUAGGUUGACUGUUUUUUGGGGUCUUCUCAUAGGCUGGAAUUUGCUACCGUAUUACCUGUAAUAUUGGCUGCAAAUUUAUCUUCUUUAUUUUCUUCUACUUCUCCUUUAAGGGAUGACAGUAAGUUCCAAUAAAGAUGGCUCUGGAAUGAUAGUCCGCAGCAUUAUCCAUGGGGGCUCCAUAAGUCGCGAUGGGCGCAUUGGUGUUGGGGACUGCAUUCUGUCUGUCAAUGAGGAACCUACCACUAAUUUAACCAACGCACAGGCACGAGCUAUGCUGCGGAGACAUUCCCUCGUUGGACCAGAUAUAAAGUAUGUAGAGUCAAUUGGUGCAAGAACAAUGUCUGGUGUAUUUAUUUAUUUAUUAUCUUUAAAAAUAAUCUUGAAGGACAUCACAUUCCACACUUACCUUGAAGUUAUGUUCCAAAUUCAGGAUUUAAAUGGCUAGAACAGGCACCCCCAAACUCGGCCCUCCAGAUAUUUUGGGACUACAAUUCCCAUCAUCCCUGACCACUGGUUCUGUUAGCUAGGGAUGAUGGGAGUUGUAGUCCCAAAACAACUGGAGGGCCGAGUUUGGGGAUGCCUGGGCUAGAAAACAACUCAAAAUUGCCAGUGUGAGUCCAGGAAGAAAAUGCAAGAUUGUGAUUCUCAGCACGGCCUGCUCUGACCCAAGUUUACAGCUUUUAAUGAGCAUCCUUAAGAUUUAAGUCUGAUUUAAAUCUGCCAGUCCUCCCUGGGGUACAUUUCUUCCUUUACUCCCACUCUGGGAUCCCUUCAGAUUCAACCUGUUAGGUGGGUUUGACAUAAACAUUUUAUGUUCUCUUGCAUCAGAUUGCAUCAGAUCAGCAUCAGAUUGCCUUCCUUGGGCAAGAAGGGCUCCUUUUUUCACUAGUACACUUGCUGGUUUUCCUUCACCCUCGCAAGGCAGCAAGUGUCCCAGCCCCCACCCCCUUUUCACACAAACAGAUUCUUCCAGCUUCUAGCAGAUGCAAGCAUGUUCCCAUGGGACCCAAGUUAUGCAAUGCCUUUCUGAGUGGAGAGAGCUGUGCCCCGUUAUAUUGUGUUGUGUGACUGCAUGCUUGGUGCAAGAAGAGCCUCUCAGCUCCUUGCUCUUUGAUGGGGAGAAAACGUGGAUUGCACACCUCCUGCGACUGAAGACCUUUGCUCAGGAAGAUAAACUAGGGAAAAUGUUGGAAUUUUUAUAAGGGAAGUCUACUCUCUGUUUGCCAAAGAUUCUUUUCUUUGAGAAAAAUCUCGGUAAUGAACAAGUGGCUAAUUACAGAAACUAUGACACAUGGCAUUAAGACAGAAGAAUAAUGUUUUAAAGUAUAACUCUCAGUACAUCUUUGACAAAUAUCAGGAAAGCAGUUUAUCUUGUACCUACAUUUGUAUUUCACACAUGUAGACUUAGAGGCAGGGUAGCUUGUUACUUGAAAGAGGCACAAAAAUCUAAAGCCUAGAAAUAAAAUACACUGAGUUGAAAUAGUUUGCCGCCUGCUUACUCUUUGAAGACAACAGCAACAGGUGCAUUAUCUUUACUGCAUAUUAGGUGUUCAGAGACAAGAUACUUUCAGGUAACCCAGGUCAUUUACAAGAAACUGGUGUAACCCGUAACUUCCUGGACCUAUUAGUGGUAUCUUGGUCAUUUGCUUAAAUUCCAUGUAUGUAGUAAACGGUAAAUGACCCCUGGAUGGUUAAGUCCAGUCAAUGGUGGAAGGUAAAUACAUGUUGUAGGCCCUUUAUGAAUAGAAAAAAUCCUCUUUACACAUUGAGGUGAGCACAACUUGCUUCCUAAUAAGGGUCCUUAGCUUUCUAUCCUAUCCAAUCAGAAGCAGACCAAAAGUUCAGUUCCUCUGGGCAUGCCUGUCUUAUCUAUCAUCUAUCUAUCUAUCUAUCCAUCUAUCUAUCUAUCUAUCUAUCUAUCUAUCUAUCUAUCUAUCCAAACAUGUACAUUUUUUUCUAAGCAGACAAGCAGAUGUGUAGCCUCACUUCUCACUCCACCUUACAAUUUCUGUAAUAAUAUCUAGGGCUUUGCUUUUUAGCAGCAGUCAUAACAGCUGCUUGUAACAUCUGCCAGAUAAUUACCAAGCUGAUUCAGAAUUCACCUGCCUUCACCGAAUGUGUGGAGAUGAAUCAAGGAAAUAAAAGAUUGAUUGCGGUUCCAUUUUUCAUGCUUGUUAAUAAUCACCGCUAUACACUCCCAAUAAAGAGCAGAUGCUUUCUGUUGGGAGGUGUGGAUAGAAUGGAGGUGGAAAGGGGAGAAGAGGAGAGAGAAUAGGAGUGCACACUUUUAAUGGUGCGUGUGCGCAUCUUGCAUUCAGCACAAGUCACUGACAUUUGUUAACACCAUUGUAAAAAGAUGCUGCGUCGUAUGCUUCACAUUCUAGAUCUUCUCCAACACCUGCUGAUGAUCAGGCCCCCUUUUAUGUGUGAGUAUCGGUGAUUUAAAAGCUCAUUAUAGCUCUGUGUUGCAACUUGUCUGUUAAACCAUUCAUGCUUUCAUAACACCCAAAGUAGCUGGGAUAUAUCCAGAUAUAGGUACAGCAUUAUGUACGCAGACUUACAUGGCUGCCUUCAUCCAAUUAGUCUGUUACUAGAAUCGACAAGUUGAUUCAUUACCCAAUUACAUUACAGUAUACUGGCAUUUUUGGAGGUAUUUAAUAAAGAUAACUUUUUUUUUUGUCUUCUUAAAUAGCACAGUAAAAUAAGAUAUUGGCGGGGGGGGGGAUUCAUCUUCAAAGGGGAGAGGUCCAUUUAUGAGAGGGAGUUUGAUUGUUCACAUGUUUCCUUUACUAGACAAGUCAGCCUGCCAACUGACAAGUAUUAACCAGUGGCACGGGGCAGAGUAUUUUUCUGGACUAAAACAGAAGACACGUUUCAUCCUAUGCUUAAAAAGUUAAACAUGCAUAUAUUUACUCACAUAGUUUCGUGGAGGGGGGGGUUAAGUGUAAUUUAUCCUCUUUUCAACCGCUGGAUAGCUGCAUUAGUACAGGCAACCCCCGUUUUCGGUGCGACAGAUAUGUGUGCAAUUGCACACAUGUGCACAGGGUAGAACCUGGAAUUGACAUGGAAACGUCAUAAAAUAUGUCACUCAAGGUGUGAAACGGGUGGGGCAGUGGCAGAACGGGGGUUUGAAUUGCACACGAUUUCACACAAGCGUGCAGUGACCCGGAACGCAACCUCUGUGCAAAUUGGAGUUUGCCUGUACUGCUUUUAGUUUCAGCAGCCUACAUUCCACUUUGCCCGGUCAGGACUCAGGUAUAGGAUUUUGCUUUCUGAAAAACAAUGAUGCUUUUCUAGUCAUCUGUGACACAGCUUCAUCUGGGAUUCCCAGUGCAUCCUUGUUCCUCUCCUUGUGAUGAUGUAUUGGCAGGGAAAUACAGAAUCAUUGCUCGGAGUCUUUCCUAUUCUGAUAGGCAUAGAGAGCAGUUUGAUACAUGCAAUAUGCAGCAUAAUUCAGUUCAUGUGCAUUCAGAAGUUAAGUCCCUUUGAAUUCAGUAGGACAUACUCCUAGGUAAUUGUGUAUAUAGGAUUACAGUCAUAAUGGCCUGGUUUUGCAAAGCACACUUCAGGAAUUGUCAUAGCACAGGACUGUGCUCCUUCUCACUGCAUUUAUGCAUUCAAUCUGAUUAUAUAUUGUGGCUUUUCAGCGUUGCUAUACAACUGUGUAUCGCAGCACUAGUAAAGAUACCUGAACACUCUUUCCCAAGGUGCUAGUUACUGAUACAAUCAUGGAUGUACUGAUAUCUGGAUUAAUCUCACUGUCAUAUUUUCUGUGAUACUAAUGUUUUACUCUCUCCACUGUGUGACCAAAAGACUCUAGUUGCCAAGCCUGUUGACUGUAUUGUAAAUUGUCCUGAAUGUGAUCACAGAUUUCUUUAUUUGGUAUAUUUCUUAUCAUAGUAUGUACAGAAGGCUUUUUUUUGUCUGGCUAUAGAAUCAAGCAUGCAGUUGAUUCCUUUUAGUAUUGCAUGCUGCCUCAUGUUUACACCCCUGUCCUCUGACUUUAUUUAGCGCAGGAUAUGAUUCAUUCAUUUGUUUAUUUUUGCUUACUUUCUGAGUGCCGAGCUGAUGUGUAGUCAGUUUAGUCCUUUCCAGCUUCAGUUUUUCAGCCUUUCCUGCCAAUUAUGGAAUCUAAAGUGGAUGGGCUUGUGAGCCAUCUCUCCUUUUAUCGUUUCCUUCUUCCUAAAUUGUCUUUCAACCAAAAAGAAUGCUGUACAACUACCCAAUUCUACUCUCAUUUUCCAUCUAAUCUAAAGAUUUGAAGUUGUGACAUCUGCUGGAAAUUUUUUGUUGAAUGUAUGAAUGAAGUUUCCCCUGUUCUGGAGGGAAAUGUUCUUAUCUCUCUAUAUAGUGCUAGAUUUUUUAUUUAUUUAUCCAUGUGAUUUAUUUAUUAAUGUGAUACCAUUUUCAUCUCUAACGUUACCAUAGCUUUAUUCACUUUCCCCCCUAGUUACAAUCAUGUGUUUUGUUGCAUUUAACAGUUUAAAAGAAUCAUGUUACCCCCAUAAAUACCACCAUCUCUCGAGACUUUCUGACCACUACUACUUAUUUCUCUCUAAAAUGAACACUUUAAAGGGAUAACCUUCAGAACAACAAGGCGGCAUUUUAGCCAGAAUGGAUGUCUGCAAACGGCAGGGAUAAUUUCAUCGCAGUCAAGUUGAUAUGGUUGAUUUAUUGAUUGGCAAUGGGGAACAGUAAUGAGGCAUAAGGAAUUUUUGGUGGGUGUUUUUUUUAAAAAAAAUCAAUUUUCCAUAUUUAUGAUUGCCUUUGUGAAGCACCCAAGUUGAUGUACAAGGAAUAAAGCAAAAACAAGCCAAUUAUGAAUAUUCCAAAAAUUAAAAUGACAAAAAACCUCAGCAGCAUUAGCCGCUUUCAUCCUUCCUGUUUUGUGUGCAGAACCUUCUUGGAGAGACUGCUCUACAAUUGCGGUGCCAUUGCUAAGACUAUCCUGCUUUGAGUUCCAAACCACCUAAUCUCAGAGGAAAGAAAAUGGUGCCCAGAGGAAAGAUAUAUCAGUUAAUAUGAAAGGGGAUGUGUGUAGCCAGUGGCAGUUUUUCACUAGUAGAAACUGCUUCCAAUCAUGCAAGGCAACACAAUUUUCAAACUCCUACCAUUGCACACACAAAGAUGUGCUAAAGCCCUCUGUGCCUCAUUCCCUGCUGUUCCAGAGAACCUUCCAACCUUCAGGAGCAGUUUCUUUUUAGCAGACUGGGGUGGGCUGCAGUACUUAGGGAGAAUUAGAGAGUACUGUGAGAGGAAGUGCUUUUCUCCAACACAAAACUAUUAUUGGUAGCAACCCAGAGAGAAGCAGCUCCUGAAAGUAAACACUGGAUCCACGUGUUUCUGUCACCACACCUCUGAUUAUUAACUGUCAUGCUUUUAGCAUUUUCACCAGUUUUAGAGCCCAGCAUGUAUCAUUUAUUCUUAUUUCUAGGUCAUCCAAUAAGAAGAAUGGUUCUGAGUCAUGGCCUAGAUCUUGGUAUCGUGCUCUUGUUUUGAAUUGUUGCAUACCCCAUUAAUUCAAAGAGAGACUUUUGGCUCAAGAACCAAGUAGUGUGGCUGGAGAAAGCCUUAAAAUCUUGACUGCUUGUUACUGAGCUAUUCCUCAGACACCUGCAGCAUUGUAGGUUUUAUUUUUAUGUUUCAUAUUGCAGCAUUACCUAUGUGCCAGCAGAGCAGUUUGAAGAGUACCAGGCCAGCUUAGGGCAGCAGCUAGAAGGAAGAAUGCCACUGGAUGUUUUUCCUUCGCAUGUUGUCAGGUAAUCUACUACACCAUAUUGCUAUAAUCCUCUCCUUUACCUCUGUUUACACAUGCAUAUGCUAAUAGCAUGAAAAUUCUACCUCCAUGCUUGCCGAAGCAAAACACUUUUACUAAAAAAUGAUAGGCAAAUGUCUGGCAUCUGUUUACUCUAGACGAUAAUAUGGUGGUUGUGGGUUUUUUAAAGCACAGACAAAGAAAUACUCGGUCUAGCCAAUGAUUUGUUUCAGAAAAGUUGUUCACCAUUGUGCAAAGAUUUUGACUUGUACAUUGUGCAAAGAUUUUGGCCUGUACUAAACCAGAGUUACUGGUGUGGGCUUCAUGGGGAACUGUUCUUGAUAUAAGCCAGGAUUGUCACAGCGAAGGCAGAGCAUGAUGGGAGGAGAGAUCAGCCCCAACACUAAUUUACAGCAUAAUAAAUCAUAGUCCCCCCCCCCCAAAAAAGAGAAAUUAACAGUUAAUUGACUAGUGGUCAUUCUGCCUUCCUUUUCCCCACCCCCAUUCUUAACCUCCGCCAGUGACUUUUCCUACAAAUGAGAAUAGGAUUAUUCCAGAGGAAUUGUGAAAUUGCAAGAAGGACUUAUGAUAUUUAGCAAUAUGUUCACAGUUUGUAUUUGGGUUGGCAUAAGCUAUGAAUGGAUACCAGUUUUGAAUGAAAUUGUCAAUGUGACUUUGUGAACCGUCUUGUCCAACUGGUAAUGCCUUCAAAUGGAAGGCUGUUGUGUGUCAUGGAGUGCUAUUCUGGAAUACGAGGGAUGUGAGGAGGGGGAGGAGUCCAUAUGUAGAUAUAAAAUACUACCUGCAGUUUUUGGAUCUUGAUUGAUAUACAGAAUAUAGAAUCACCCCCAUUUCCUAUACAUUUCUUAUCCUUCUUCCUAUUCUUGUGCCCUUGUUAUUGUCUUUGUUGUAUUUUUAUUUUCUCAGUUUGCUUGCAAGGUUGUUUUUUUUUUCUCUUUUAUCUCCACCCCCCAAAAGCCCCAAGAUUUCAAAAAACAAUGUAACUGGAAAUUGUAUCCAUUUCUAGUCUGCUUGACUGGGGAAAGUGCUUUAGAUUGUUUGAUUUUUAAAAAAAUGUGGAGCAAGGCUAUAAUCCUGGAUUGUGUUCAGUUAAGUUAUAUUCUGAGUAGACCCACUGAAAUGGAUGGCCUCGAGUUAGUCACACCCAUUAAUUUCAAUGGGUCUACGCUGAGUAGAAUUAACUUUGGUUACAACCCUCUGUCUUCAAUACUUCAGGAUGAUGAGAGAUGCUAUUUGUAGGUUACUAAAGCAUGCUGUACAUGCCCUUGUUUAUUACCAGAGAAAUUCCAGAACUACCAGAACGGGAAGAAGGUGAAGGAGAAGAAAGUGAACUUCAGAAUGCAGGCUACAGUAACUGGAACCAACCAAGGAGGUAUGUGUGUUUCUGCUACUCAGAUAACUCCCUUAGCAGUUUAUUUUGGUGCAGUGUCCAGUUUCUCACAUUUUAUUGAUUUGGGGGCACAACCAGAAUGCCUGGAUAACUGGAAAUCAAGAUAAAUUGAAAUCUUAGUUAAUUCAUAAGGCACGUUUACCAAAUCUUCACCGUGAUCAACUCUUGCCCGGAAACCUAUGUCCCACCUAUGGAAAUACGUGUGGAUCCAGAAUUGGCCUCCACAGUCUCUUACGGACUCAUUGUUAAGACUGUGUUCAUGGAAGACAAUCUUACUUGUCUACAAGUGAUUGCCAAACAAAGAAGACAUGGACAUGGAAUUUGGGUCAUUUGGACAGUUUCCUUUCUUGUGCAGUUUAUUGAAUUGUAGCCAGGAGAACUGGGAGUGCUUCUAACCAUGGUUAGAAAUUCUAGUUGGUGCCAACUGUAAUAAUUAUGUAUGAAUGACCGCCAUACUUAGGAUUGUUUCCAACACACCACUCGUGCAGUGGGACCCCCCCCCCAUUCCUUUCAUCUCCUCAUUCACCACCAGAAUCUGCUACAGAGUGUCCUCAAACCUUCUGGAGCAGAUUUUGAAGGUGCUUCAGGGACUGCAAGGAAGAGGACAGGAGCGGAAAGGUUUCAUUGCACAAGCAGAAGUCUGUUGUGUAAGUUGAAUGGCAUUGCUGGAUGCAGCCCUCGGCUUUGGAAUCAAAAAGGCUUCCUACAAAUUGAAAGGAGCAAAGGAGAAAUCCUCAGACAAGGUGGGAGGAGAUCUGGAGCUGCAGAGGUGUGCCUGAUCAUCAUCACAGGCAGGCAGGCAGAAUUACAUCUGCGUUUGACCUCUUGAAUUCCUAGAUUGGUCUUUGACAGUUCUCCACAGAGCUCUUAACUUGUGUAAUAUUAGCAGUGCCAGAUUUACAUAUACACUAAGCAAGUUAUAGCUUAGGACCCCACUUUCUUGGGGCCCCCCAAAAAAAUUAAAUGAAAAAAACACCUGGAUGUACAUUUCCAAAAUAUAAGAUAAAAAACAAAUAAAAUAAAACCUACAUACAGCAACAGUGUUUUGUGUUGUGUAUGGACCUAAUAGGUCCAUAAAUUACCAUAUAGCAUAUAUUCAACAUAAAAAACAGCAACAAUAUGUUGUUGACAAAGGAUAGCUGGACAUAUAAAGGGCCCCAUUACCUUCAGUAGCUUUAGGGCCUCAUCAAGCCUAAAUCCGGCCCUGUUACCACCUGCCAUCACUGACACCAUAGGAGGAAGAGGAGGCAGCAAUCAGGCACCCAUUUGUCUCCCCUGGGAGUAACCACUGUGUGAGCACAAUUCUAUAUCGUGCUGUCAUUUUAAGCCCUUGUGAAGCUUUUCUUUGUGUGCUUCCUCCAUGUGAAGUCCAGAGGGUGGCAGCAUGAGAGUGGGCCUUCUCUGUAGUGGCUCCCCAUUUGUGGAAUGCUCUCCCCAAGGAGGUUUGCCUGGUGCCUUCAUUAUAUAUUUGUAUAUAUUUUGCCAGGCAAAAAUGUUCCUUUUCAACCAGGCCUUUAGCUGUUUUAUUGUGUUGGUUUAAUUAUUUGCUGUGUUUUAUCUUGCAUUUUAUUCUGUGAACCACCCUGGGAUCUUUUUAUGAAGGCCGAUACAUUAAAAAAUUAAGAAAGAAAGAAAGAAAGAAAGAAAGAAAGAAAGAAAAAGAAACUGUUGUUGUUACUUAAAUCUUAGUAAGGUUGCGUGAGACAUGCCUAUUUAAUUUCAGCCCUGUUGUUACAAGAAACAAAAGCCCAGCUCUCUCCUUGAUGAUUGCAUUGUGAAGCGCUUGAAUGAACAGUUUCUGAUUUUGCCCAUAUUUGUUUUCCUGUUUAAUGAAAUAUUCUCCCCUUGACUCAAAAUGGCACAAUCCUAAAUAGCAACCGAAAGUGACAAAGAGUCUCUUCAGCCCUAAGUUCAAGCACGCUGAGAUGCAAUUUGUAAAAGUCGCAAACCUGUAAUGUAGAUGCGCUGCAUUUCUUAACGUAUUUAUAAUUAUAGGGUUGAACUCUGGAGAGAACCCAGCAAGUCACUGGGAAUCAGCAUUGUCGGUGGACGAGGAAUGGGAAGCCGACUGAGCAGCGGCGAAGUCAUGAGAGGAAUCUUCAUCAAACACAUUCUUGAAGACAGCCCUGCUGGCAAAAACGGAACCUUGAAAACAGGAGAUAGAAUAGUGGAGGUAGUAGAUCGCCCUCCACUUUCCCACAGUUAAAGCCCCCAACCUCCUUACACACAUUUAAUGGGAUUGCUGGUUGUUCUAAGAAGAUUGACUUCCAGAAGUAGAAUGCAUGUUGUAAACAGCUUCUGGCAUGACUGAACUAGAUCUGUAGGGCUCAAUUGGUAGAGCACGAGACUCUUAAUCUCAGGUCAUGAGUUUGAGUCUCCACGUCGAGCAAAAGAUUCAUGCAUUGCAAGGCGUUAAGCUAGAUGGCUCUGGUGAUCGCUUCUCUAUGAUUCUAUGAAAUGAUUUCUAUUACUACUGCACGUUUGAAUUAAGUAUUUUGUUCUGGUACCCAUGGUUUGUGUCCUGCAUCACCCUGGUUUCCACCUCUGGAAGUUUACAAACUCUAAUGGUUGCUCAUCUUUCCAUGCUUUAUAGUGGAUGGUUUAAUUCUCAGUCAACUCAUAAGAACUAAAGUGGUAAAGAGAGCUCUUCCCAUGAGACUUCUAAUGUUAAAAUUGCAACUAACCACUAGCAUGCUGUACCUUGGCUUCCAGCUUCAAUAGUGACUGAAAACCCAAAUUAACUUACUAACACUAAUAUUAUAACCUCAUUUUCUUCGGGUGCCAAAACAGCCUUUGGAUCCUUGUCUUAGACAUCUGCACAAGUGGAAGCCCCCUUUCAGGAAGUGCUAAGUCUUAGCCUUCUUGGAAAGACUGCAUUUUGCAGCUCUUGAGGGAGUCUAAAUGGCAGUGUCUCAACUUUUCCCUUCCUUCCCCCUCCCUUUAAAAUGAACAUUGUACUUUAUACGCAUGUUAAUUGAGCCUUGCAGCAAUUCAAUGAAGCAUGUAAACACAAUCUUGCUUUGGAAAUACGAUUUUAAAAUUUUUAUUUGCAGAAGCCUUUUAGAAAUUCUGUUCGCUGCUUUCAAAUUAUGACCCAUCCUGAGACUUCUCUCUCUUUUUUUUAAAAAAAAAGAAAUAAGUACACAUGUAAAUUGACAUACACAGGUGGUUUGUCUGCUGUGGACUGAUAAUACAUUGAAUUUGAGGCUGGAUCUAUACACAUUAAAAAAACGUGUUGCAGAAAAAUGCGUUAUAAAAGCUGUUAAUGUAAAACCCCACUAGCGAUAGAUCACAGCUCUGCAACGCCAUCUGGUGUCACAUGUUUAUAAUGCAGUUAUAAUGAUAUAGUUGAUGAGUGUAUCUGAGUCCUGAGUUUUCUCAAUGAUUCACAUACAUUUGUCUCAAUAUCCUGUAAGGUAGGUCAGGAUUAUUGCCCUCAUAUUGCGAAAGACGGUACUCAGGCUUGGAUAAAGUGCUUUGCUUAAGGUUAAAGCUCAUGACUGGAACAAGAUUUGAACUAUGGGCUCCUCAUUUGCAGCUCGGUCUCCUUAACACUGCACUAUCCUGAAGGCCUGACGUCAGAAAGGACUGCCCCUAGUUUUUUUCUUGUUUGCUUGUUACGUUUUCACCAUGGCAAAGAGAAGUCAAAUACAUUUUCUAGAAGUUGCUGCAUUAUUAUUUUUCUAGCUGCAUGUACCAUUGUGUUAAGCUUAGGCCUUACGAUUUCAGGUGGACGGAAUUAACCUCAGAGAUGCAAGCCACGAACAAGCUGUGGAAGCCAUACGAAGAGCAGGCAAUCCAGUAGUCUUUAUGGUACAAAGCAUUAUAAACAGACCAAGGGUAAGCAUAUGAACUGUGAAAGAAAGAUUUGCAGAACCAAAAUAUGCAGGGAGAAAUUAAACAUCCAAGGCUGUGUUAUUUUGGGGAGGACAUUUCCACAAAGCUAAGGGCAGGAUUCUUAGUGUUGCAAUUAGCACACACACACACAUGCAAACUAAACAAAAAACCAAUCCUUGAAAACCUACUUUAAAAUGGAUUUGUAAGACAGUGCAGGUUUCUGGAUCAAAGCGAGUGGCAACCAAAAAUAUAAAUGUACAUUUCAUUAGGCAUCCAUCGUGGAAAAGUUCUAAGACAGGGUUUCCCAAACUUGGAUCUGCAGCUGUUUUUUGACUACAACUUCCCUAGCUAGCAAGACCAGUGGUUGAGGAUGAUGGGGAUUGUAGUUCAAAAGCAGCUGGAGGCCCAAGUUUGAGAAAUGCUGUUCUAACAGCUCUUCCACACCAACCAGUAGUUGAGAUUAUGAGACUGGGCAUUCAGUGCAGCUGAGACCCUCCUGCCCCACAGCACCUGUGUAUAUCCCAUCUUGAUUACAUGCUCGUCAAACAUGGCAGCUGGAGACAGCUGUGGGCUGUGCAUGGCCUGCACAAUCUGCAUGGGGCAGAAUAGUUGCAAACACCCAUUGCACCCAAAUGCCCCUUUUCGUUUCAACGCUUCUAAAGCAUUAACCAGGAGGGAUGGAAACUUCCUGUGCAGAUGAACCGUUCAAGUAUGCAGAGGGACCUGUUUCGUUUUGCUUCACUUCACACUUUCAGGAACUUGCGCUGCAUGGGCGACACAAACACCUGCAAAAUAGUUUUAAUAUAGUAGCUUGCAUUGUUUGUAAUGACACUUCCUCCUUGUAGAUUCGCUGUAAGCUGCAUGUCUUGAUUUACAAGCUGUUUCACAAACUUUUUGUUUCCCAGCCAGAAUCUCUCUAUAGCUCUGUAUCGUCCUCUGCUCCCAGCGGGCAGAAACCUAAUAAUCCAUUUUACCGCCAGUCGUCGCAGGUAAAGUCGCAUGGAGUAGCUUUGCAGAAUAUUGGUGAUUGUGUGCAAGACGCUAUUUGAGGCUUGUGCAUUUGCUGUGGCAUGGACAAAAGCAGCGCUUCUAGUUUGUGCUCUUCGUUUGAAAACCGUUGUGUUUUUAGAGCAAGAUCCUAUAAGGGGAUUUCCAUUCUUUGGUCACAGACAGUCAUCCACAAACUAACCGGGUCCUAUAAUGAGAGUUACCUUUUAAUACAGCUUUGUUUUUUUAAAAAAAGUAUCCAGCAAUUUAACACGUUCCACCAGUGCAUGUUGUGGGUGGGAAAUGGCUAAGUGUUACCUAGGGGAUAUGAAUGAUUACUGUGACCAGUUAUAUAUAUUGUUUUGAAACAACUCUUAACUUGCUUGUUUAAUAAGUUAAGUAUUUCGUUGUGCAUUUCCCCCCUGUAACUUAUUUGCAAAGGAUGCGAGUCACGUUGACAAGCCUUUUCAGAUUCUGCUUACCACUAUGUUUUUAUCAAUAUUUAAAGUAUAUACCGUACUUUUCUGUGUAUAAGACUAUGUUUUUUUACUUUAAAAUUAUGUGAAAAACUGUGGGUCUUCUUAUACACGGAUAGUGAAGGGUAGGGAUAUUCUUAAAAUAGGGGGUGUCUUCUACAUGAGGGCAUCUUAUACACGGAAAAAUAUGGUAAUUUAUUGUCUGUUGAUGUAAUAUUUUUGCCUUGUUAAUUGUAACAGUGGCAACAGAAUUCGUAAGUAUCCUUGUACAUUCUGAUCCUGUCCAUUUUUAUUUGAAAGUAAGUCCCAUUGAGUUGAGUGGAAUUUACUUCCAAAUAAGCAGGCAUAGGAUUUGGUAGGAGAUUGGGAAUGCCCCAUGGGCUUUGGGGCUUUCAUUAUCUGUUGCCCUUAUGUUGUGCGCUCCUUCUUCAUCACAUCUUGCAUGGAGAUUCCCCCUUGUUUUCAGUGUCUGAGCUAACGAUGACAUAGGACCAGGGUGGAUUUGAUUUAAAUCAUGAUUUAAAUCACUAGUCAGUAUGAGUUGAUUUAAAUCUUUUCUUUUUUUCACAGAAAGACUCAUUCUAGCUGGUAUAAUCUUAAUAUUUACAACCAGAUGAAGGUUUUAUUUUUGGAAUAAUAAUUUUUCAGAGCAGUUUUUACAGUUACCUAUAUCAGAAAUUACUGAUUUGGUUUUACUAUUAGAAAUAUGUAGACAGAUAAUUAUGGAAUUAUUGUGAGGUUUGAUAAGUUAACUGUUUAUAUUUGGUCAACUUCUCUGCUGUACUUUAUUGGAAGGAGAAAAACAAUCAUUUCCUUCAUAACAAUUUAAACAAUUUAUUUAACUAAAACAAUAACAUUAUAGAAUAUGUAUCCAUGUUUGUUAACUAAUGUGGUUAAACUUUUUUUAAAAAACAAAACACAAAAAAAACUUAGACUGAGUUUUAGCACACAUGAAAAACCUAAAACAAAUCCUUAUUUCCUGAUGAAUAGCCUUUAGACUAUAAUGUAUCUUAAAUAGAAAACUAUAUUUAAAAAGGUUUUUCCUCCAAAGGCAUUUUACUUUAAAAAUCCGAUUUAAAUUACAUUGAUUUUUUAUUCACCCUGCAUAGGACAACAUCUAUAGCGGUGCUAAUCAUGGUUAUGUAAGACCACAGCUUCCAACCUACUUCUAACUAUGGCUGAAAACUGUGGUUUGGCGGUAACCAUGAGGUCUUCCUCCUAAUCCCUUAUCCAUUAGGCAGCUUUGUGGCUGGCAUAUGUUUAUAUUGUUUUCAAGCUACCUAUGCUAGAUCACAGCUAGUGCUGUGGUUGCGCCAAGAGGCAAACCCCUCCACUGCACUAAUUUAAAUUAUGGAUGCGUGCAUCUGCUUUUCUAAUUUGGACUUGCAAUGAUAACGAAGGGAUAUUUGGAACAAUCUUGGUGGAGUCCUGUUCCUUUUCGAGAUGCUUAAAACUACGGAGAGGUCUCGUGCAUAAAGGAUGGUACAAACAUGCAUGCAGGUGCAACACUCGACAACCUUAUUUAUCAGUGAUUCUCAGCUGGAACGUGUGAAUUGCCAUUGAAACGCAUUGUGUCUGAAAUGCUUUGCAAUCACUCUGUGGUAUUUGAUCCGUGACCACCAUUUUCACACAUGGAUUUGAUCAGGGGUCAGCAAACUUUUUGGGGGAGGGCGCCAGUUCACCAUCCCCCAGACCUAGUGGCUGCGGACUGCGGAGGGGGCUUCUCUCUCCCCCCUCUCCCCCAGCCGCUCCCCUCCCCCUGCCUACCUCCGCUGCUGCUCUGCCUGUGGUUGGGAGCUGGCAGUGGUGACCGUGCCUCUCCUUUUCGGGCCAGCUUUCCUGGGUGCCAGGCACAGGGCCAACAGGCGCGUCAAGCUCCAGCCCAUGGGGAGAGGCUGGCGGACGGGUGGCGACGCUUCCUAUCAAAGCCCAGCCCCCUUCCUCAGCAGGGUGGGGAGAAGCCAGGAAGAGGGAGGGAGGAGAUGCCACCACGGUGAGGGAGAGAGGGGGAAAACCACAAAAAAAUGGCUCCUGAAAAGAAAGAAAAAAAAUGGCGAUCGCACCGAUCCAAGUGGUGGUUGCAGAACCAUUUGCGGGCCGGAUCCAGAGGACAAUUGGGCCAGAUCCGGCCCACGGGAUUUUUAGUUUGCCGACCCCUGGAUUUGAUGUUGGCCAAUGGAUGGUCAUGUUUGUGUGGAAGUGCCCUAAUGUAUUUGCCUUUUGGUUAGCGAGCCCCUUUCUGUUUUUCUUGUAGAACCUCCCUAUGCCUUACCUGCAGUACAACCCUUUCAGUAAGCCUCCUGCCUUCAGCAGCACUAACCCUUUUGUUGAGCCUCUACAGUUCAACACUAACAAGGUUGGAUGAUGCAUGGAUAUUUGCGAUGGACUCAGUGAAAAUUUAUGUGUUCCUCUGUUUCUCUGCUCCUUCUCCUCUCCCUCAUUUGAUAUUUUUUGAACAAACAUCAAUAAGCCAGUGUCUUACUGGAGGAAAAGCAUUCUCCUUAUCAGAGAUAGGUCCACCAUACUCACCCAAAAAGCUUUAAUUUGACCAGUGAACCAGCUGGUCCACAAUCAUAGUAAGACAGAGAGGCAGCCUGUUACUUGUGGAAAGACCAGAAGCUGCAAGUGUGUCAUGCUUUGUAUUUAACAGAUAAACUGUUCACUAAAGCUACAAAUCUUCAUUGUAAAAUAUUACAUGAAUCAGUGUGGGUUAGGAUUUUAAAACACACACACAUGUACACAUUGAUGAGACUAAAUUGAUUGGCAGUAUAACCGCAUUGCCAAAUCUUUUUGAGAAUAUUAACGGAAAUAGUUUGGCUCUUCUUUUCCCCCACCCUCCACCCUGCCCCCAGUGAAUUAGGAAUAUUAAGGAAUGGUAUGGAGAAUACAGAACACAAAUAGCUAAGGUUGCAGUUCUGUAAUCGCUUACCUGGGAGCAAGCUGUACUGAUAUCAGUGGGACAUAGUCAUGUGUCAGAGUGGACUGUAAAUGAAUUGUGUCUAGAGGCAUUCUUGUAUUGCUGGUUGCAUUGCCGCCGCCAGAACCUAGUCACAGGACAAUUCUGUGUUCAGUCCUGACAAAGUCAAUAGCAGACCACUGCUGUCUGCAAGGGAAUUCAGGCUACAGAUCUAACUAACAUUGAUGCCUCAGUUGAUAGAGAAUGAGACUCCUAAUCUCAGGGUUGUGGGUUCAAGCCCCAUGCUGGGCAAAAUAUUCCUGUAUUCCUGUCUUGCAGGGAGUUGGACUAGAUGAUCGUUGUGGUCCUUUCCAACUCUACAAUUCUACCUUAGGUUCUCCCCCCAGAUACUUUAUGCUAUCUGUUAUUUGUUGCCAUGAAAGUUGGGGGGGGGGGUGUUGUGAAGCUUAGUGGUGGAGCAUGUGCUUUAGAUGCAAGAAGUUCCUCUGCCUAGUCUCUGGCUUCUUAGACUGAGCUGGGGGGGGGGGGACCUUCUGAAAUCCUGGGCAGCUGCUGUCGGUCAGUGUACUGAGCUAGACACCAGUGGUUUCACUCACUAUAAGGCACCUUCCUGUGUCUCCAAGGUGCCACAUAACUGCUUAAAUGCAAGCGUUCUGUCUCUACUUGGUGAUAUAGGUAAGGGCUAUAGAAGUAAACUUACUUUUCUUUUAAUAAGCUAACAGCUUAGGUCAGGGGUCAGCAAACUUUUUCAGCAGGGGGCUGGUCCACUGUCCCUCAGACCUUGUGGGGUGCCAGACUAUUUUUUUUUUGGGGGGGGAUGAACAAAUUCCUAUGCCCCACAAAUAACCCAUUCUACUCAUGUAAAAACACGCUGAUUCCUGGACCAUCUGCCGGCCGGAUUUAGAAGGCGAUUGAGCCGGAUCUGGCCCCCAGGGCCUAGUUUGCCUACCCAUGGCUUAGGUUCUCAAAACAAACAGAAGGCAAGGGGUUCUCUGCUGUUUUCUCCAGUACUGCUGUUCUGAAAGUAGAAGCCACUUUUGCUCACAGAACAGGACUUAAACUUCCUUUCCUCCCUCCUCCAGCCCCUGAGCCACCUUCAAAAGCUAGUUGGGGGUCCCCCUUGAGCAGAUUUUGGAGGGGCUGCUAUGGUAUUCCACUUCAUGCACAUCUGCAUGCAAAAGUAAAUUGAUGCAUAAAUGUUUGUUCUCAGGUUGCAGAAUUGUCUUUGUCAAUUUUCUCCCAAGAAGGAUUUUCUUUGCUCCAAGGCCUGUGCAAAUACAUAUUGGAUAGGGCCUAUGACUGGUAAUGAUAGGCCCUUUAAGAAAUGUUGAGUCAUUCUGAUGUGAUAAAAAAAAUAAAGUUUAUAUAAAACCCAUUCCCUAUGUAAGAAUACUUGUACAGUACAAAAAGUAGCAUUCUUCCAAGGAUACUGUAAUAAACAGCCUGCUGUUUUCUGUUACCAUAGGAUAUGCAGAAUCCAAUUAGAUUUACCACCAGUUGCUCCCCAUGUAACCCCUUUGCUCCUACACCAUUUAAGGUUUGUUUUAAUUCACGGUUACUGUCCUAAUUUGUAGUUAACUAUCGUAGUCAGUGUAUGUACUGCACUCCUUGUGUGCUGUCUGUCCUCAACCCCCCCAUUUUGCCCCCUUGAUCAUUUCAAAAGACCACGUGCUUCUUCCAAGUGUACCUGCUUCUUUCAGAGUGAUGCUGCUCUCUCUGUACUUACUGUCGCCCAAAUUCGUUGCCUGAAACCCACAGGAUACUAUGGUGAAGGAUUCGGGAGUUGCCACAUUUGUAUUUAUUUCUGCAUCUUUUAUAGUAGUGAUUGGGGGGGGGGGGGCUGUGGUUCUCCAGAAGUUGUCAGGCUACAUUUCCCAUCAGCCCCCAGCAGCUUGGUUGACCGUCAGGUAUCACUGCUGGAAUUCCAGCAAUACCUGGAGAGCCAACUCUUCAUAAUUAAGGUCACCAUUGUUCUUAUUAAGAGCUCCCUGUUCAGAUCCCCAAAGCCAAUUAUUUUGCUUCCAUUCACUCUUAUAGGGUGUCUUCCUAUGUUACCUUAGUGAGACCAUUUGCCAAAGUUAGGCCCCAUACCUCUGCAUACAAGAGGGCCAAGUUGUUGUUGUGUGUGUAAAUUGUUGAUGAUAUGUAGCUUACAGCUAGGAAGCCAAAUAACUCUUCUAGGUGAUCAAUAGCUUCUUUGAAAAGACUAUACAAUGUCCAGACUCUUUACAGUCGUACCUUGGUUCUGGAACACCUUGCGACUCGAACAUUUUGGCUCCUGAAUGCCGCAAACCCAGAAGUGAGUGUUCCGGUUUAUGAACAUUUUUUGGAAGCCAAACGUCUGACGUAGCUUCCGCAGCUUCCAAUUGAGUGCAGAAAGCUCCUGAAGCCAAUCGGAAGUCGUGCCUUGGUUUUCGGUUGUGUUCGAAAACAUUCAGCCGCACAAAAUCUGAAGUUGUGUGCAUAUAGUUAUUAUAUAUGCACACGCUAAGUAUUGAAAUAAAGUUAAAUGCACACAAACACACACACACACACACACACACGGUUGUUUCCAGAGUGUCCCUUUGGCGAAUGGAAGCUCCCAAAGGAGAGGGGAGGAGACAAUGCCCACAAUCUCUCAUGCAGGUUCCCAAAACAACUUCUGCUGUGUUCUGGAGAGGUCCGCCAACUCUCUGUGGCUUGUUUCAAGAGGGCUUCAGGGACACGGAUGUAGGCAUGUAUGGUGAGCAGAGUUCUGUACUUGGGAACUUUGGAUCCAAACUAGUAUUGCUGAAGCCGCGUGUGAGUUUCUCUUCUCCCCCUCCCCACCUUUUGAACAAAGGCACUUUUCUAUAUGAAUCCUCAAAACAACACAUCUCGCCACUUUUCUUUGGGAAUCAGUAAAAUUAUCUCCCUUCCUUCCUUCCUUAUGUUAUACUGUUUUCGGUUUUGGAAAUACACUUUCAUGUCUAUGUAAGUCCUUUGUAUGUACGCCACCCAGCACAUAAACCUUCACUGAAUUUGGCUUUUAGUAACUGUCCUGCUUGCUUAAAGUGCAUUUGAACCUUCAUUUACCAUGCUGGUUUUUUUCCCAUCUGUGAUUGCCUUUCCGUUCUAUUAUUUCACAGUAUUUUAACUUCAAAGGCCCAGCCCUUUCUUUGUCAUCACUUCAUGCAUUUUCUUUGCCCAAUGCCAGUCUGCACGUUCCCAGCCACUGUAUUUUCCUUACUCUCCACAGGCAUCUAGCCAGUCAGAUUCAGAGCUAGAAAAGACUUCGUCUUGUAACCUGCUUCUGCCGCCUCCUUCACUGUCUCCAGGAAUGAGCAGUGAAAUUUUGCAGCGUUCCUGCAACCAAUACCUGGAAGAGCUGGAUAAGGAAGAUGAGUUCGGAUACAGCUGGAGUAAGUUUGCUUCUUGAGAGAACCUUUCACAAUUGUUUACAUCUUCAUAUACUCUGUGAUGGUCAUCUUCCUUUUUUUUAUCUUGCUUGAAUAACUCAUGGAAACAACAUUAUUUUUUGCUAUGUACAUUUUGUUGUAUGAAUUCAGAUUCUGUCUUUUGCAUAAUGGACAAACAUAUUAAGCUCUAUUCUCUGGUUGUCUUUUCCAUUAUAGUCCAAGUGAGAUAAUUGUUGCUAUUAGAAAACAUCUUAAAAACACAAAUAUGUGUGGGAGUUGUGUGUGUGUGUGUUUGUUUGUUUGUGUCAGUGUGUACACACACAGAGAGAGGCAGACUGUAUAGAGCAGUGAGGGAGAGAUUUUCUACUCUUCCAUUCUGAUAAAAUGAAGUGCCUGGAGGCAUUUUCUUCUAGUUAGAGAAUUUUACUGGAAAAGAACCAUAGAUUCCUAUUUGAAUUGUUUCAGUCUGCGUGAGAUUAUGGGUUUAUGACAAUGACUGCUGAAUUUCCAAAGUUUGCGUUCUUUUUAAGUUUUCGGAGAUAAAUACUUCCCUUGCCACCUAAUUUCUCUCUCCUUAUGACUAGGAAAGAUCAGUCAGGGGUAUGGGCAUCUGUCUGGAGAUCUGCACAUGAUAGAGUUGGAGAAAGGGAAGACUGGCUUAGGACUCAGCCUAGCUGGGAACAAAGACCGGUCCAAGAUGAGCGUUUUUGUAGUGGGAAUUGAUCCAAAUGGAGCAGCUGGAAAAGAUGGCAGACUGCAGAUUGCAGACGAGUUACUGGAAGUAAGUGUCUAGUAAUUAUACUUAAAAUGAAACAUGCUGACUCUAAGGACGGGGGGGUGGAGUGGGGACAUUCGAUUAUUGGUGCAAAAUGCAGCCUUUAAUUAACAGCACAUUCUUUUAAUCAGUAUUGCCUUUCUUUACAAUCAUACUAGUUUCCCGUUAUAAAUUUUGUGUUUGCGGUCAAGAUUGUUUUCCAACUAUACUAGCACUGAAGAAAUAAAUAGAUGCUGUGAAACAGGAGAAGUAAGUACCUUUGCUAUGGUUUUGAGAGAAAGAAAGCCAUGAUUUAAUGAAAUAGCAAGACUGCGGUCCUGUUCCACUUAACUGGGAGUAAGCCUCUUUGAGCUCAAUGGGAUUUAUAUAUAGGGUUGUACUGCUAAUAUGUUGUCAUUCAUCCUGAAGCUUUCCCCUUAGGUUUUUAGUUACUUCUGGUUGCCUGACGUCUCACCCGAUUUCUCCUUUCAUGGUCUCCAAAGUUAUACCAGGACUAAUGUCACAGAAGUAGCCAACAUCAUCUCAGAUUUCAUAGUCUCAGAUGAAGGAAGAUACACAAUUGAUUUUAUCAUUCAUUGGACUACUCUUUGGGUUGAUAGAAGAAAAUGGAAGCUUUUGAAGUAUUCAGUACUCAGCACUAGGUCCUAUAGGAGGUUUAGUGCUGGAUGUUAGAAUAUACAGGAACAGGAUUAGAAUAGAAAAAGAGGUGGACUAAGAUAUAGUACAUUUAAUCUAGAGUUUAUCCAGCCCACCAUUUUGUUUCCAUCAGUGGCCAGUCUGAUUACUCUUGUAGUUCACAAACAGGGUAUCAACAUGGAAGCUAUCCCCUCUACAAUUUGUCUGCCACCAGUACUGUAUAUUCAGAGGUAUAGUGAUCACGAGACCCUAUUUAGCUACCUUGGCUAAUGCUGAUAGAGUUAGCCUCCACAAUUCUGUUUAACCCUUUUUUAAAAACUAGGUAGGCCAAUGGUUAUCACAUGUAUUGUAGUAAAUAAAUACUGCAGGUUAACUAUGUAGGUGUGGGUGUGUCUAUUUAUGAAAUAUAUUUUUUUUAAAACAAAAUAUUUAUACAUACCUCUUUCUGCCCCAUAAAUUGGGAAACACACCCCAGCCAGAUAGCUCAUGACAGUAGUUGAAAAGCACAACAAAAAAGUAACAUUUAAAAAAAGUAAAUAACAAGAUUAAAAAUAACUGGUAGGAAAACAAGUGUUCAGGAGUCUGCAGUGUCAUUCAGUUUGUACAACAAAACCACAGUGAAAUGGUACUAUUUUAACUAUAUAUCAAAAUGUCGGGGGGGGGGGGCACAGUCCAUGGGCAACAACUGAAAAGGCCUCAUCCUGUGUAUCCAACAGCUAUUGUUUGGACAGAAGUGAUACAUGGAGCAGCAGCACUGCAAAACACAUCAGUGGAUUGCAGGAUUUUUCAGAAGACAUUCUUUUAAAUAUCACAGUACCAAGCCGUUUAGGGCUCUCAGGGUAAUCAUCACUUUAGAAUUGGGCUCAGAAAUGGUCUAGGAGCUUGAACAAAUAGGGGGUCACAUAUUCUAAACAAUGGGUGCUAGUCAGUAUAGAAAGGCAGGAGCGUGUCAUAACCAACUGAAGCUUCCAAAUAUUCUUCAAUGGUAGCCCCAUGUAGAGUAUGUUGCACUAAACCUCAGUGUGACCAAGGCAUGUGUGAGCAUGGUCACACCUCCCCUUUCCAGGAACAGGUGUGAUUGGUGCACCUGUAAAAGCUGUGCAAAAGUGUUUCUGGCCUCAUACUGAGGAUUUAAGCACACUGUUUAGACACAGUAUGCAAUAGCAGAACAAUCCCAUGUAUGUUUAAUCAGAAGCAAAUCUUACUCUGUUCACUAGGGACUUCAGUGCACUCCAGGGACUGCAUAACAUACCUUUUAUUUUCAUUUCCAUGCUCGUUUACAAAAUGACCUGGUUGGAGUGGGCUGAUUUACCGUUACUUGCUUGUAUAAACCUGCUGUCUUCAUGCCUUUUUUUUCCAUUUGACAAACAGUGAGUCACGAGGUGAUCAAUCACUAGUGGAAAUUGAUAAUGAUGUUCCCAAAGUCAGCCAGCCCACUGCAACCUAAUGAAGGACGAUUUCAGCCAGUCGAGAGCCAAAUACAAACCAGCAGCUGUUUUAUAGAUUUAAAAAGGCGAUAACAAUUAUAGUAUAGAGAUACAGGAUUAGUGCAUUGCAACCAUAAUGGUUGAAUAGCAGUUUUAAUAACAAUAGUGACAAAGAAAUCAAGUUUGCUUUUGUCUGUGGAACAAAGCUGGUAUUCAUAAUUAAAGUAAGUAUCCAUCCCAUUCUGAUUUAUCUAGAUAAAUGGACAAGUUCUCUAUGGAAAGACUCAUCAGAAUGCAUCUUCAAUAAUAAAAUGUGCACCUUCUAAAGUAAAAAUCAUAUUUAUCAGGUAAGCAACCUCUAAUGUUUGUAUCUAUUUUUAACAUUUUGUAAUAUCUAAAUGCAUAUUCAACAGUAUCUUUCCCCAUAUAAUUCAACUUUUGAAGCAUUGCUAAAAGCUUCCCUGAAUGAUAUAUUUGCUUUUCAGGAUUUACCACUAUUGUGGGUAUGUCCUUCAAAAAGCAGAAAGCAAGUGCUUUAGGUAUCGAAAGUAUUGCAGAGUUUUUCAAAAAACCUUUCUGCUCCAUAUAUUAUAGAAACAAAGAUGCUGUCCAACAGAUGGCCGUUUGUCCUGGGAAAUCAACAGAGACUUCACCUUCCUCUUCUGGGCUACUUCAGUAUGAAGAGGUACAAUUUGUAUUUCAUAUUUAUUUUCAUGUGAUAGAAUUAAUAAUGGUAGGGAUGGGAAAAAGGGGAUACUCUUCAGUAUGUUGUAAAUAGCUUCUAAACAAGAGGGAUCAAGGUAGAUUUUAGCAAGACUUGUUUUAACAGAGGUACUUUAAUAUAAAUCUGAAAUUGAGGGUGGGGAGGGAAGUUUGCGUUAAACAAAAUGUUGUAGCACAGAGCACUGCUGCUUCCAGAAUAUCCUGCUCCACUGCCCCUCCCACCCUGGCUUUUCAUUUUUGUCCCUAGUAGCCAGUUAAGAGCUUGUUGAACAAUGAGCAUGCCCAGUGGCUUCUUCCCCCCUCCCCCAAAUACCUUAUCUCCUAUGUGGACAGUGACAUUUUGGCUUCAUAAGGUCUGGCACACAGAGAAAUGAGAUUGCCAUUAGUACAGGCGACCCCCAAUUUGUGUGGGUGUUGCGUUCUGGGUCAUCGUGUGCAACGGCGAAGCACACAUAAACCCGUUCUGCCCUGCCCCUUUCCCCUGCCACUUCCAGCUUGCUGCAAUGCACGUGCGCAUGAAGGGAUGCGGGUGGCGCUGUGGUCUAAACCACCGAGCCUCUUGGGCUUGCCAGUCAGAAGGUUGGCAUUUCAAAUCCCCGCAACAGAGUGAGCUCCCGUUGCUCUGUCCCAGCUCCUGCCAACCUAGCAGUUCAAAAGCAUGCCAGUGCCAAUAGAUAAAUAGGUACCACUGCAGCGGGAAGGUAAACGGUGAUUCCAUGUGCUUUGGUUUCCAUCACGGUGUUCUGUUGUGCCAGAAGCAGUUUAGUCCUGCUGGCCACAUGACCUGGAAAGCUGUCUGUGGACAAACGCUGGCUCCCUUGGCCUGAAAGCGAGAUGAGCUUCGCAACCCCAUAGUCUCCUUUGAAUGAACUUAACAGUCCGGGGGUCCUUUACCUUACCUUUACCCUUUUUAACGUGUGCAUGGUCACAUGUCAAUUGGAUGUGCGUAAAUUGGUCAUUGUCGGGAUGUCAUUAGAUGUAUUGGUUCUGUGACCUCUAUAAUGAACAUGGCAUGUUAUGUUUUUCUGUAUUGAUAAAUUUUGAUACAAUAUUUUUCUUUCUUUCUUUCAGGGUGAAGUGAAUGAUCCAAGCUCUAUUUUUCCUAUAGAUCUGAGUUUAUAUAAGAAUAUUAAAAAUGUGGAAUUGCCUAAAGUGAGUAGAUGCUGAUGCAAAUGGCCCCAAACAGAAUUCUGUCUGUAAUUUCUUUAGUCUGAAAGGGAAGGGACCAUUUCCUACUCUGAAUGAACAAAUUUCUCUAAUGGUCUCAGUUUUCAAUCUUACAAUCAACACUCAGUUUCAUUCUCAAGAUUCACGUGUUUUCCCAUUUUAUAUUGGAUCGCAUGGGGUUAUCUGUGUGGUCAUUAUGCUGGUGCAUAGUCUUAGACUUCCCAAAAUCCAGCAAUGUGUUUGGCUUCAUUCAAAACAUAACUAAACCAUGAAAAUGAGUGGUAGCAGGCCUCGGGCUCACAUUUUCACUCUCCCUUUCAUCGGUCCUCUGGUGUGGAGGAAUUUGGAUUUUUUUUUUACUUUAAUUUUAGAUUAACCACAUAUUGCUUUAUUGUCUAGAUUUAGAAAAGCUGUGGGAAAUGGUAACUAGGAUUUGUUAAAACAACCUAGCUUCAGCCCCUUGUUUCAACUAACUAUAAUUAAGAUUAACCACAGUUUAGUGUGUGGAACUCAGUGCUCAAGGCUAGUUCUUGUAAUACUAAACACUCUUUUUUUGUUUUGUACAAAUGGGGCCUUUCUCUAUACCUGUACUUAUCUGCAGUGAAUAUAUUUUUAACUGAAUUGCUUUAUGAAGUGUAUACUCUUAUGCUAAGCAUGGAUUUACCUAGGAACAUUAUUCUCUCUCUCUCUGUGUGUGUGUGUGUGUGUGCGUGUGUGUGUGUGUGUGUGUGUUGUGAACUGCGGGUAUAAAGUGGUAUACAAAUGUGUGUGUGUUUUAAAAAGGAACAAAUACAGUCAUACCUUUUGUUAUGUUCGGUUCAGGUUAAGUUCUUUCAGGAUACGUCCCGCGGCUUACUUACGGUUACUUCCAGGUUUCGCCGCUCGCGCAUGCGCAUAUGCUCAAAAUGAUGUCACACGCAUGUGCAGAAGCGGCAAAUCGCAGAUGCGCAGAUGCAGGUUGCAUUCUGCUCAUGUUGCAAAUGGGGCUCUGGAACGGAUCCCAUUUGCAACCAGAGGUACCACUGUAAUCAAACAAAUUACAAGCAUACAAAAAAACCCCCCAUUUAUUCAAGAGCCAAUAUUCAAGAGCAACAAAUGUCUAAACCAUAUAGAUGCACAUGGUCUCUCUGAAUAUGUUCCAUAAUUCUGUCCUUUCUGCAUUAAUCUCUGCUUUAAUGCCACCACCAGUCAGUCUCUCUGUCUCACUUUUUUAAUGUGUAUUUUCUGAAAUAAGUAUUUAAUAUGCACCUUGCAACAUUUAAACUGCCAGGGACGGUGCCACAAGUUUCAGAGGAGCGAACUUGUUUUGAUCAAUGCGUUCGAGUGGUGCAGAUCGUUUGGGCCAUCUUUUAAAGAAAUUAACGAAGAUAGCACUUCUCAAGCAUUCAUACUUAAGACAGCUUUGAUUGACAUUCAUCUAUACCUCUGGGUGUCCCUUUGUAUUUCUUAGGAUCAAGGAGGCAUAGGUAUUGCCAUUGGUGAAGAAGACACAUUUAACGGUGUGGUUAUUCAGAGCUUAACAGAGCAUGGUGCAGCAGGAAAGGUAAGGCUGUUAAAUUGUGACCCAUUCAGAGAAGAAGGUAAUAAGUGUAUAGAUGGGAAAACCUUCUGCCCCCCUCCAUCCCAUCCCAGAGUUGUUAUUUUUAUUUCAGGAUGGCCGAAUUAAAGUUGGAGAUCAGAUUCUGGCAGUGGACGAUGAAGUUGUUGUGGGGUAUCCUAUAGAAAAGGUACUUGAACGAUUCCUUACAGCAUGCGACUUACUGACGCCUGUUCUAUACAACCAUUUAAGGGCAUAAAAAUACAGAUACCAGGAUUCUGUUUAGGCAUUUAGUCAGGGUGCUAUGGGACCAGGGAUGCUCUGUCUGUUUCAGGAGGGUUGCUAAAUCUUUUCUCUUUCUUCUCAUUCUUUCCUGUCACACUUCUGAACCCAAAAUAGCACUUUAUGUUGGCUUUUUGGGGAAGCUGAAGUGGCUUGUGGGGCAUAUUAUUUAGCUGUGAGGAUAUUUAAAUGUUUUUAAUCCUGUUUUGUUGUUUGCUGCCCUGGGGUCCUUUGUUAGGAAGGGCAGAAUAAAUGUAUACCGUAUUUUUCGCUCCAUAGGAUGCACUUUCCCCCUUUUAAAAACUAAGGGGGAAAGUCUGUGCGUCCUAUGGAGCGAAUGCAGGGGGGAGGCAGGCAGGAAAAGCCCCCAAGAGCUGCACACAAGCUUUGCGUGGCUCUUGCAGGCUUUUCCCCAGGAGGGAGAAGGGACUUAUGCGGCCAGUCAGUCCCUUCUCCCUCCUCGUAGAAAAGCCCUCAGGAGCCGCGCGCUCCUUAAAGGGUGCGUGGCUCCUGUGGGCUUUUGCAGGAGGUGGGGGAAUUGCCAUAGCUGCGCGCAGCCUCUCCAGCUGGGAGAGGCUGUGCAAGGCUAAAGAGGAAGCCAAGGCAGCGAGCGGGAUGGAUCGCACUCACCGCCUUGGCUUCUUUAGCCACACUUCUUUAGCCUCACUGGAGAGGUUUAGCUCCCGGCUGGAGAGGUUGCGCGGCUAUGGCAGAAGCCAAGACAGCCAGCGGGAUGGAUCCCGCUGGCUGUCUUGGCUUCUUUGCUCUUUGGGGCUGGGGAAGAAACCCGGGCUUCCCCCAGGCUUCCCCGAGCAGCCUGUUCACUGCUCUUUGGGGUUGAGGGGGAAUAAUUCCCCCCCUUGAUUUCCCCCUCUAAAAACUAGGUGCGUCUUGUGGUCCGGUGCGUCCUAUAGAGCGAAAAAUACGGUAUAUAUAAUUAAUAAAUGGAGCACUGAUGGUUGCAUGUGUAUUAAGCCUAUUAACUGCAGUUCUUGUGAUCAGCUCUUUGGAGGGGAAGGGCAGAGCAGGGAUUCCAGCUCCAUUUUUAAAGCAGCUGAAUUUAUUAUUUCAUUAUUAUUUAUUAAAUUUCUACACUGCCUUUCACCUGAGGAUCACAGGGCAUUUUAAAAUAUAAAAAAACCCCUCAAGUUAUGUGUUGAAAGAAGCGGUGUCUACCAUGACUUUAAUAAAAUAUAUGGGGGGAGGCAGCACCCCACAUAAUCAGUUUAGAAGAUCUGGCACAUGCACCAUUUGGAUGGCAAUGCCCAUUGACUUUGGGGGCCCCUGGCCCCCUCAGAUUUGGGGGGGGAGCCAACAGGACCUCGGUCCCCGGGACUUGACUCCUAUGCAUGCUUUUGGAAAUCUGUUACAAUAUGCCUGCUAUACGAUUUUCUGUACUCUAGAAUGAUAAAAAAUCAUGUAUCUAUAUUGGCUUGUUACAUGAAAGUUUGCUCUUCUUUACUGUUCAAGUUUAUCAGUUUGCUGAAGACAUCAAAGCCCACUGUGAAACUCACAAUCAAUUCAGCUGAAGAGGAGAGUCAGACAGCUGCUCAGCCACAAACACCGAUUUACAGUGCUACUUCGGGUGAGAGAACUAAUAUCCAACAAUCAGCCGUUGUUUCACCUUCUGAAUCACCAGAACCAGAGUCGGUUAAAAGUAAGAAUCUUCUAGUUACCCCAAGUCUUGGAAAAGAAUUCAGUGACAUUCAUUCGUAGAACUAAGCCAUUGUCUGUUUUAGUCAUGGUUUUGUUCACCAAACCACGAGACAAAUGUGCAGAGAAGACUAGAAACCACAGCUUAUUUAUUUCUCCAAAGCUUGGUUUGUUUUCAAGCUGCUGUUUCCUUGGGCCUCUUUCCCUUAGUGAGUGUCUAGGGUGGGAUGGCCAAAUAACAGAUGCCUAAGCAAAGCUAUUACAUUUAGAUACAAUAACAAACCAUUGUUAAAACAAGCUAUGGUUCAUAAGCCCAGGAACAAGGCUUUCUGCAUGGAGGCUUGUCAGAAACCAUCUUUAUUUUUAUGCAGCAGGCAAAAACUUGCCUUUUUACCCAGGCUUUGGGGCCUUAAUAUGAAUUACUCUAAGUACUCCAUUAGUGUGGCAGAUACUGUAAGACCUGUCUUUUGUCUGUAUAAAUGUGUUUUUUUAAUUGGCUUUGUUGUAAUUGAUUUUAAUGUUUAUAUGUUACUGUAAGUCGCUUUGUGACAUUAUUAUUAUUAGGGAACCUGCAUACCUGUGAUUUUGCCUAGCAAGCCAAAGGCACUUAAAAAUUGUUAGUUUUCUUCCAAGUAGGGAAGUUUACUUAUCAUCAGCUGGAUGUAACUCUGUGAUUUUAGUGCCCUUCACUUCACCAGUUUAUGGCAUGAGUCCAAGCUGGUUGAAUGAGCAGGCAUGACUAGAUCACUGCAGAAAUCCAAUUUAAGUAGUCUAUUAAGGAAUAGGAAAAUAAGAGAAAAAUCAUAGGUUGCAUUUUUUAAAACAAAACAAAAGCAUACACUAGCUGAUCUUUGGCCAAAGCAGUUGAAUAAAGUAAUUAAAGACCCUACAAACAAAAUAUGAUGUGCCCUCAGCCAAAGUGGGAGUGGCAGACAUCCCACAUGGAAAAAGUUGAAAACAACAUCUAAAACCAUCCCAUUUUAUAGUUUUUUCAACAUUGAUGCAUCCAGCCAAAUGUGUGUGUGAGAAGAGAUGGUUUCUCUCAGAUAAGUUGUAAACAUAACUUUGUAUUUCUGAGAGAUUUCAGACUUUGCAGGAGAAAAAGAAGCAGGCAAGAAUUCAGGUGGCAUCUCUGUUUCUUGGGGCCAGAGCUCAUCACAGGUUUUCUUAUGUGCAUUGAGGCGAACCGUAUAUGUGGGUAUUUGUUGGGGGCGGGAGAAUGGACAAGAAAAGCCUUCUUCACCUUAAUGAAUAAAAGGAUAAAGUCCAUAGUAGACAAGGAUUUUUAAGGAGGAGAGUAGUUAUAGCUAUAACUAGUCGGUUUUCUGUUUCUAGACACAAGCAGGUCCUCAACUCCAGCCACAUUGAUAUCUGACCCAGCUACAUGCCCAAUCAUCCCGGGUUGUGAAACGACAAUUGAUAUCUCCAAGGGACGCACCGGUCUUGGCUUGAGCAUAGUAGGAGGAGCCGAUACUUUGCUGGUUUGUAACGAAUGCCUUUCAUAACCCCAAACUAAAGAAGGAAAAUGCUUCUUUCUUUGACAUACCAUACUUUUCUGUGUAUGACUAGGGUUUUGUCUAUAAAAAUCAUACUAAAAAUUGGGGCUCGUUUUAUACACAGAUAGUGAAAAGGGGGGACGUGGGGUUGGUUGCUGCCGAGAGCCAGAGAUUGUUAGUGUGUUAUUGGAAGUCUGGUGGUUGAGUGAAUUUCGGCAAUCUCCUCUGAAAAAGCUCUACAAGUAUGGGCAAUCCUCCCCAAAAGAGUUUAGCAACUCUGGGCAAUCUCCCCCUCUCCCAUUUUCUUAAUUUGGAGUCCCAAAAAUAGGGGGUAUCUUAUAAAAGGGGGCGUUAUACACGGAAAAAUACAGUAUACAAUGCGACUCAAAUAAAUGGAUGGGAACAAUUGAUCUCUAAGUUGGGGGAUAAAAUUUAUGUCCAUAAUUGCACUAGGCAGGAGUGUCUCCCCGCAAUUCUGUUUGUUUGAGUGUGUGUGUGUGUGUGUGUGUGUGUGUAUUGGAGCAUUAUUUUUAGCAUCCGUACAAGUGUUACAAAGUUUUUAAAUGUAUUUGUUGCCACUUGCCACAUAAAACACAUUUUAAAUAAUGGGUUUCAUCCUUAUUAUGUUUUAUAAGCAUUUUAACAUUUUUUCUGAAGUGUGAAAUGUUGCUGUUCUAAUCUGUAGUGCUCCCGAAGAAGGGUGCUUUGAAAUGUAUUAUGUAAAUGCAAUCUUUAUUUCCGUGCACCAUUGAAAUUUCACUCACUCACUCUCUCACACACAAACAUUGGUGCUUUCCCUCUUUUCGUUUUUCUUGACCACACACUUUCAUCAGGACAGCAAAUGAAAACUUAUUUAAAUACAAUUUUUACUUUUGUACCGGAAUUUAUUCUAGGCACCACUAUUCAUGUGUAUUACUUUGUGUGUGUGUGUGUGUGUGUGUGUGCGUUUUCAAUUUUACAAAUACUAACAAAAAAAGACACACACCCCCCAAAAAAAGACAGAAUACAAACGAUGUAUCCCUUUGGACUCCCCCCCCUUUUUGUGGUUCCUUUUGUUAUUGUUUUCCUUCUGCAUCUUCUCAUUAAUUCCAAUUAUUAUAAAACCUUAAUCAGUCCAUAAUUCAAUUUUUUUACUACAAGAUUUCUGUCAAACCUCCUAAAGUGUGUAGUCCUUUACAAUAUUUUUUCAAAUACAUUACGUACUUUCUCUCAUUCCUUAGUAAAAUUUGAUUCAUCUGUAUUCCUUUGAGAUCUCCACAAAACCCCCUUUUAUUCUUUUCUUAGGCUCAAAAUAGUUGAACUGAAUGACGAAUGAAAAGGUCUAGCAAGUUUUAUAUUUUGCUUUUAAAUCCACAGGGCGCAAUUAUUAUCCAUGAGGUGUAUGAAGAAGGAGCAGCGUCCAAAGAUGGAAGGCUCUGGGCUGGUGAUCAAAUCUUGGAGGUAUAACAUUGUGCAACGUACAAGCCAUCCUUACAUUGCAUACUUCUGAAAGUGGGAGUGGCGGCGGCGGGGGGCAAGGAGAAAGGCAGGAGUAGAGGGGGCCUAUAUGCUUCUGACAUCUGCCGUACAAUUGAAUCCCAGGUGAACGGAAUCGACCUAAGGAACGCAACGCACGACGAGGCCAUAAACGUUCUCAGACAGACGCCUCAGAAAGUCCGCCUCACUGUCUACAGAGACGAAGCCCAGUAUAAGGAAGAAGACAUGUAUGAUGUGCUCAGUAUAGAGCUACAGAAGAAGCCAGGCAAAGGCCUUGGAUUAAGUAUUGUUGGGAAGAGGUGGGUACAUGAGGAGAGCUUCUGGAAGUCUGUUUGGUCUUUGUGUGCAGUGCCGGAUUUACGUAUAUGUUAAACAAGCUAUAGCUUAGGACCCCACUCUCUUGGGGUCCCCAAAAUAAUUUAAAGGGGAAAAAACCUGGAUGUACAUUUCCAAAAUAUAAGAUAAAUAACAAAUAAAGUAAAACCUACAUACAGCAAAUCGAAUCCCCGCGGCGGGGUGAGCUCCCGUCGUUCGGUCCCAGCUCCUGCCCACCUAGCAGUUCGAAAGCACCCCUAAGUGCAAGUAGAUAAAUAGGGACCGCUUUAUAGCGGGAAGGUAAAUGGCGUUUCCGUGUGCUGUGCUGGUGCUGGCUCGCCAGAGCAGCUUCGUCACGCUGGCCACGUGACCCGGAAGUGUCUGCGGACAGCGCUGGCUCCCGGCCUCUUAAGUGAGAUGAGCGCACAACCCUAGAGUCGGACACGACUGGCCCGUACGGGCAGGGGUACCUUUAACUUUACCUUACAUACAGCAAAAGUGGUUUGUGCUGUGUAGGAUCCUAUUUGUUAUGUGCAAAGGGCUUUAGAUACCUAUUAGGUCCAUAAAUUACCAUAUAGCAUAUAUUCAACACAAAACAGCGACAAUUUGUUGUUUACAAAGGAGAGCAGGACAUUUAAAGAGCCCCAUUACCUUCAGUAGCUUAGGGCCUCAUCAAACCUAAAUCCGGCCCUGUUUGUGUGCAAGCUAAUGCGGAGACAACAUUGCUGAGAGAAGGUAAAAUAAGAAUCGCCUCCCUUAGCAUUUGAACCUAAUGCCUAAGGGAGGGAAUUCUUAUUUUACCUUCUCUCACUAAUGUUGUUAGUGAGUGCAACUUUGACCUGGGAGAUAUAGUUCAUUUUUCUUUCUUUCUUUCUUUCUUUCUUUCUUUCUUUCUUUCUUUCUUUCUUUCUUUCUGGAAAUGUGAAAUACCUUUAUUUAUUUAUUUGGAAAUGCAUUAUAUUAAGGUUUAUAGAGAAAAAUACAAAGCUUAAUAUCUCUCCCCCCCUUGCUUUUUUCAAACAAACCAAGCUCUAGAUACAAUAAAAACACAAAAGGCAGGGGGAGAAAUAGAGAAAGAAAAAUAAAUAAAUAAAUAGAAAGAGUAGGGAAGAGGUUAAAAGAGAAAGAUAGAAAAAUAAGAUUCAGAAAAUAAAGAACUUCUGAUUGUACAUCUGUCCACUAUAUAAAUGCAAUAUUCACUUUGUCUAAUCCAAGAUAAGACCCAACAAAGAUAUCGCUUCAACGCACCCCUCACCUCUUGCUUAGCCAUGCUGCAAGUCAGCUUCACUUCCUCAUUUGUACAACUAAAAUAAGAGCUGUCUACCCUUACUGCUUAGGGGUGAGGAAAUGUUGUCCCCUUUAGGACUGCAUCUGCUAUUAAGUCUCUAAGCUUCCUUGUUUGACUAGAUAGCAAACUUGCUCAGAAAAGGACAAGACAAAGAAGAUCCUUUUCUUCAGCACCCCACAAGAACGAAGAAGCUAUUGAUAGAUGCAUUACUCUUAAGUCUCUUAACACAAAUGUAACCACCGGAACAUAACAUUUUUACAUGCACCAAUCAGGUGAUCUGGAAAGAAGAAAAACAGCUGCCUUGGCAAAGCACUUUUAGACAGCCUCGCACUCCCUGGCUCAUACACACACACAUAAUUUUAUUUGCCCUUCCUCUAUUCAAACCAUCGGUUCAAACCAUCCUCAAUAAUCCCACUGCAAAAACCUCCAAACAACACCCUGGCCCUAGAGUCUGUUAAGCAGCUUCAGCUUUUGUAGUUGGAGUCAGUCAGAGCCAUACCCUCCUUCCCAGAUUGGAAAAGGCCUCCAAGGCAGGGAGCAGGUCUUCCAGAUGGUUCUUGUUUGAGCCACCAGUUCCAACAAUAAGGAUUUCAAAGCACAGCAUCACCUAAUGUCAUCGUGACAUCAGAUAAUUGACAGGUAAACAACCCUUUCUACCUGUCAGACUUGGCCUGCCAGGGAAUCUGGCCCACUAGUCCCCUCUGCUGACAUACACGAACCAUUCUUACUAAAUUCAGCAUGUUGUCAUUCUUAGUUUACACACUUUAUGACUGCAGAAAUAAAUUCAUAUUUGGCGUAAGGAGCAAUUGUGUCUACGGCAUUGUUACCUUGGUCUCCCUUAUUCACCAGGACAUCAUAUUCUGCUGUAAGAUCUGCAUAUGAGAAUCCAUCCUGUUAGGUUGUAUGUAUAUAUAAGAAAGUGCUGAAAUCUCAUGUUACCCACCAAAAUACUUGUUUGAUCAUUGCUUUUAAAAGCUCGUUCUUAACCAGGUAACUAUUUAAUGAAUACAUUCAUAAGUAAACCACCUUGGAAAUGUCUUCUUGAAGGGCAAUAUAUAAUGUUUUAAAUAAAGAAACCCAACAAAAUAUACUUCCAUUAUUUUGUUUACAGGAAUGACACUGGAGUGUUUGUGUCAGACAUUGUCAAAGGAGGCAUAGCAGAUCUGGAUGGGAGACUGAUGCAGGGAGACCAGAUAUUAAUGGUGAACGGGGAAGAUGUUCGAAAUGCUAACCAGGAAGCGGUGGCCGCUUUGUUAAAGGUAAUGGCAGAACGAUAGAGAAAAACAUAACUGCAUAAAUGGAUACUAGGUCCUCUCUUUUUCCAAAACGAGAAUCGCAAACGGGAAUAGUGCUGUUGCACUCCCAUCUGGCUUGCGGACUUCCCAUAGGUAUCUGAUGGGCCUCUUGCCUGAUGUAACAGGGACUUCCUCGUAAUUCUAGGGACAAGUCUUGUGCAGGGGGGGUUGGUGAGGAGAGGUUGCCACUGUGCACAAGGGCCUCCUGGCAGUGGAGUUGCUGCUACUUCUUGGAAGAGAGGGUGAUGGGAAGGUUGGCACUACAACUGCACAUUGGUAGGAGGGUAUCCUUUAAGUGUGAAUGACUCUGCUGCUGGGAGGCCACCCCUACUGAUCAUUCCCGGUCUCUUCUGGUAUUUUCUUAAGGGAUGCUAAGGUUGGCAUUUUUUAACGUUCCAUAUUUGUAAAGCAAAUGAAAGGCAGUUCCUUUUAGGUACGUUUGCACACCCACCCACCCCGCUUUCAUUGUUGCAUUCAGCACAUACAGAACCAACAGACUGGGGAUUAAAAGAUAUUCACUUGUUCCGGGGGAUUAAAAUAUGCUGCUACUUCUGAUUUAGCACUGCAGUGCACGGCCAGCAGUGGAAACAAAAGCUACUGUUUCUAAAUGAAGUUCCUUUAUCGUUCCUACUUGUCAAAGUCAGGAUUAUACGUUGUGCUUUGAAGCAACUUGCAAGCAUCAUGUUGCUGUGGCUUUUUCAUAGAUAGGGAUGAAAAGAGGGGGGGGAGCAUUAGCGCUGCGUUAUGUGAUACUCUGGGCAGAAAAGAAAUGCUAGCUAGAUGUUAGAAGGGCUAGGUUUAGCCACUUAACGUUGGGGUCACUGAAGACAUCAAUAGUGGAUGUCCUUGCUGAGGGUUAAAGUAGGGACUAAUGCAAAUUUCUGUUGGACUUGGAAUGUACAGAAGCAAAGCCUGGAAUGGCUGAAGGUGGUUUUGCUUGGUUUUCCAAAACAGGUUUCGGGUCGCAUUCCUUAUUUGGUGAAUACGUCUUCAUUCUCUGUGUAUUUUGGAAUUGAUUCUUCUCACAUGCCAUUCGAUGUUGCAGUUAGAGAAGAGCUUCUCCCACUUAAAGCACUCAAAGUAUAAUUUUGUUACCUUGGUUGUCCAAACAGCAAUUUGUUAAUGGGCAUAGCUGGCUGUGAAAUACAGCUGAUGUACCAUCCUUAUUAUGCCAUUGCUUCUGUAGGGACCUCCCUCUAUGUCCUUGUUGAACCAACUGGCAGGCAUGGACAAUGUGCAAUCUACAUGCUCCUUUGUGAUUUCAGACAAGGUUCAUGCAAUUUUCUCAGCACGGGUGUAAUCACACAAUGGACAACACUUACAGAAGGUUCAGCUAAGACUUGUGUGAAAUGGCCCUUGAUCUUCCUUUAACUAAGAUAUGCCUUUACAUCAUUAUACUCUGGGUUAAGGAAUCUGUGUCUUACAAAUAAUGCCUGCUCUCUAGUGCUCAUUAGGUACAGUCAGACUAGAAGUUGGAAGAAUAAAGGCAGGCCCAUUCCAUUCGGAGAGGAGAACGUCUCAGAGCAGCCAGGUUUGUAAUUGCUUGCAUUGGCUUCAUUUGGAACCAUCACAAGCAUUGUUAAAAUUAUAUAAGCAAAUAAAAGGGAAUUGAUUUCGCAGUGGCAGUGAUUUUUCUGUAGAGGCUGAACAGAGAUGAAUAAACUCCAAGCCAAGUACAUAAAAGGCAGUUUUAUGUACCCAUAGCCAUAUUGGGUUUAUUCUAGCUUUUUUUUUAAACAGCUUAGAUCCUCAAAGCUGCUGUGUAGCACAGCCCUGUUCCCAAUGCUGUGUAAGGCAAGACACAUCUACAAAUGUACUGAAAACUAAGUUGGGAUUUAACUGUAUGAUUUUUGCUGUCACAACUAAACAUUUGGGGUAUGAUCUAGUCCCCCUCCCCUCCUUUCUGUCUCCUCCCAUGUACUAUGUUGUGCCUGAAGGGAUGUUCUGGUGCUAACCCCUCUUCUCACUGUUAGCAGCUGUACUGCAUCUGUAGGAGGGCUGUGCAUGCCUGAUUGGUUGCUCUGCACAGGGAACAGAAUUGACCGUUGUCUUUCUCUCUGAGUAACUUGGUUACAUCUCCAUUCAAGAUAGCUGCUGAGAAGUCUGAUUUAGCAGGGAAAGAGAGUAUAAUAUCUCACAUAUCUGGAGGGUUCUUUCACUCCAGAAAAGUGCUUCCUUCUACCGGUACACAGUAUUUUUACGCCAAACAAGAUACUCUGCCAAGCGCUUGCUCUGACUGCUCUAAUAUGCUGCAAACUAUUAAGUUUGCCAUUCAUACUUGUACUUUCACUCCCAUAGGGGGGACCAUGUCCUUGAGCACAACUGGCAGACAUGGUCCAAGUAAAAUAUUACUUACGAAAUAUGAGACAGUAGUUAUACUUGGAUGAUAAAAUAUCAGCUUAGUGAGCCAAGUUAUGAACAAGCUACAUGCAGCCACUUUGCUCCUUCCUCUGCAAGAAAGCCAGGAAACAAGUUAGCUAUAGUUUCCUGUUGCAUCCUAACUAGGAAACUGUGGUUAAUGGCUUCCAAAGAAAUUAGGAUAUUAAACAAACUUUAAACCUUGGUUUCAUAUCCUGGGUUGUAUGAAGAGAGGAGUGACCUAGCUGAGUGUGGUUGCACGAAGCUUGUUGGUAUUUUGGAUUAUUAAGCUGGACAUCUGAACAUGCCAUUGUUGAUGUAGAAAGAAAACUGGACUUACGGGCUUCUAGUAAUUCUCAGUGGUGUAACUCUUUAAGGUCAGCGAGGGAAGCAGCAGCCUGUCAUCAUUCAGUUUCCCAGGUUCGGGAUCCAACCCACCAGAAAGUUAUGAAAGUACUCUGAAGAAGAAUUCCUGUAAGUUUCAGCUGCUGCUGUUCAAAUUCUGUAACUAAUAUCUUCUCAGUUAUUUCUGUGCUGUUAGAUACAUGCUGUUCUCCCAGCAAUCACAUGACAUUUUGUGCUUUCAUGCUCACGUGUAUUGGUCAUGUUCCAAAAUUUAAAAAAUAUUUGUGUGUCGGCAGUCACACAUCAAUUGGAUGCUUCUAAAAUGGUCGUUGGCUGUGUGCAGGAAAUGUCGAGCUAUGACUUGCCAUUGGAUCCCUUAAUUGAGCUUGUGUCUGUGAAAUCCAGUAGUUCCAAUGGAAGAAUAAGGAAUUAUUACUCACCUUUUAAUAACAGUAGGAAUUUCCAUUAGAAGGCAGAACUUGAAAAAUAAAGAUAAUCCAUUUAUAUCAGAUUAUUUCCUAAGAAUGUGGGAUAAUUUAUAUAUAAGAUAAAAUUAACAAAUUUGGCCAGUCAGAGAAGGUAGACAAAAAGAAAACCGAUUGAUUGAGAAAUGGGGCAUUUUCAUACUGCAUUGGAAUUUGAAAGUAUGGGAUUCUAUAAAGUGGUACCUCGGGUUAAGUACUUAAUUCGUUCCAGAGGUCCGUUCUUAACCUGAAACUGUUCUUAACCUGAAGCACCACUUUAGCUAAUGGGGCCUCCUGCUGCCGCCAUGCCACCGGAGCACGAUUUCUGUUCUCAUCCUGAAGCAAAGUUCUUAACCUGAGGUACUAUUUCUGGGUUAGCAGAGUCUGUAACCUGAAGCAUAUGUAACCCAAGGUACCAUUGUAUAUCCAUAUGCAUUACUGUGCGUAAUUUAGUAAUCCUCAGUAUUGUUUCGGUGGUAUUUCUUUCCUUCUAUUUAUUGUGCCUCCGUACAAUUCAGAUAACAGUUGAUAUUUCAUUAUUGUAUGAAAAUAUAACAAAUUAUCUUAUCAAUUGAAAGUAUACAUAUAAAAAGAUUUUGUGCACUGGGGAUGAAAGCGAUAUUCAUGACGAACCUCAGUGACUUCAGAAAUAAGCAAAACAAAACUCUCUUCUUGUUUAUUGGCCAUUGAUUACAAUUUCCCUCUAGGAAUGAAAUGUUUAAGCCAGGGAUGAUGGGCAGAUUUUGAUCUACUUUGUUUUUGACUAGAACUACCAGAUAUAUCAACCAGAGACUGUGGUUAAAUUUUUUGGGCUCCCCCAAGAGAGUGGGGCCCUAAGCUAUAGCUUGUUUAGCUUAUAUGUAAAUCCAGUACUGAGUAGAUCCCAAUCUUUCUUAUGCCCACCCUAAUUGAAACAUUCAAGAACCAGCUUUUCUUGUGGCAGUAUUCAACAGUAUGGGAGUACUGCCACCUCUUUUUCUGUUGCCGGGGCAGCCAUUUUUUUGCUGGUACCCACAACACUUUUAUCAAGAUACAAGUAGCAGCACUUCAUUUUUUAUUUUUAUUUUACCAAAAAAGGCACUGGUUAUUUCUGUGGGGAAAAAUCAAGCAAGUUCCCCAUUGCCUCUGAUGAAGCACAUAACCCUGACUUUCCAGCAGCAACUUAAUGACCAUGAAGGAAAGAGGGAGAUGUGCUUAAAGAAAAAUUUAUCAUUUUUGUUUGCUUUUAAGUAAACAAGCAAACCUAGAGACUAGCGCUACCAGGUUCCUUAAAUUGCUUUGAAAACAAUGUAAGCUUUAACAGUGAUAAAAAAAAAUGUUCUGGAGUGCAUGGAAAAUAAUGUUUCAAAGUGGAAAACACCAGUGAUAACAGUGCUGUUUCCCUUUUUAACAGUAGCAUCUGAAAUACAAGGAUUAAGAACAGUCGAAAUAAAAAAGGUAAGUAGAACCUAGAAGCUGGUAUAAAAUUAAGGAGAAUUUAUUACUAACUUGAAUAGAUGCAGGAUUGCAUCAUGCAUCAAUUUGGCUAUUCUGCUUAAUGGAAGAUUUCGACUGCAUUAUAUUUUAUUAGUUUUGUUUUUUUUUAUCAAUAGACCUCUCACACAUAUUUUGAAGUUACAUAACACAAAUUCCCAUUAUUUAUCCAAGGAAAGAAAGUUAGGUUUGGAGAUUUGAAAAUUGCUUCUCUGCCUGAUUUUUGGGUGAACCUAUCAGUAGUCUUAUUUACUUGGGAAUUGCAGAAUCUGAAUCUUCAGAAUGUUUUGUAUCUCUUCCUUUUACAAACAUACCACCAUUUGCAUUAUGAAUUUAUAUUGUGCUUUUGGUUGGAAACCAGAGAGCUCCUGCUGGCAUUCUGAAAAGCUAAGGCAUGCCCAGUGGGCAGGUUGGUUUUGUUGCUUUCCUACUUUAAAAUAAUCCCAUAUUACUAGCUGCCUUUGUAAGCACCUUCUGUUCCAGAAACAAUUUGCCACAUGGCAUGGAGAUGGACGUGUUGUGGAAGAAGCACAAGCCCAAAUCUCCCUUGAUCAUGCACAUCUAUUUACAAAGCUGUUCCUUAUCCUCAUCUUUGUCAGGAAUCUUCAGAUCAUUUCAAAACACAAACACUGAGCUUCAUAACAGGAAUAGAAUAAAGUAGGUGCAAGAGCUGUGUUCAAAUUCCACUUCCUGCGAUGAACUUUUAAAUAAAGGUUUUAAACUGCACAAAACAGCAAGGGGAAUAAAACUGGACAAGCGAUGCUCUCCAGUGUGGAAACUUUAACUGACAAGAAUGCUUGCUUUGCAAUGCAGUUGCUAUGAAACAUGCAGGAAGACGCAGCUGCUCAGAUAAUGUGGCCCCACGCCAUCUGGGCCUUGAGAUGCUGAUGUUAAAAUCCUUGAGCUGAACACAAUGGCUAAUAAAGCAUCAAGUUGAGCUCCUACAGAAGAUGUGGGAUACAGUUGCAGCAGCGAAAAUUCCUCACAGAAAACAAGCCUAUUAGACUGUGCAAAGUUGCAGCCAUUAAAUACUUAAUGCUAAAGGCAGCAUUAAACAAAGUGCAAGAUUCACAGAUUGCCAUGCUAUUCCCCCUCAGCAGGCUCAGAGAUUUGACGUUAUACGCGCAAAGAAGCACUAGAGGGAGCUUGGCUUUCUUUAUAUAGCUGUUUCAUUUUUACUUCCACAUUUUAAAAAAACCCACUGGUAUUGCAGAUAACGGUGUACUGAUAAAUGUGGGUAUGUUUGUUUAUACAGUGGUACCUCUGGUUGAGAACUUAAUUUGUUCUGGAGGUCCGUUCUUAACCUGAAACUGUUCUUAACCUGAGGUACCACUUUAGCUAAUGGGGCCUCCCGCUGCCGCCGCACCGCUGGCAUGCAAUUUCUGUUCCCAUUCUGAGGUAAAGUUCUUAACCUGAAGUACUAUUUCUGGGUUAGCAGAGUCUGUAACCUGAAGCAUCUGUAACCUGAAGCGUCUGUAACCCGAGAUACCACUGUACAGUAGACUAGGGUUCAUUGGAUUGGUUACAAAGAAUUAGGGCAGUAGGAAUAGAACAAAGGUAACAAUGAGAUGCUAACUUGGCUGAAUCAAGCCAAUUUAAAGUGUUGGUGCUGAUCUGUAUACCUUAAGAGCGUCUCCACGCCCAUCGUUCAGCCCAGACACUGAGGUCCAGCUCCGAGGGCCUUUUGGCGGUUCCCCCACUGCGUUAAGUGGACUUACAGGGAAUCUCGAUAGUGGCGCCCACCCUGUGGGUCACCCUCCUGUCAGAUGUCAAGGAAAUAAACAACUACCUGCCUUUUAGAAGACAUCUGAAGGCAGCCUUGUAUAGGGGAGUUUUUAAUCUGUUAUCAAGAUAACCAGGUGACAGCAAAAACUGCAAAAAAAGUAGGGACAAUUAAGAUAUAUUAUUUGAUCAACUUUCUAACAUUGCUCAGGUCUUUUUUAAUCAAAAGAAAGCCUGUUGCUUCACAUGUCUUAACUGUGGUUAAAAGAUUAUGUAUCAGUCCUGUCAUUUGUAUUGAUGAUACGUCUAGAACGUAUUUCAUAUCUAAGCAUUUAGCCUUAUCCUCAGUAUAUUGUAUUUUAUUUUAUUGCUAUGGCUAGUGGCUGAUGCAAAUAAAGUUUCUAUGUCUUAUGUCAAGCUGUUUGAAGCAGCCCAGAGUAGUUGGGGCAACCCAGUCAGAUGGACAGAAUAAUGAUAAUAAUAAUAAUAAUAAUAAUAAUAAUAAUAAUAAUAAUGUGGAAGUUUAGAUGGGAAGCCUUUGGCUGUAGAUGGGGAUGAAGGGAGUUGUAGCUCUGAUUUUAGAACUUGCACAAAACGAUUCGAGUGUUGAAUAAUAGCAGCUUUUCUUUUGUUGUUGUUGACUUUGUGUUACAGGGCCCUUCAGAUUCCUUGGGAGUUAGUAUUGCUGGUGGCGUCGGAAGCCCUCUUGGAGACGUUCCGAUUUUUAUAGCCAUGAUGCAUCCUAAUGGAGUUGCAGCUCAAACUCAGAAAUUGAGGGUAAGAAAAGAGUAAAACAAAACCUUGAAAAUGAAAUGUUCUAACUUCAAGAUAACAACUUCAGUUGUUGCUUUUCACCCUCCAAUAGGUGUCUUGGGGGGGGGGUUGUCUAGCAAAUGGUGUGGCAAAUUCCAGAAAGGCUGUAGACUCACUUCAAAGGAAGAAGGCAGGGUCUUUUCGUUUCUUGGCCCAUUCCCACAUUGAAACUACAUCAGUUGCAGAGCACAUUGAACAUCUCAGAAAGGAUGGUGUCGAAUGCAGAAACCUGUGAACCCCUCCCACUUGGUUGGCUCAGAAAUCUUAAGACACUGCAUGGAUGGAUGAAAAUUUCAAGCAGGGGUGCUUGAUGGUGCAAGCAGAAUAAAGGUGGAUCCACCUCAGGUUGACUCCCCAACUUGAUUCCGCCACACCCUCACAAGCAGGCUCCCCAACUCAAUUUUGUUUACGCACACCAGCUGCUAGUAUGUCAUUUGUUUUCACAAGCACGGUUUUGACGGGCCGCAUUCAGGGAAGUUGCUAGAGAAGGACUUUUGCCUCAGAAGUCUUUUGCAUGGAUGGGCAUUUGUGCCGAAGCAGCAGUUUUUCAUGGUGCAUACACUGAAAUAGGCUCCCAAGGGAGGGAAGCACCUGUGGAUGUAGUCUGUGAACCCACAAACACCUGGCUUGUGGCCAGAUCUUACGUUAUACAUAUAUAUAUAUAUAUAUAUAUAUAUAUAUAUAUAUAUAUAUGAUUUUCAAAAAUAAAGAAAAAAGAAAAUAAACAUACAUCCAAAGAUCAUACAGAAUCCACAUAUCGAGAUUACUCUGAAUCGCCUGACUUCCCCCCCAUCCCAUCCAUGGGUCCUCUUAAUUCUGUUUUCAACUGAAUAUCAAUACUUCUCCAUAUUUUUCAUCUUCCUAAGUUAUCUGUACUUUCUGUUAUAUUACAAGUUGUAUUUAGAACCCUGCUCAUGUUUUGACCUGUCUGCAAUGAUUUUGCAUAUGCAUUAUAAACAUUUCCCAUUCUUUUUUAAAAUAUCUUGUCCUCUUGGUUCCUGAGCUUCCCAGUCAAUUUUGCCAUUUUGGCAUAGUCCAUCAACUUGAUUUGCUAUUCUUCUUUGGUUGGGGUUGUCUCUUCCUUCCAUCUCUGGCUGAGCAGCAUCCGAGUGGCCGUUGUAGCAUACAUGAACAAUUUCCUCUGGUCUUUUGGGAUCUCGGUACCUAUAAUUCCUAGUAAAAAAGCUUCUGUUUUUUUUAACAAAGGCUAUUUUAAACAUUUUCCCCCAUUUCAUUAUAUAACAUUUCCCUUAUAUAUUUUUUAUUACAUUACUAUUCCACCACAUGUUAUACUCUUCAUGAGCAACCUUUUUAAAGACCAUCUUCCUUGCCUGCUUAUAAUUCCGGAGGCAGGAGCAAGUUCUCAUUUUUUUUGCUGUUAUUCCUGCAAUCAGCAAAGGCUGAAAAACCCUUGAAAUAUACACUUGUCCCUUGCCGUCUUCAAAGCCCUCACAAUACAAUGAAGCUCCCUCACCUUCACAAAGGGAAGAAGGGAAUCACUACCGUGAAUUUUUCCAUCUGUCUUUGCAAUGGACAGGAGAAGCUGAGCACAAAAUAAACCACCACCUGAGCAAUACCGUAUUUUUAAUGGUACAGACAUAAAGUGCUUUCCCGAGCUGCAGUUCUGUGGCAAGCAGCUGGCAAUGCAGAAUGUGUAUCUGUGGUGAUCUGUACUACAUACUUAGGGAAGCAGUUUCAAACUUGCCUUGAAAUGGGAAGGGGGUUGUUAAAAGUCUUCCUUGCCCAGUGACUUUCAAGAGGCCAACUUGAUAUCAUUGACAUCUGACUUCUCUCCCCCCUCCCUCUUUUAUAUUCCAGGUAGGGGAUAGGAUUGUUAGCAUCUGUGGAACACCAACCGAAGGAAUGACUCAUUCUCAGGCUGUCAGCUUGUUAAAAAAUGCUUCUGGCACUAUUGAAAUACAGGUAAAAAAAACACACAACAGAGACAAAAAUAAAGAUUGCCCGCAGAGCUAUUCAGAACAUUUAUUCAAACUUUGUUUUCAAGGACAGAAAUUAUAGCCUUUGAGGGUCUGAGGAGAAUUUAGCUUCCAGUGGCUGUAAUUUAAUAUAUUUUGUCCAUGGAAUGGUUUAUCCAUUUUGAUGAACGGUUAGUAGCCACAAUGUUUCAUUGUUGUCGUUUUUCACACGGUUUGUAAUCAACGUGUUUCCUGAAACAGCUUUGGGCUGCAAUUAUAGGCAAUGGUAUGCAUAGGGGAGAACUGGAAGCAUAACUGAAGGUGUUUAGCAGCUGAUCGCAUGGAUGAACAGGCAAGCGAUUCCCUGUUAAAGGGAAUAGCUUUUUACCCAGUCCACUGUGCGAACUUCUGUUUGCCUAGUCCACUGUGUGGCUGGUAGCAGGAGGAGGGGGAUCUAAACAGCUUUCAAAGCACAAAUAUUACUUUCUGAACCAUGGGAGCCCAGGUAGUUUCAUUAUGUCACACAUGCAAGCCAUAAUUGGAUUUUCACGGGCAUUCAAGAUAUCAGAUGGUCCAAAAGCCAUGGGUACACUUGGAAACUUGUCAGUUCUUUCCAAAUUCAGGCCUGUUUGCUUUAGGACAUUUCCACAUUAAUGUCUCGGUGUGUAUAGGUGUGAGCCUGCUGUGGUUAGAUGUGCAACCUCUAAGCAUCAGGCUCAGUGGAGAUUCAUUAUUCCUCUUUGCAGCCACAGAAGCUGCGCACAGCCCUAAUAACUUAACCUUUGUGGCAGUUGCAAAGUUGCCUCCCAGCACUAUUCUGGAAAAGUGUUUCGAACUUUAAAAAAACACCUGAUCGGUAAAAAACGGGAGAGGGCACUGAAGAAAUGUUAAACUUGCAAAGCACUUGAAUAAAUUUAACCUGUCUGAAGCAUGCGGGUGGGACCAAAUAGGAAAUGAAAAUCAUGUUGGUAAGAGAAAAAGCCAAGCUAGCUCCGAAGGAAAACACACAAACUGACCCUCAUGUUUUUAGGUAGUGUAUCUGUGAGCCUUAACAGAGCAGUUGCUCUCAAAGUUCUGAGUGGAACCACAGGUGCAAAUCUGUCUCUGAAACAAGCAUGUAUGAAUUAAAGAAAACAAUCAGAAGCAUUUGGCGAAGUGUCUGUGGCAUCAAACACUAUACAAAUCUUGGGGUGCAUUUGGUAAAAAAACAAUGGAGGACACAGAAACAUUCAGUUGAUGUUGCCCCAUCAGUUUUAGUCCAUUUCCUGCUACAAAACCUUGCGCAUUCUCACAAGAGCAACCCUGUCUGUAUCCAAAGCAAGGCACCAUUUGUCUGGCUUGGGAACCAGAAACAGUAAUGCUGCUAUUGUGUUUGUAAAUCACCUAGGAAGUGCUUCAUAUUUCCACCUGCGUCUUAAAAGUGUCCUUGCAAGCACAUACAAAAGCCUCAGAUCCUGAUCAACACCUGAAGUGGAGACUUGCACGCUUCUCCCAGUGACGUACACAAGCUCCUUGGGCUUCUCCCUCUGAGGAACAUGCACAGGUCAAUCCUUUGGAUUUUGCAGGGAGGAGAAACAAGCGCAACUCUCCCACCGAUUCUGACAUCCUCCACUCUCUUGCCUGCCCAUAACAACUGUGGGGCUUCUCUGCAUGCAGUUUUCAUGUGAUAAUCUGUGUACUCGUUUCAUUUAUAUUUAAACUGAACCUGCAGGUUGUAGCUGGUGGAGAUGUCAGUGUCAUAACCAGCCAGCAGCAAGAUCCACCAACAUCUAGCCUUUCGUUUGCCGGCCUAACAACAAACAGCAUCUUUCAAGAUGAUUUGGGGUGAGUGGCUAUGCUGAAACUGGUAUCUUAACGGGGGGCGGGGGGGAAUGGUCCCAUACAUUGGCAUAUGUUCCCGUGACCAACCAGUCACCUCUUCAUGUGACCUUUGGAGCAAAAAGUUCUGCCCAUCCCUGAUUCAGAGUGGCUGUUGCUGAACUUCACCUUUCUGACUCUUGCCUUACAGACCUCCACAGUAUAAAACCAUCACUCUGGAUCGGGGACCCGAUGGCUUGGGCUUCAGCAUUGUAGGCGGGUAUGGAAGUCCUCAUGGAGAUCUGCCCAUUUAUGUUAAGACUGUGUUUGCAAAGGUAUGCGCCAAGAUCAAAUUUUUGUUUUAAUUAAGUUGUUACUGAAGAUUUUCUUGCGUUACCAAACAAACAAGGAGAAGUACAUAUAGCGUCUCCACUUUCAAUUCAUAUAGGUUUUUUCACAGCUCGUUCACAUUUGGUAUGAGUGUCAUAGGCAUCUUGCGAUUGGGAGGAAAGAAAGGGGGAAGAAAGAGAGAAGGAGGGAGAUGGGGGGGUUGUCAUUUCGUUCUAUUGCAUAGUGUUAGUGCAGGGCAGGCAUGUCCGACCGGUCGAUCAUGAUCUACUGGUCGAUCAGGUGAUCCUGGUUGAUCAUGAUGCACCCCGCCCUCGUUGCUAUUUCCUCUCGCUGCCACCGGUGCUUUUGUGAAUGCCUUAAUUCCCUGCAUUUGCAGGCAGAGUGUGUGAAGGAGUUAGAGCUGUGGACUGUAGGGUGAGUGAUUUUAUGCAACUCACUCCCCCUAAAAAUAGCUCAACAACUAUGGGCAAUGACAAUGGGUAAAUCACCCCCUGUUUUAUUAAACUGGGAGUAGAUCACAGUCUCUAUAGAGUUGGACGUGCCUGGUGUAGAGAUAGGUCAUUGUCUUUUUGUGCUGUGUAUAAAGGGGAACCACACCUGGGUGAAGGUGUCCUCCUUUGCUUGUCCCCGUGCUAGUUUAAAUUUAUGACUCCCACUACUUGGAAUUAACAUUUCAAACAGUGGCAUAGCGUGGGGGGUGCAGGGGGGCCAGCCGCACCGGGCGCAACAUCUGGGGGUUAGGGUUAGGGGGCGCAAAUCCACGGGUUAAGGGGCGCAAUUCCAUGGGUUAGGGGGCGCAAAUUACUUGCCUUGCCCCGGGUGCUGACAACCCACGCUACGCCACUGAUUUCAAAUACAGAAAUACAGUUUGUAUUUCAAUUUAUAUCUUUUCUAAUUUACUUGUGGGGCAAAAACUAUCUCCCCAACUUUUGUGUGUGUUGUUGUUGUUUUAAUUGCUGUAUAAACUUGCUGCAGUAAGCUGCAGGCACAAUCCAGUACUUGGCUGCUUUUCAAUUUCAGGGUGCCGCAGCAGAAGAUGGGCGCCUGAAGAGAGGGGAUCAGAUCAUUGCCGUCAAUGGGCAGAGCUUGGAAGGGAUCACACACGAAGAAGCGGUGGCUAUUCUGAAAAGGACGAAAGGAACAGUGACCCUGACUGUUCUCUCUUGA
Molecule: messenger RNA, 92550 nt
Organism: Podarcis lilfordi (Lilford's wall lizard)
Lineage: Eukaryota; Metazoa; Chordata; Lepidosauria; Squamata; Lacertidae
Source: the annotation of a GenBank genome assembly